UCAGGUGGAUUCCAUGUUUAGAGAGUUCACGCCCUGCCCUGGGACCUCUGAUUAAUGACUAUCACGUCCGUUUCUGAAAAGCGCUCGGCUGUUUGUUUUGGAGGCGGUGGGAGACGGCUCACGUAGCCGUGGCCUGAUCUGGUUCCCACGAUGCUGUUUGGACGGAGACGCUCUGCUGCUGUUUGAGUCCAAUACAUACAGUGAUACGAUAAAGCAGUGUGCAUACAUUAAUCAUGAGUGUCCAGACUGAAAGCUCCUGACUCCACUACUGACAUUUUUCUGGGUUAAAAACUUCUCUGCAUCCUGAGAGUAAACCUUUUAUUUUCUUGCAUCCUCAGCUUUUAAACCCGAUGAAACUCUUGUUAUUGUCUCAUAAUGACACAUCUAUAGGAGUAAACAAUGAUUUUUAAAGGCCACAUUCUUCAUCUCCUUAUUAUCCAGCUUCAUCCCUCUAUUUUCAUAGUAUUAUGGAUAGUAAACAUACUGCAAUUAAACAAAAAAUGUUGACUACAUUUCUUGAGAAGGUGCUUUUCAAUACUGGUGCACUCUUUAAAAAGUCAUCCCUAAGAUAUUGUUGACUUUUAGUAGAUGUAAACACACAAUAUUCCUCUGUACGUGUGCGUGUAGACUGAGAUGAGCACUCCCUAUAUAAGAAGAAGCCCUUCACGCUUUGGUCAACAUAACACUCUUUCUAAAUUCAAGGACUUCAGAAUGCAAUUCCAGCAUUCAAAGCUUUUACUUGUAUUUAUCAUGUGUAUUGUCCUAUUGUGUCAAAUGAUUACAAUGCAGAGAGGGCAAAGGAGCAGAACAGCUUCUUUUUCUACCGCCACAAUGAGAGGGAAAAAAAAGAAUAUAUAUCUAAGGUAUAUAUACGACUCAUAUGUAAUUACUCUUCUCUGUAGAAAGCAGCCUUCCUCAUUGUUUUCUAUAUUUGAUGUGAAGACUACAAAUCCCAAGCUGGCCACACUCCUCAGAGAGACUAAAAUGAGCCUAAAAAGCAUGUAAACAGUGACGCGCUUCAUUUAUCAACAGUUUUAAGACAACUAUUCAAGAAUGAAACAUUAACGCACAAUUACAGGCAUAUUCUGAUAAUGUCUCUCGUCUGAUUUGCUUUUACCCUAAUGAAUAAUAUAGAGCAUGAAACAGUCUUUUCAUUAUCAGGUAAAUCAGAAGUCUUUUCCUCCAUCCAGUCCAUUCCAAACACUGAUGAGCACCAUUAGUAUACAUGUAAUUACGGCUAACCACAGUAUUUACCCACUGACAGAAUUUAUAUGAGCUGUGUGGACGAUAAAUGCCAAAAUACUUAACAGCAUCCUUCCUAACAAUAGAGAGAAUGAGCCUCUCAUCUAAAUGCAACUAAAGCUAAAUGUUAAGUUUCACUUAUUAUCAAGCAAACAAAACCUCAUCACCAGAAUAAAUCAAACCACAGUCACCAUAAAACAAGCAUGUUUUUGUGAGGAGGAAGGGAGGAAAAAAAAAAAAACAAAACAAGAAAAUGUCCAGCGGUAAUAUGUUAAUCAGGAAUGAGAGACCUUUUAGCUGGUAUGGUUGGCAACAUGGAGGCAUGAUGGGUAAUUAACUGUUUGCAAACAGAAUAUGUGAGCUCGCUGUGUGCUGCUGUUACCUUGCUUGAGAUAAAACAAUGAGGGUGUUUGCAGGAAGUAGGUGAUUUCUCAAAAGAAGUUUGCUGCUCUGUGUGAGAAUUAAAAAAUAAAAACGCUUUCUUUUGGAGUUUUUUUUUUUUAUCUUACCAAGUAUUUCCUUUGACUUUUUUUCAGACUGGGUAUGGUAGUCAAAUGAUUUGCCACAUAAUGUAGGUGCAAAAAAUAAAGUCAAAGCUAACAGUGAAAAUGACAAAAGAUUCAGUGUUUGUACUUUUUAUUAAAAAUGUGAUUCUGUGACGGUUCAAAAUCCCUAAUUUGUAAAAUACAUCCAGUUUGGGGGCUGUGUCUUACAAAAUCCCUGUAGGUGAAUUUAAUUAACCACUUUUAAUUUAUUUGUCUAUUUUUUGGACAAUCAAAUCACAUACGCUUGACAAAUAACCCCUUUUAGUGGAAAUACUUCGCUUACUUUAACAUUGCUUGUUGACUGCAGAUGAACUUUUUCAUUUUUAAACAAUUUAAAAACAAUUUCUCCAGACUUGUUUGAAACUUAAACGAUGUAAAAGCUUUCAAGUGUACAAGUUUGGUCGGUUUACAAAAUAAAUCAGGUAUAAAAAAUACACUUAAUACAUCUUUUAAACAGUGUGUAAAUAUGUAUCGUUGAACAUAUUUCAAUUUCAAAAUAAGGCGUUUUGAAAUCUUUCAUUAUGGUGAUUAGUUUUUGGAGAUGUAGGAACAAGUUAUGAAUACAUAGUUGCUAAAAAAUUCCGUGUACUUUUGAAAAAAUCCUCCCAAGAACACUGAAAGUACAAUACAAUAAUAUUGAUAUGGUACAUGUUCGAUAAUGUUCGAGUUACCAAUAAGGCAACACGGUGUCACAGUAUCAUAUUUACCUAAUGUAUAAAAUUGUAAGGAUUUAAUCAAAUAUUUUUGUUUUGUUGCAGAGGUCAGAAUCAAUCAUCAUCUUCAGUCUUGAGAUCACUGCUUCUGCCGUCUCUGACUUCCUCCACCGUCUGACACAUGGAUGUGCAUGGAUGAGACAAUCCCUCUGCUGCACACACACACACACACUCCACAUCUGCACAGGGAGCAUAAGGUGAGCAUGCAAAAGCCCACAACAACUGUAUAAAUAAGACCAACAGACAGCAGCAGCAGCGGCAGUUUUGCAGCCUAUCAUCGUCUUAUUAAAGGGUCCUGUAGAUUAGAAUCAUCAGAGGCAGGUGUCCCUCCAACGGCAGGCAUGAUAACACGCUGCCAGAGCCCACUCCCCUCCCUGGUACUCUCUCAGGUACCUGCUGAGGCGAUCCGGGGAGAGGCCAGCUUGGAGCUCCCUUGCUUUGGUCUGGUCCGUGUGGGGGUUCAGUUUUUGGAGUGGCCCUGAUCUGCGGGGUGCCUCUUCUUCUUCCACCGGCAGAGAACCAGAGACGCAGAUCCCCCAUUUUUCCACCCUAACACUGCUGCCUGGUCUGCAGCCAGCACACACACUCACACAGACGCACACACACAUUGACUCACACACUGCUCUCACCUCAUCUAGAUAAAGCACAUCAGUGAUCAUGGAGCGGAAUAGUCUGCUUUCAUGGUGCUGCCUGGUGUAGGUGCGUCUGUGUGCUGCUUCACAAGCCUUUUUACACUGUGCACAUAAUUCCUCAUCACUGCUGUCUGACACGAGCAGAAACAGAGGAAUUACUGUCAUAAUAUUUGGUUGUAUGCAUCUAACCGCGUGAUGACAUGAAACAAUAUUUUUUAAUCAGCUAUUCUGCGUCUCCUUUUGAUCUUACACUGAUUUAUUUUGCGUGAAAGGAGCCGGCCGUGUUGCAACAGAGUGUAAGUGUCACCUGCGUGUGUGCAUUUCAGCUCCAUUCACUUGCAGUUACACAUCUGAAAAUUCAUUGUUGAUUUUGUGAUUGCUGCAUCAAAUAUGGGGCUGUGAUAGAAAGUGCAUUUUCCUGGACUGAUAAGAUAAGGGGACUGGGCUCAUCAUGGCACACACACAGACAUACACAUGGUGGUUUUUCCUUCCACAUUUCAGGUCGAAAACGACUGUUUUUUGAUGUAUUAUUUUAUCCUGACUUGUAACAAACAGAUUUUACUAACUGGGAUUUUUUUUUUCUUGUUUGUACAUAUUUUAUUUUUAAUCAAUAAAAGCAGGGUAAAUUAAAAAAAAUAUCUACUAACCUCUUGUAAUAAGUGGUAUGCAUUUAAAAUCAGCAAUAUAUGCAAUAAUAUAAGCUCAGGUAGUUUAAUGUGGUUUUUAAAUAACUCCUAUGCCCUACAGUGCACGUUUACUCCCAUAUGUCUAUUUUGGUAUAGCUGUAUGUCUAUAAGAGAAUAAAACGCAGAAAUAGAGCAUCCAAAUCUGCAUCAGUUAUUUGUGUCCACUCUGUCUGCUGAAAGAGGGAGAAAAAAAAGAGGAAAAAAAAAAAAGCAGUCUGUUCUGCCAGUGAGGAAUUCAGGUUAGUCCCAGAGGACAUCACACCUGUCAAGAAAAGCAGGAUGCAAUAACACCCUCCGUCCCAAAAAAUAGAUCUGAGGAAAUAUUAUCUAAUAUAAUGAAAAAUAGAUCUAAAGGAACUGACAAAGCAGGUAAAAUUGGAAAACAAGCUUGGAGUAAAAAUGCUUUUCCUCUGCUUUGAUUGGCCUCUGGUAUUUAGUAAGAAGAAGAAAAAAGAAAGAAAGAAAAGUGGGUUAUAGAGACUUAAUGUGAAGAAAACUUUAAUUUAAGCCCUGUUGUAACUUCAUUUGGCCCCAGUGUGACAGACUGGUGGAGUCAAACUGGUUGCAAACAGCCUCAGGAAGUGCAUUCCUCCUUUUUUUUUUCUUAUGUUCCCCCCACCAGGAGACCGCCCAUAUGUGCGUUUAAUCCAAAUUUUCUAGCAACUUCCCAUCUUCCUCCUAUUUUACCAUCACUGUCCUGCUCCCAAACUGCCUUUUUCCUCUUCACAUGCUUUCCACCGCAGUACUCCGCCGGCUCUCUCUCUCUCUCACUCUCUCUCUCCUUCUCUCUCUCUCUCCCCCCUCUCUCCUUUUUUUUCCUCCUAUUUAUGAAAACGUCACUUCAAGUCCCUCCCUGUUUGAAUCUCAUUAGUUUCUUGUGUGUUUCUCCCUGUCAAUAAUCCUGAAUCCAGACUCUCUCUAUUUCCAUCCCUCUCUAUCUGUCAAUCAGCGCCGCCUUUGAACUGAAAACCACUCCGACCAACUUCAACUCACUCAAUCCGAGCGGCUCGGCUCCUUCUCCGGCUUCCUUUUUCUGCCAAGAUUCCCUUUUUUUGAGUUUUCUACCAACCGGCCAGAGCUUUGGAAAACGCCAAUACAGACCCCCCAAACUUGUACUCGGACUUUCUAGAUCACCGAGAUCAAGGGUUUAAAAACUUCGUGUUUUUUGCCCCCCUCUUUAAAAAUACAGAAAAUUUUUGCACGGGAAAAAUGCCGCAACUCAACGGCGGUGGAGGGGACGAUCUGGGUGCAAACGAUGAAAUGAUUUCCUUCAAAGACGAAGGGGAGCAGGAAGAGAAAAUUUCGGAGAACUCCUCGGCAGAAAGGGAUUUAGCCGAUGUCAAAUCUUCUCUCGUAAAUGAGUCGGAAACGAAUCAAAACAGCUCGUCGGACUCAGAGGUAAGUUGCACCGCCGAAAAGCGGGGUACGAUCGUUCCCCCCUCACGUUUUAACGCUGUUUAACUUCACUCCGGGGCCUAUAUUUGUGACAUGUUAACACUUGAAAAAGAAAAGUUGACUAUCUCCCUCAUCGCCCGUUUGUGUUAACUUUAACGCAAUCCCUGUGUUUCAUUGCAUUUGAAGGCGGAAAGACGGCCUCCGCCUAGAUCUGAAACUUUCAGAGACAAAACAAGAGAAAGUUUAGAGGAGGGUGAGUUUCUGCUUUAUUCUUCCUCUCUUGUUGAAUUUCUGCACCAUGACAUUACAUGUGCCCGGCGGAGGGAUAUCCCCCACUGGUUUACCCUUCUAAUGCGUAAAUAUGGAGGGAAAUAAUAAACUUCGCGAGGCCACUUUAUAAAAAACUUUUCUUCUUUUUCCCCCCCGCCAUGUUAGCUGCGAAAAGGCAAGAUGGAGGGCUGUUCAAGAGCCCACCGUACCCGGGCUAUCCAUUUAUAAUGAUCCCCGAUCUCACAAGCCCCUACCUCCCCAAUGGAUCACUUUCUCCAACAGCACGCACAGUAAGUUCAUUUAUUUACUACUGUAUGUGCACACACACUCUCCUUAACACACUCACACACACUCACUCUCCCAGACACGGACUCCGGGUGGACACGGAGGCAGACAGAUAUGGAAAAGUUGUCACCCAGAAAGUGCAGCCGGUAAAAAUGUAGAGCCAAGUUUUGCAACUGCUCAUGAAGUGUACAGUACAAUGGCAUGCAUGGGAGCUAACAUGCUAACAAUGCUAGGCGCUGGGACUAGUUGCAGAGAUAAAUUAUGAUUUUAUUUUUAAAAAAGUCUUAAACGCACCUGAAUAUGUUUUUUUCUUACUUUAAUAAUAUUUUUUAAACUUAAAAAAAAUGCACGAAAAAAAAAAAUCAAAAUUAGAAUUAUUGUUAUAAUUAGUAUUAUCACGCAAUUAUUGUGCAAGUUCUGCUAGUGCAUGAUUUGAACCCACUGAAUAAUGCACUUGGCUCGUGUUUGUACAGCCUCAUCAAACAUGCCCUUUUUUCCUAACACAAGCUGCAUGAGCAUUCAGACCCUCACACUGACUUUCUGACACGCUGCACGCUGCGCAAUGCAAUGUAAAGGCACACAACUAAGAUCAAUAUGCAAAUGAGCUUAUCAAAGUGAUUUGCAUGUGUCAAAACGUGUAAAGUCUUCAUGGAUAAAAAGGUGCAUGGAUUUAAAAUCUUUUUGCUGUAAAUAUAUAUUUUUAAUUGAUUUAUAUUUUUUUAAAUGAGUCAUUUAUUGAAUGUUAAUGAUUGUGCAAUUGUAUUUUAUUUUUGCUCUGCAUGUGCGCCACAUUGCUUCUAAUGAGGAAACCACUGCCUUAAAUAAAAGCAUGUGCCAUGUAAACCCAUAUUUAUAAAUAAAUUCAUGUUAUUUAGACACAAUCAGCCAUGCUAUAAUUAUGCACACUUACUCAUUUGCUCAGCACCUCACUAGUCCCACUGGGCAAUGUGCAAUCCUUUAGCGGAAUAAUUUUCUCAAACCACGGGUGUUUUUUUGCCCCCCUGUUUUAAACGGCUGCAAUUACAAGUCUGCACUUUAGGACCUGUCAUCUCAUUUUACAAGGUUAAGGCAAAGACCAGGCAUUAGGAAAUAUGACCCCUCCACCCCAACAUCACCACCACCACCACCACCACCUUCACUUCAGCUCCGGCUGAGGAAAGAAACUGAUAUUUGUCACCUGAAUUUUUUUUUUUUUUAAAUAAAUGCACACCUGACACAUAAUGCCUUCUUUUGUGUGUGUGACACAAUUUCAGCCUUUGAGUUCCACAUGAUCACCUGAAAUUAUUUUGCUGCUUACACUUGUGUGUGUGUGUGUGUGUGUGUGCCUGUGUGAGUGUGCCUGUGUUUAAUUGCUGAACAGAUUUUAUCAUUCCUGGCAUAUGCUCAUAAGAGAACAUUUUGCCAUUCUUUCCCUCUUAGUCAGCCGGCCUUGUUAACGCUACCGGCUGGUUUUUGGAAUUAGUCACUCAUUAUUCUCAUCAGCGCUGACACAAACAUUCAUUGACAACAACACACAUGAUUUGAGCUGAGGCACUUCCUUGUUUCAGUGGCAGAGAGGUUUGUAGUUUUGUUCUUUGUGGCUACCACAGCGCUGUGUUCACUGUUACACUCGGCGGAGCGCUCACUUCAUUGUGCUUAUGCAGCAGGUAGGGAAGCAGUAAAUUGUGGAGCAUGGCUGGAGGAUGCUGCGGCUAGACCAGGUUGACCUUUGCCCUCGUAAUUCCACACCUGAGGAAGUGUUUUGUGUAGUAAUUUUAAACAGCUAAGACCCCUGUAAAAAUGUUACAACAAUGUUAUGAGUUUACCUGUUUCAUUUUUGAUUUUUCUCCACGUCACUACCUUGUUGACCAGGUGAUCAGGUCAUUAAAAAUCUGAUUAUUUGGGGCCAUGAUGAGCAAAUUAGAAGGCUACAUUUCUCCCACCUUAAUUCAAAGAUCUACCUGAACAGGGACUGUGCAAGAACACGGUUUUUCGGCUCGCGGUGAGCCUCGGCCCCCACUGUCUGCAGCGCCCUGUGUGUCCAGCCAUUAGAGCUUUGAAGUCAGCGGUCGCUGUAAAAUAAAUGUAUUAGACUUAAAGCUGGCAUAAAUAAUUCACCUGGACAUUGAUUAGCUGUCUUGCUCUCUUAACAUGUCAUGUGAGGCUCUGAAUAUGACUGCUCGGAUUAUUGCAAUGAGUCAUUCUCUCUGUCUUUGAGUCUUUUGAUUCUCGCUGCUUUUCCUUUCGUUUCUCUUCUUCUUCUCUAUCUCUUGGUUCUGAUGUUGCUGUGGUUGUAUUUCAAGGAUAUCAAAAUCAAAAUUAAGGCCUUCAUAUCUUUGUUUUAAAUUUAUUUCACAUUGUGAUUUUUAUUUUUGUGGAGCAAAAAUAUCAGCUGUUUUUGAGCACAAAUUUAGAUUUGUUAUUCGGCGCUAAUCCUGAUCUAUUUUGACAGCCGGCUUUGUUUCCUUAAUUUUUGUUUGAGCAUGUCUUUGGGAAGGGAAAAAAAACCUGCAUGUGGCGGUUACCAUAAUUUGUUUGACCUCUGGGAGCCAUAAUCAGUGAGAAUUUGUUUUUCCUACCACCUCAGUCCAAGGAGGCUCACAAUUUAGCAUCAUUUAGCAAUUUGACAUGAUGUUGUGCCCAGGCUUUAAAAAGCCUUCCUCUCCUCCUCCACCUCCCUAAACCUCACACAAAGGCCUGCUGGAUCACUGGGUGCAGGUCGAAUUGGAGAAGUGGCCUGCCCAGUUCACCCCGGUUUUCCAUCCUUUUUGCUCCCUCUUUGCUCUCCCUCUCUCUCUCUCCCUCUUCCUCUCUCUGUCUACCUUUUGUUUCCUGCCGAUGCUCACACAGGUCUUGUGAAAAAAGGCGGCGGGUUAACUCCGCUGCUGUGGGCUAACAUCACACCUCAACAGGUCUAAGAGACCGCAGAGGCUCAGGGAGGGAGAGCGGGAUCUAGGCGGCCGGCUCUCCAGCAUCGUGGGGCUGCAGGGCCGUAAAUCCGCUGGCUUUAUUUACUGCCUCUCGGACUUAUGAAUGUUAAGAUAUUUGACGCCACCCCUGGCCCCAUAAUUCUCCAAGCCUGGAGACUUUUGGCGGAGGUUUUGAGUUUCGACGUAUAAUUACGACCAGUUUAAAAAAGAACAAGAUAGUGUGGAAGGGGGGUGUGUAAGGAGGGGGGGUGCAGAAAAUGCAAGACCAAGCAUCCACUGCUGUGUUUAGAGUGAAAAAAGACGCUCCCAGAACCUGUGGCGAUUCCACUACAAGACGGUGGAAAGGCUUUGUGUGCUUGAAACAAUAGCUUUUCUCCCCUUUUCCCUCUUUGUUUCACUUCCAGGAUUGCUCAUGUUGCCGUGGAUUCACCUUUUUGGAAAAAUAAAUCCCCUUUCAUGCAGGCUGACUUCCCCCUCUAUCAUUUUUUUUAUUUUAGGGUCAAAAUAAUAGAGGAUUUUCUGCUCAGAUUAUUGUAAUGAACAGGCUGCAAGUGAAUGCAACGUUGCUGCUGCCUUUGUGCUCACGUGCACACAUUGCUCAGGCCUUAUCUGUUGUAAUUGGCGCAGACAGACAGUAUCUUUCCUUAACGUGGCAGCAGCAUAACCAUAACAAUGGUAUAUCAUAUGGAUUAUGUGUGUUCGGCAGCUGUAAAUGGAUUUUUUUGGCUGUGACAAGAGGAAAGAUAGUUUAAUGCGGAUUUAAGGGAUAGGGCCCACACCUUAUCAAAUUGGCUUUACAUGUUAAUGGGGCCUAAUUGGUGUCCACGGGGGGUUUGGUGGCACAGCGCGGCCACAAUUUGUGCCCCUAGCUGCAGAAUGCACUCUGAAUUUAGUCGGAAGGUUGCGCUCCUUUUGUCUUGCAAAUCACUUUUGUUUACAAAGUAUGGCGGAAGCGGCUCCCGCUCUCUCUCUCUUUCCCUCCCACUACUCCUUUUUGUGCUCCCUCUCUUCCUCUCUCUCUCUCUCUCUCUCUCACUCUGCUGCUGCUGCUGCUGCUGCUCCUCUCUCAUCCUGUGCGAGUAGAGGGGAAAGAAAAGGUCCUUAUUUUUCCUCGACUCAAUAAACAGUCAUAAAAAGCACAAUCUGCUUUGGAUUUGAGGAGUUAAGUUAGAGAAAGGGGUGGUGGGGGGGAGCAGGGGGGGCUGGGAAGCAAAGUUUGGCACCAUUAAACUAAAAUUGGGGCCUGCUAGACAUUAGCGGUGCGCAGCACAUUCUCUGAGCUUAAUUAGUCCAAACUGUAAUUGUUCAUGGUCUGCCAAUAGGAGUAAUGCUCAGGAAAAGUGGAGUUGCACUAAAUCGGCCCGGGGUUUUUAAAACAAUAAAUCACUCGCAUAUUUGUGCCGUGAUUCAGAUGGAGGCUCGACCUCUCCCAUCUCGACAUGUGGUAAAUUGUAAAGUCAAUGAAUCGCAGAUGUAGGAGUGGUGGAGGGGGGCAGCAGUGAUGGUAGGGGGACUCAGAAAGAGAGGCAGAGGGAGUACAGUAAGGUUUUGUGCCUGCUGAAUGAACGUGUGGUAAAUAUUUACCAGUGAGGUAUAUAUAUAUUCAUGCUUUUUUUCCUUUUUCUGCUUUAAGCCCGGCUUAAUUGUCUAAUGCUGAUUUUGUUGGCAGGCCGAGCUGUGUAGGAGCUUAUAUAUGCUUGUCAAUCUGUCACUCUGCUUGAAACUCCACACAGGCAAAAAAAAAAAAAAAGAGAAACUCAGUCAGUUUUUGUGAGUGUGUUUCUAAUCAUAUUUUUAACCAGUGCAGAGGGAGCAGUGGCUCCCUGGUGGCGGUGCGAGCCGAGUUUGGGUGUAGCAGAAAUUCAGCUGCAGUCAAGGCUGAACCUUUUUUUAAUUAAAUCAUUGACUUCAUUGUUUUUAAUGUAAUAACAGCUAAUCUGAUGCGUAAUUUCAGCUGUAACAGAUUAGGCCUGUUAGUCAUUAGAACAGCCUGGAUGUUUUUCUCUUUAUUCAUUUUUCCACUUUUAUUUUUAUUUUUCUAUUUUUUUAAACAAAUUAAUAUCAGAAGAGUUAAAUUCAUUUCACCUCCUGGUUCUGUCAGUGAGCCACCACACUCUGCUUCUCUGUGCCUGAGCAAAAGAAAGAGGGGGAAAAAAAAAGGCAUUAGUUUAGCAGCUGUGCACUGGUGCCCCCCUACAGCCCCCAGUGUAACCCCCCACACCACCACCACUACCCCACUCCCAGCAGCACCCACCCCCUUCCCUUUACUCCCUCUUUCUCCCAUGCAUUUCUAUAGAGCUGCACACAAAGAUAGUACUGUACAUCUGGAAUGCAACUUUUUGUCAUCUGUUAAAUAUAGGCUCGCUCUGCUCCUGGCCCACAGGGCUCGAGGCUCCCUCAAACAUGGAAAUUAAAUUAUUGUGUGUACGUGUGUAGCCACCACUUGUAUUUGUAGCUAUAAACAAAGUGUGUUGUGUUAUUUUCAUUUACAUUUAGCAUACUGUUCAGUUCGUUUUGAAUUUUAAAUAUGUAGAAAUCUGCGUUGUGUUUCCUUAUUUUAUCGAGCAUUUCGAAAUAUUCCGACUUGAACAGACGGAAAAAUCACUUGCAGUCCUUUCAAAAUAAAGCGCCCUUUUUGAAUUUGACAUCUUGAAUUCUGAAAGGACAGCACUAUCUGAUGUAAAAAUACACUGAUGCAUGUCCACAAUGUUCUCGUAGAGUCAAGCUUCUUUAGACUUUGACAUGUAAAGAUGAAAAACUGUCGAUGAGAUCAUCUAAAAAGCUUCCAGGAGGAUUUCAGAUUUUAUUGGCAUUAUUUCUGCCCUGCAUCCAGCAUAAAAAAAAGUACACUUAAGGUUACAUCAGACGUUAUUUCCACAGAGGCCAUCUCCUUGUGACGUCACGCUUAGUGUGGGAAGCUCAUAUAUUAUCUCGCUAAAGCUCUCCGAGCCUCGAUAAUCUGAUGAGUUCUGAUCACGUCACAGCUCCAUGAUUUGAUAGGAAUCCUUAAAACAUACGCUGGUGGAAAUCUGGAGGAGCACCAAAUCACAGCUAAUGUUAGCUAGGUAGUAAUCAGGCUAUCAUUGUGAAUAUAAGGAGGAACGUUUGCGCAAGAAAAAUGGUUAUUAAGUAAGUGACAACUGUGUUUGUGUUUGCUAGCAAACAGUAGGAUGUUAACGUGCUAAACUGUCGACUGUUUAGUGUCUUUGUGGCUGCAAAUCAAUCAGGGAGCUUUGGAAUGACCACAGUCUGUCAGAUUAUUGAGUUUUUUAUGACUUACAAGCUAAAACACGAUUAGAGUCUCCCAACCAGGGGAUGGUUGCAGGGGGGAAUACGGCUUAUAUGUUGCAUCUGUUUGAUUUAAAGGUUGUAGUGAGGAUUAUUUAGUGUCAAGAUCUGCAGGAAUAGAUAUGCUUUACAAAGUAUAAAAAUGUCAAAACCAUUGGAAAUAAAUUUUCUAAGCGGGACAGUUAAACGUUGAGGAAUUUCUCAAGUAUUUUGCCCUGUGGAGCUGUAAAGCAGCACCCAGCUGUAUUGUAACUGCAGUGCACCUUAGUGGAGGGUAAGAAAUCCUCAGAAUGUCAUGUGCAGAAUUGUUUGAGCUCUGGUAUCGCACCAGAAAUGCUUCUGGUAUGUGCGUUUCUUUUUUUCUUUCUUCUUCUUCUUCUUUUCCACCCUUGCCUGAAUGUGCACAUUUCUGUAAGUUCAUUCAUAAUGGGACCAGAGUCCUCCAGUAGCCAAAUGAGUUCACCAGUAGCCGAGUGGGAGGGGAAGCACGGGCUUGAGAGGGGGCAGAGAGAAGCGGGAAAUGUGUGCUGGGAGUGCAUGUGUGUGUAUGUGUGUGAGUGAGUGAAGGGGGGACAGAGAGAGAGAGGGAGAGUUGGGAGGUGGAGGGGUGGGGGGGCAGGGGGUCGGACGCACAAAAGCCGUCUGAAUAGAGCGCAUAAUUGCUGUUAAUGCCGGGGCAAUGAGAGCAGCGACAGUUCCUGGUUAGAUGUCCAAACAAUGGUGCCCCUAGGCUUCACAUUUAUCUCCCCGUUAAAAAAAAAAAACAGAAUCACAAAAUAAAACCCAGCAGGGAUUGAACACAGAUUGGAGCAGGCAAGUUUUAGCCAACCUCUCCUCCGUGUUGCUCUCCACGCUUCCCACCCUAAUCGUCAUCGGAAAAAAAAAGAAAAAAAAAAAAAAAUCAGCUGUAGACGCUGUGUGUGAGAGGGCCGCUGUGAUGCUGGAGGAAUCCUGGUGGUGCCGGCCUUCUGUUUGGAUUGUGGAGUGUGUUUGGGAAGGGUCAAAGUGCACUGCCGCUGACAUGCUUUUUCGUCGAGGAAGGAGCUUCCCCUCUCACCCUUUUUUUUUUUUUUUUACAACGACUGAUAGCGAGUGCUUGAGUCUCCACCAGUAUUUUUUUUCCUGUGUGUGUGUGUUUCUGUGUGUGUGUGUGUGUGCAGGGAGGAGGUGCCACACUGCCAUCACAGCUCUUAAUGAUCAUGUUGGGCUAGAUAAUGACUAGCCGUGCCAGUGUGCAGCGAACACCUGUGGUACACCAGCCUUUUAUGGAUGUGGUAGAAUGCUCCGGAUCGUACCACAGAAGAAGAAUUUCAUUCAUGCUAAUAUCUUCUUCAGCUCGAACACAUUCAUAAUCAGAAAACAAGCAUUUAAAAACACAUCAAAACAGAAAUGAAACUUUAUUUUGUUGCUAAAUUUAGCCGUAUUUUAAUUUAUUUUAUAUUCCUCUUAAAGUAAAUACUGUCAAACUUGUGUCCAAUCAAAAUUAAUCAAGUAACAUCCAAUAUUUUAGUUCCGGGAGUUAGUUUCUAUCUGCAGUCUUAAAGGAGCCUCAGGAAUUUCUGUCUGCAGAUAAUCAGUUUAAAAUGGCUCAGAUGGGAAGGAGGCCCUUUGUGUGAGCUCAACACAUAAUAGAGGAGUUUAGGUGAUAAAACUCCAGUCAAUGUAUUUUUAAUCUACUAAUUAAACUUUUAAUUGUAGUAGGAUAAGCUCCAAGGGCUGUGUGUGUGUGUAAGUGUGUGUGUGUUUAAGAAGCGGAGUGAGUCCACUAAUGAGGCGAUCGUCUGCUUGUUUGUCGUAAAAAGGUGCCGGAUUCAUAACUGCCUGCGAAAGGUGAGGGAGGGUUAAGAGAGCAAGGCAGAAAUAAAUUCAUCAACUAAUCUCGGGAUUAUGGUGGGAUUUCGAGGAAAAAAAAAAAAAAUAGUUGGCGAGAUUACUCAAAAAUGCACAAGGCUAAUAAGAUGUAACCCUUUUACAGUGACUGGCGAGCAGCGUCAGAUUCCUCUUGUUUCUCUCUCUCUCUCUCUCUCUAGCUGAUGAACCAAUUCCAGUGGAAAACAGAUUAAGAGUAAAUUCCCAUGUUAGCUCUUUAACCAGCUGUUAGAAACCUAUUUAAACACAAUAAUAAUACGCCUCUUGUAAAGAGACAGCUGUCAUGUUGUGUACUGCGGCAGAUAACAUUUCAUGUGAACAGCUUGUCACAUCCACACAUGGCCUACGCCGAGCAUGUCAGCAUUCAAUUGCUAACCAUUGUGCAGGUAAUGGAGUGUUUAUUUUGCCCCCCAAAAAUGCCGCUCCGAGCAUCCUGAUUGGCUGUGCGAAUUUAAAUGGGCUGCAGUCUGUAAAUAGUGCUCAAUUAGUUUAUUGGAUUUAUAUUUAAAAUGAAUCGUUCAUAAAAAAUGGAUCUUUGCAUGUAAAGUUUACUCUUAGAAUAAAUGUAGAUUUUUCUGCCGGGGGGGACGUCCACAGUGAUACAUAUUCAUUCCACUAGAGUGUGAGGCAGAGUGUCCUAAAGUGGACAAAUUGACUCUCAGAGUGAAUCGACGACGGCCUCCCUCCCUCCCUCCAGAGGUCAGAGUGAAUGGAGUGUCUUGUUUGGACAACUGUCCCGAGGUGAGAUGAGUGAGUGGCCUCUGGUGUCCCGCCAGAAGGGAUGAAAUGACAGACAGAGGGUCAGACAAAGGCACUAAAUGGGCAUUCAGACGAUGGAGAACAAUACAAAUCUGGCCACCCUUCAAAAUAAGGAUUUGCAGCUGAUUGACGACAAUGGAAUUUUAAACUGAACCAUCAUAUACUAACUCUAUACCUGUUUUGAUUACAAGGCAUCAAAAGGGGAGCUACGAUUAUUCUUCUUUCUUUCUCAAGCUGUAGAGUAAUCCAUGGAUGAGUCCUCUCUCUCCUAGUUCCUCUACUUGUCCAGAGUGAGACCCAAGUCUUACUCCAGCUGCUUCCCCUUGAGGCUGUCCUUUUCACAACUCUUGGAGUGAUAGAUUGAGUUUCAUAUUUGGUUUGGAAAAGGCUCAAGCAGAACAAAUCCUCCAAAAUUUGAGUCCAAAAUUAACAACACUAAAGUCUGAAGUUUGUCUUCAAGUCAGGAGAUACUUUCUUCAGAUAUUUUUUCAAUAAUUUUUCACUUUUAAUCCUUGAACCCUACAUUUUCUCUAACGUGGCUCAUGGUUGACUCAGUAUAACCCUAUAAAUGUAACGUCCGGCAUAUUUUUUGGCAUCCAGGCCAAAGUUCGGGAUUGGAUAUUGAGUGGAAAUGAAACCUGUCCAGUCAUAAUGAAAGUUUAGCUGGAGACUGGCAUGGCUGAAGCGGAGUGGCCUUUGUGUCAUGUGAUGCACGUCACGAUGCCCUUUAGAACCAGGACGCCCUUUAUCUCCUCUUUUACUGCCCCCUCUAUCUUUAUUGGCCACCAGGCUUUGCAUAUUUCAAAUAUCAAUAAAGAUAAAUUUCCAGCUUCGUCAUUACAGUGGCGUCAAGUGGUUAAGAUUUCAGGAUGGGUCCGCUGGCGACGUGAUGAUUUCAGUCUCCUCAAUAGCUAAUCUCUCCUUUCUGUGGGAGGUCUACUUGGACUUUGGCAGUCAGCAUUGAAGUAGCCAGCGUAGCGCUUUGGAGCCUUUCUAGCAGAAGAGUCCAGCUUUGCAUGUCUAUAAAAGCCCUUUUGUGUGUGUAGUGGAUGACCCUGGCUGUUGCAAGGCCUGUAUCUGUCUCUGCUCAGGCAGUCGGGCAGGCCUGCAGUGAGGAUACAGCAGCUGGCCAGGGCCCAGGCACAGGAAUGCUGUGUGCGCUGUUUAAACAGUGGCUUGUCUCAGUGCAGGGCCUGGAGGAGCUGAGGGAAGGAAGUUGCUGCAUGUUUACAUAGCUGAAUUGUCCUCUGGGCCCCCCAGUGUCUAAUGCACUUCUGUUCAAACAUUCACAAGUGUGCAGAUGACCCCCACUGAUGCUGGUGUUCACAGCUCUGCCUCUGCUCUGCGUCUGAAUGUGUGUUUGUGGACAAUGAAACAGUGCAAGACUUAUAGCCACUACUUUCCUCCCUACUGUGGGUGUUUGCUGUUUUAACCUGCAGGCUAGGAUGAUAGAUAAAAAGUAAGACAAGGCUCAAUUUAUCACGCUAAGACAGAAGGGGAAGAGCUAUCCAGACAGAUGAGGAGACACAAGGCACGUCAUUGCUCCUACCAAGGUCCUGUACAACAAGGAGCCAGACAUUGACAUACGGCGGAGUCGUGGAGCUAAUUGUUGUUUGAAUUACCUGUUAUGAUCCGAUGACAAAUCUCUCACUCUCUUGCCACCAGAGCGGAAAAUGCAUCCGGGGAUUGGCAUGAUCUUUGGGAGUGUGUAAACCUGGCUUCAACAAGAUGGAUAAAUGCAAUUAUUGGGCAGACCUGGAGAGGAGAAAAUCCAUUUAAAGCCCGUAAAGCUAAGCAGGGGCCGUGGUUAAUUCAUUUGGCCAAUUUACGGGUGAUGUACGAGUGUCAGGGCACAUUAGUCAGGCGGGGGAGAGAGGUGAAUGUGUGUGUUGGCUCACUGGGUGCGUAUCUUUUUUUUUUUUUUGCGUCUUGGUGGAGGAGAAGUCUCCUUGAGACCUGGUUCCUCACUCCCCUCCGUGCCCCCCCUUCUUUACCGUCUCAGCGGACAAAACAAAUGGAGCUUAGACAGGGAAAUGACAAAAAGAUGCACUGAGGGCACUGAGUGGGAGGGAAGCGGGAUUGCUUUGCAAAUGAGGUGGGGAAACGUGGCUGUGGUCCGCUGGCUUGCAGAGUGAGUACCAGCAUGCUUUGCAGUACCAAGAGCUCAACCAGGCCCUCCUGAAAGUUAACUGUCUGCUUUCUCUGCAUGCAACAGUCGUGUCCAACAUGUACCAGAACAAAUGCCUUUUUUAAAAGCAGUCGUAAUUUAUCUGCUUGUGUCAAUCUAUCAAGCAAUGUCUUUAGGAACAUUUUAAAUGCUGUGUCAUCAGAAAUGAGUAUCUUGGAAGAGUCAGCAGCAUGAAAAUGGUAAAAUAUUGACACAGCAUUUGUGUAAUGUUGGUGGUACAGCUCACUGAAAAUGACCUUGAUACUCUCUGUGAACUUAGGAGGGUUUCAAAUGAGACUAUAAUUACCGUCUGGAUAGCGUCUAGUGUUUACUGCUGGUAAGCAAAGCCGUCUGUACCCUGAGUACCUCACCUGAGGACCGGGUCUCCACCUUGAACCCUUGAUGUACAAAACCUAUCACGAAACCUUUUCAACUACUUCAGCUCUCUUUCGGCUGUUUUUCCUGUCUUGCGUGAACAGAACUGUGUUUAUCAACUCUCGCAACCAUUCGACAUUGGAUGGCCUCGCUCUGCUUAGUCUGUUACACAGCCAUUGUCUCGCUUGAGCAAAACCACUCAACGGUUACACAAGCUGAGCGGUAUGCAAAAACAGUGGUUAGAGCGUAGAGGGGCGGGUGAGAGGCAUUGAGGUAAGCUUUGGUUUACUGCUCUAAGCCACAGCCUGAAUCAGAGCAGGGUUAUGCUAUCAGGCAGAGAAACACCAGAGGGUAAGACCUCUCUCACUAUGGUGCCGAUGCUUUUUAAGUGGUCGGGAUCAGACUGGAGUACCUCCCGGUUCAGUAGAUUUGGAUUGCUGUGUGCACGCGUGUUUUUGCAGGCCACGUCCGCGGUGGUGUAUGUGUGUGUUAGCAUUUGUCACCUGACUGCCAGGCAACGGGCCUCAGGAAACCAGAGUCAGUGUGAAUGCUGAGGCUUGUCAGAGACAGGUGCCAGAGCUGCAGCCCCAUGCCUGUAGUAUAGCAGCUGGGGAAAGACUGCAGGGCUCAGAGCAACGUGUGGGCCAUCGGGAUACAGCAUCAGUUCACUGCUAGUGGGUGAUAAAAUGGGUAUGUCUCACUUACAGUCCUGCCGCUUAAAGCUGAAACACGCCAUGCGGUAUGAGCAUAAAACAAAUGAUGGGAAAGAAAACCACUGUUUACUAUAAAUCCUGGUCCACUAUGAAACAUACUGACCAGUGUACGAGGACACAGAGCAGAGUAGGGGUGGGAGAAAAACUGAUACAGCAUAGUAUCAGGAUAUUUUGUCUGGUGAUAUAUCGUAUCGUCUCAUUUACCAAAUAUCUAUCUAUUAUUUAAAUUUAUUGCUCAUAUGAAGUCAAAUCUAUGAUAAUGGAAAAAUAAAAUCAACUUUUCAGUGAGGUUGGCAUAGGUGACAUCAUAGAUCAGGAGAAAGUUAGUACAACAAAUAUGUAUAAGGUAUGCAAGAUGUGCUACAUGAAAAUAAAAUACAGUGUGAAUAAAUAAACAUAAAGGAAAGCCAAAUGCUAAAUUAUUGAAACAGUUGAAAAUGUUUUAUAAAUUGCAAUAUAUGGUAUCCGAAUAUUCACCGUAUUGUAAAAUGUAAAAAAUUGCAAUAAUAUUGUAUCAUGGCCCAAGUAUCGUGAUGGUAUCGUAUCGUGGCCCAAGUAUCGUGAUAAUAUCGUAUCAUGGCCCAAGUAUCAUGAUAGUACCGUAUCUUGGCCCAAGUAUCGUGAUAGUAUCGUAUCAUGGCCCAAGUAUCGUGAUAGUAUCGUAUCGUGGCCCAAGUAUCGUGAUAGUAUCGUAUCAUGGCCCAAUUAUCAUGAUAGUAUCGUAUUGUGGCCCAAGUAUCGUGAUAAUAUUGUAUUGUGGAGCCACUAGUGAUUCCCACCCAUAGAGUAGAGGCAGUGACAUGAUCAGGACAGGUGAAAGGUAGACCCCACAUGGACAAGCAGGACUUGUUUCUGUUUUUUUUUACAUUUUGUAACAAACUGAAUGUGUCCAUUAAAAGCCAGUUGUAAAAAAACCUCUCAGACAUACUGUUUUUACUCUUCUGGAGGAUGUGAAGCACAUAAAGUUAGUUUCUCUGCAUCCGUAGCAAGUUGCAGUUGAUACAUGUGGUUUUCUAUGAAAUCCUAUGCAUGCUUAAGGAGUCUUAGAGCCUGUUCAUGCAUAUCUAAUCGGAUGUGUGCUAUAAUUCUCUGAAAUCAACUUUAAAAUGUUAAGAUCCUCUUUGUACUUUGAGCGCUCUUGCUCUUUGUUUUAACCAGAACAUGGAAUUCUGUGUUAAUUCUUCACCCAAAUUCAACAGCUUGGCAAAAAUUCUGCUCAACGUAUUACCGAUGCAAAUUAAACUGUGUGCAAGCAUUUAAAGCCCAGCUGAUUUCUUGUUUUGUUUGCAGCUUUUCUUUGAAGGAGCUGAAAUUUGAUGCAUUUACCGAGAAUCAAGCACGUAAGCGUUUGGACUAGUUUCAGAUUUUGAAAAAAAAUUGGGAACGCAUUUGCGCGCUUGCCAGGAUUUCAACAACAAAGCUGUGUGACAUGUUAUGAGCUAGUUAGUUUGUCAGUAAGUAAUGGCCUUCAGUUUGGAAUUUUUAGAUAUUUCACUGUUUAUCAACAUCAGCUGCCUAAUAAGAAAUGAUUUGUGAUUGAUAACCGAUCAGAUAGAAUUAGGAAUACAAAGUCAGAGCCCUGUAUUUUGAGCCCCGUUGUGGUAUUUAACAGCAGUGCAGCUUCCCUCUCAAUGGCACAACUGGAAAGUGGAACAGGAAACCCCCGUCCUCUUCGGCGAGUGGGGUGGUAAAUGUGCCUGGGAGCCAUUACAGUAAGCCCUCAGAGGCUUCUGGGGGAACUUCCAUGGACCCUUUCUUCUCAUUUUCUGCACUCGCCUUUGGGAUCAUUUUGAGUACAAUCUGAAAAUCCUCGGCAGUAAAAAAGCAGAUCCAGUCAUCAUCAUCUCCUGAUCCACUCGCUCGCUUCUUCCCAGAUGCUUGCAAAGACCCCAUGGGAGAACAACUGCUGGCUGCCGUGUAGGGUCCGCUGCGAUUCCUAACCCCACUCAGAAAAAUAACCACAUGGAAGUUUUCGAUAUGCUCCCACAGAUCAUUUUACAUCAGUAGACGUGCCUCUCAACACAACUGUUCCCAGUUAGUGGCAAGCUGCCAGUCUUAGUACGGUCACUGGUAGGACAAAUGCUUUUCACUACCUCUCUGUUUCAUGCUUUGAGGCUUCGUUGGAAAGUUAUUCAAGCUGGGAAAACCAACCUGUUACUUUAAUCCAGACUUCGAUUUGAGCUGUGUGAAAUGUAGGGGUGUGUAUUGUUCGGGUUUUAGGGAUACUCUUGAUAGUACAACUUGCCAUUAUUUGGUGCAAAAAAUGUAGAGCUGAAGUAAAAACUUGGUAAAAAAAAUACAACCUGUCAAUUUGAAACUCUGAAGCAUGUGAACUUUACAGGGUCUUAUCUCCUGAAGUUGAAAUUGAUGUGUCAGCACUCAGGAGGACUUGCCUCGGCUUAUUCCUCUGUUAGAGUGACAGAGUGACAGCUGUCCCAUAUGAAUGAUCCUCCUCGGGUUAUAGGGAAACAAGCUGAUCCCUUAUGAGACCACUAUGCAGGGCUGGGCGAUAUGGCCUCAAGUCAAUAUCACGAUAUAUUGAGCAGUUCACCUCGAUAACGAUAAAUGGACGAUAACUACUCCACAAGCUGCUCACCCCCUCCCACAUUAACUUGGUCGCUACAACUUUUGAACCGUCCUCCAUCUCCUCACCUGUCUUUCCCUCUUUAAUAUGGACUGGAAGAGGUGGAGUCACGUCUCUGACGUAGGACAGCGUCUUAAAGGGACAUGAGACCAUAGCCGACCUACACACAUCCAAAACAAACUUUUGUUUACUUAUUUUUUUGACAUGGAAUAUAUUGACAUGGGUGAAACGACAUUGGUUAUUGUUGUAAAUUUCUGUAACUGUGGUACAGAAAUGUUUGAAUAAACAAAUAGCAGAGCUGUUUCAUGGCAGGAUGAAUCAAGAAAGGCCGAAUCCUGUUCUUGUUUUGAAUCAAUAAGCCUUUAUUUGUCUGCCUGUAACUUUUUAAUGGAUACUGUGCAGACAUGUUGUUGUUGUUGCUGGUGUUUUUUAGCUUUUUUUUGCAGCCCUGAUUGGAGAUGAGCCCUCUCCGUUCACCAAAAUGCAAUUCCUUAUCUUGUCUUAUGUUAUUUUGCUAAUUACUAACCUACACGGAAGUCUCCUCUCAGCUGAGUGCCUCACACACACACACACACACACAUAGGGCUGUGGCUGACAGCCAGGCAGGCAUAUUUCUCAUGCUUGUAUUCAUAGAGCAGGGUAGUCAAGUUUGUUUUUAAAUUGGUAUAAAUUUAAGGUUUAAUAAGACAGCUGAAGGUGCGAAAAGGAAACUAUGGGGGAAAACUCUGACCCAAACCAGCGAAGAAAUGAUCAUCAUGCAGGCCUGAGCCACAUCUGUCCUGUAGUUUUGGUGAAUAAUUUGACUUUCAGACAAGAUCCCACUGAAGCCUUUCUUUAGUUGACAUUAACAAGGCCAGUCAGCACAGUUACUUUGCAGUUAUUUGGCUAUGCGGUGGUGUUAAAUCAUAAACAGGCAAAGAGAAGGGCCUCACUAACAGUUAGUGAUGAAUAAAUAGUAAAAUUGAGGCCUCAACUUGAAGGGAAUCUUGUUUCUUGGCUGGCCAGAUAGACUGUUGCAGCUCCGCUGGCCAGGAAUUGAGAUGCUGUGGUCUCAGGCGCUGGGAAAGUCGACCUCUAAUUGUUCACAGAAGCCAUUGGCAGGAGGAGCUGAGAAAUGAUGAGUGAGGCAUCGACAGGGGUGGACACUGAGAUGAAGGCGCUCACACUUGCUGUUCGGAGGCUUUUUUAGGAAAGGGAAUCAAGCCCUCUGGGAUGCACCCAAAUGACAAAACUGGUGGCUCUAAAAAGGAAGAGGGAAAAAAACAUGGAGGAAACCUUACUCUUUUUCCUUGGCUCAUUUUUAAGAGACAGACACUUUCUUCACGUUUUAAAUUGGCCUUGUCCUGCGGUUUCCUCGACUGGGCUGCCGGGAGCCGACUGUUUCCACAUAGGCCAAUGUUCUGUACCGGGUUUGGUUUUGAGAAAAAUAAGGGUCUGUUUUGUCUGGCGCUGAUCACUGUGGUAUUAAACUCCCAUUUUUUUUCCCAAAAGCUAACACAGUCAUGCGCUUGUAUUCUUCACGCCUUUUUGAUCUCUGUCACAGUUGCUUGGCAAGAGGCACAUCUGCCUCUCUGCCCCAGCACUGCCACGACCCCGUAACCCUCCCCCCUCCCACUUGUAGCACAAAUCCAGUUUUUGUGGUACUUUUCUUAGCACCAUAAUUUAGCAAAUAACACCAGUAAUGAUUCAAUUGGGCAUAAAGUAAUUGAGAGGCGGCCUGCUUGCCAUCUGUCUGGUGAGAUUACUACUUUCUGUGUAAUUAAACGUGUGACCUUGUGGCCAUGGAGGGAGGUGCCAGUGGGCAGCCGCUGCCAAAGAGCUGGGCCGUCUUAUAUGAAGUCUGGGAGGCUCUCUGGGAGGGUGGGGGUGGUGGUGGUGGGGGGGUGUUGUUGUGCGGUUUUAACAGUUUAGCCCAGCUGCUAAAGAUAGCACAGGCUGAUGUGAGUCCAGCUUAAGUGGCAGUCUCCUUCACAUGGAUGUACCCUGAGUCUGUGUGUCUGUAUUCACACACACACACUCACACUCACAUCAGCAAGCUUGUAACAAAACCCAAAGUCACCAACCCUGAAACAAUUUGGCGAUACGAGUGAAGCCCAGCUGAAGUUGGAGUGAUCCCUGUGUGCACACGGUGUAACCAGGGGCCGAAGGGUUUGUGUGUGCGCACGUUUGUGUGUGCUGGUGGAGUCAUGACGGGCUGAACCCAGGCUGCUGUUUUAACUCUGAUUUUAUGUGUGGUUUUGUUUUGACUCCUGAGGUUUGGUUUCCCUUGGACAGUGUCCAGAGACUACAAGGCCUGCUUCUCCUCAGCUCUCCUGCGAGGCCGACGUGAUGGGCCCUGCAAAGCUGCAUGAUUGGAUUUCACUCCUGAUCUGGUUGUUUUGUGUUGUAAACAGGACAUUAAAGACAGGGGGAUAUGGUGAGCUAAUGAGUCUUUGUGUCAGCGUGUGCAUAGGAAGGGGGGGUUGGCGUUUGAGUGGUUUUCAGGCUUUAUCUGCUGUAUCCUUCAUUGUAGUGUCACACCACCCUGUUGAGAAGAGGAACUAAAACCCUACUAGUCCCCUUGUUGACAUACAGUACACACAGACACACACUUAAACACAGAAUACACAACUGAGAAAGACAUCAGGGAGGUUUGCUCAGUGUGGGCUGGAUGGUGUCUUGCAAUACUUCCGCCCAGAGCUUGAAAAAAAAUCCCUCUUGUUCACCCUAAACAAAAAUAUCCAUUUUAAUUACUAUGGUUGUGCUAUGGUGCAGCCACAGCGUGGCUGGCAGGACCCGGCUGAGGUGGCACCGGCCACUGGGGAUGGGGAAGAGGUCUGGGCCGGCCUCCAGGGAAAUUACAGGGUGGUGUGGAAGAGGGGGGGGAGCUGAAGCCUGCCUCCACGCCAUACUGUCAGCCCAGAGAGCUGCUGCGUGCUGCUAGCUAGCUAGCUCCUGUGCGUUUCAUCCUCUGCCCUCUUGAGAUAAUUGGAGAUGUGCUUGUUGUAAACAUGUUUUUCUGUUUCAAAGUUAAGUUUUUACCGCUUCAGUCAGAAGAUCUGUAUGCAGAGAAUAAAUAUGACUUACUUGUAGGAGAAUAACAUCUCUAAAGUGGGCUCAGCUUUCAUUUUCUGUUGUUUCUAACCCUCCUCGCUUCUGUUCCUUCUCUAACCUCUUCAGCCGUCUCCCUUUUCUCUUCUUCCACCCCCUCCUUCCCCCCCGAGCUCUCCCUCUCCUCUCUCAGUAUGUGCUCUGAUUACCUCUCCAAACUGGCAAUAAGUUGAUUGCUUUACAGAGAUGAUGUAAGCCCCUGCCCUAGGGUACAUCAGGUUGGAUUUCUCCCGCUUUAUCUUGUAAAGCCUAAAUUAACAGCUGGUUUGGUUGGAGUUCUCCUGGAUCUGACUAAAGGAUUAGGCUUGGUUCUCAUGCGAGUCAAUCUGGUUUGAUUUAUUGCAGGUCUAUCAAAAAAGAUCAAUGGGAGUCCUUUUGAAAGUAAAUCCUUAAUCGCUCUUUGCACUUACGUGUCAUCAUUGUGAAUUUUUUUCCCUCCCUUCUAUCUCUUGCUCUCUCCUUUCUCCAUUUCUCACUCCCUAAUUCUUAUUCUUCCCUUACACCGAGCCUUGUCUGUAUUUAUUUUUUUCUUUCUCUCCCCUUCUUUACUCCUCUGAAGCCAAUCGGCAGUACUGAUCUGCCUCUGUCGAAGGUAUCACACUGAAUUGGUGGAUGGAUUUUUCCUCUCUUCUCAUUAGUUAUCCAUUGAGGCAAGGCAACCAAAAGCAUGGCUUUAGCAUCCUCAGGAGUUUUUUGAUCAUACCUGUUCUGAAACCCUCCUGUUUUGUCUUCACCCAAACCUCUCGCUUCUUAUUGGGCUCGUCGCUCACAUGUAACUCUUGGCAGCAAGAAACCUGGAGUGUUCACAUGUUUCAUCGUCGUAGCCUUGGAGUAUCCAGCCAAUAUUAGAGACCGCAGUCUCGACCGCUGAGUAAGGAAUUGCCGCUCUGGCGAGGGGUGUGUCCGACAAAUCAAUUUGACUUCGGAGUGAUGUUCACGCCAACUUUGGAAACCAGUUACACAUGUUCAACAAAUUCACUCUGCAGGGAACUUGAUGGUGAUACUGAUACCGAUACUAAUAGGAAUGCGUAUACCAGAACCAGUGUUGGAAAUAGUUAAUUUUUCGAUUUAUUCCUGCCUUUAUCAAAAUGAAAUUUGGGAUUUUAAGUGGGAAGUUGUUGCCUGUAGUCCCUCCAAAUUAGUAUCUCAUGUCACUGUCUCUGAUGGUUAUUAGUAAAGAUGUCCCGGAAACCAUCCGAUAUCAGCAAAAAAACGAAUAUUGGAUUGUAGUGGCCUGCAUCUAAAAUCUCCGAUAUCAGCACUGCGAUGCAAGCAGUCCAUUCCAGACUCCGCUUCAGCACCUCUAGCUAGCAGCACCUGGAUCUGCAGAGCCCAUGUGUUCACAACAACAGUGUGUACUAAGGUACUAAGAAAGUAGUAAGGAGUAGGAGUGACGUCGGCUGUGUGGCAGUAUUUUUCAUUCAAGUCCGAAAAAGACAUUGCAGAGUGCAAAACUUGACGAGCACAAGUUUGUGCGAAUAUUGGAUCAAUAUCGAUAUUUGCCAAUACUGAAGGCUACGAUAUCAGUAUCAUUUGGGAAGUAAAAAAAAUGUAUUGGGACACCCUGAUAAUUAUUAGGGCUCAUUAGUGUAGAAGAUGCUUCCAUAACAAACAGACUUGUGAGGAGGCGUCUGUAUCCUGACCAAAUGACCACCUACUCCUCCAGUCGUGUCUCUGGAACAUCUCAUACAAACAGCAUGUUGCUGAUCUGAGAAUAAAACAGGAGAAAAUGGUGUAAUAGUAAAUAUUGUACUCAAAGAGUAGUUAUUUAUUCAUUCAAAUGCUUUAGAUAGACAGUUCCCUUCGUCUUACACACCCUCUUAAAUCAUAACUUUCUCAAAUCUCAGUUCUCCACUCUUCCUCUCUGGACCGCCCCAUUCUUGCAUCUUCAUCCCCUCCAGCCCUGGAUGCAUGCUUACACACGAAACGUGCUAAACCCUCUCCGGUAACAUAAUCCAAGCUCUCGGUUAUCUCACAUAUUGGAAUACUGAACGCUUAUUUUCUCGAACAUUUAAACGCGCAUACUUCCCUGUCGACAAAAUGAUAUAACACUCAAACAACACCCUGCUGCAUAUUUUCAUGCACACAUUCGUAAAGCGACCUGGCAGCUGUUGAGUAGAGGGGUAAGAGAAGGGUGGGGGUUUCUUCUACUUGAAAACUCUUUCUCACUUUCUCUAGUUCCUCCAACAACAUCCCCUUUCACUCUUUAUUUCCUCCUACUUGUUUGUCCAUCUCUCAAGGCCUCGACUUUUGAUGAGUCUGUAUCUUGAAAACACAAGCAGCAGCUCUGACAAGGACUAGAUGGACAGACAAUGCUGUGCUGGCUUCUCCUAAGUUUCUACAACCACUUCCUCCCCAAAAUCCAGGAUUUCCUGCGCCUCUGGAUUUAUUUUUCCUCCGUUGUGUGAAUAUACGUCGGAUGAUUUGAGGUGAUACCGACUCGAGGCUGAUCGCUGUCAAAUUCAGGUGUGUCCUCCUGGCAUGCUCGGCAAGCUGGAUGGGCUGGCAGACCUUUAGGGGGGGUAGUGGUGGAAGUGUGGGAGGGGCUGUGGAGUGGUGGAGGCUGGGUGGAGGGGGAGUGGGGGGUGAGAUCGACGGGAUACGUGGGAAGGAAGGGCUUGCUGUCAGCCAGCUGGACCUCUUAAUCCUACAGCCUUGGGGAAAGGGUGUGUGAGUUUGCGUGCGUGUUUGUGUGUGUGUGUGUGUGUUUGUCUCGUAGAGAUUUGUCAAGUUUAGCACACCUCUGCUCUCCUCUUUGGCCCAGCUGAGCCCACGUUGUGUGUGUUGUGUGUGCCUGUGUGUGUGUGUCUGUGUGUGUUUGCACUCCAGCGAGACACAACCAGGAUCUAUGCACAGUCUGUUUACUGUAGUCUUCGCUUUAACGGCACACUGUAUAUUUAUGUCGAGACGACACUGCCUCUCGAACCCCUUGAUGUUGGAGAGGCACUGGGGGGUUGGUGUGAGGUGGAAGUGGGUUGGGGUGGGUUGGAGGGGGGGGUGUCCCAUGUUGCUGGUUGAACGUGAGGUGAGGGGGGAAGUCGUGAGGGCAACACGCACUGCAAGCACCCCCGAAAACCUCCCUGCCUCUGCGCCCUGCCCUCUCUGAGAAUCAUCUCUGAGUGUGGGUGUGCGCGCACUUUCUCCCACUCUGUCAUACUGUAACUAGCCGACUGAUUGCAUCAUCCUCUUGUCAUUCAUUAGACCCAAACAUACUAUUUAGCCACAUUCCAUGCAGGCUUCCUCUUUUUUUUUUUUUUCACUCUUGCUCUCUUUUUCCUCUGCCCCACUCUCUCUCUCUCUCUCUCUCUUUUGGCGUAGACUUUUGCAUAUAUCACAGGCUGGCAGGCUAAGAGCUUGGGACUUCCCCACGCCACACUCCAAGCCUUUGAUCCUUUGCUUUGGAGGUAACAUCAAAAGGAGAGGCAUAGAAAGGCAGCUACUACUGUGAAGUUCAAUGUUCAACUUGAUGGCUUGGCUGAGGGCUUUUUUUCCUCUCUCCUCCUCUCUCUCUCUCUCUCUCUCUCUCUCUCUCUCUCUCCCCUCCUCCCUCCUCCCCCCUUGCUCCCUCGAUCCCUUCGCUGCAUCCCUCAGCUGACAAAAACACACAGUUUGUAGCCAAAGGUUUUUUUUUUUUUUUUCAUUGUGAGUGUGUGUGUGUGUUGAGUCUGACCUCACCUCCAUAGAACUGAUCCGGCUCUAAAGAGACCCCCUUUCCACGUGAAAAACGCGCAUAUACAGAUGGCGUACGCAGAUAGUCAGACGUCUUCUUUUGAUGGCGUGGUAAAAGGUGCACUUCCACUGCCCCGGCCUUUUCCUCUCCCUUCCAUUUCUCGCACUCAGUGUGUGUACGACAUGCAGCAUCCACAAUAUUGCAGCUGGUUGCAUCAAUGCAAAAGCCAGGCGGCCCAGCGGUGCAGCAGCGGUGGAUAGGUUAUCAGGAGAAAAAGGGCAUUACACUAUAUUGUUUUCACUCCGUAUAGAUCCACCCCUCCUCUGUACACGUCUUCUUCAAGUAGUGAGAAAAAGAAAAAGAAAAAAAAACACUUUCUCUUUGCUCUUUUUCUGCGGUUGCUUUGUUGACACCAGGCACAUAAAUCCUGCAAUCCAGAGGAAAACAAACGGUCUUCACGUAAUGAAUGCUUCGGCUGAGUUUGUAUGCAAACUCUCUAAAUGAAGGAAGUAUCAUAGGAAGCUAUGCAUUCCCCGGUCAAAGCCAGACUUUUCUGCGGUGCAGUCAUUGCUAUUUAAAUGACGCUGACUUGAUAAGGCGAUCCAGAAAGCUGAGGUGCUCCACUAAAUGCUUUUUCCUCUUUUAUGAGCUUCUCUGUCUGACUGUGCCAAUUAGCAAAGGCGUGUGGCCUGCUUUUCUUCUCCUCUUUUUCUCCUUUUUUUUUUUUAAUCCUGCUCCAGCUCUCUUUCUAGAUAGAUGCUCUCUAUCACACACACACGCACACACACUGGCGUACACACACCAAGCACACGUUUGGUGUAUCAUUAGCUUAGUGUGCGGGGAGGCGUGCGAGCCCGGGCUCUCCCUGCCUUAUCUCCAUGUCAAUCACAGCGUGUGUGUGAACAUCAGUUGUAAUGAUCUCCAUCCAGCCUGUCGGUGCGUGUUAGCGCCCGGCUUCCCUCGCCCCCGGAGCAAGCCGUUCCCUAGCUAAUAGAUGCAAAAUUAAGCUGAUCAAUAGAUGGCCUCAGCUCAUUAUUGACAUGUUAUCGCGGCGUGGGAUUUUUGUGCGGGGGUUUUAUAUAGAGCUAGCAGGAGAUGCAAGGCAGGAGGAGCAAAAAAAUAAAAGUUUGCUGUCUUCUUUAAAUUGCUCAGGCCACUUUAUUACAACCCUAUUACAUUAAGCUAAUUUAUUCUUACUCGACAUGCAUGCUGUAUUUUAGAUCUUCAAGCUGUUUUCUCUUUAUACUCUGUUUAUGCUCCCUGUCCUCAUGGAGGAGUAAUCACCUGCUCGGCGGUAGGAAAUGAGAUGGAGACUUUCUAAAACGCCAUAUUAAAGAUUCAUCAAUAAUUGGCAUGUGUGCUGAUGUUUGUGUUGCGUGGGAGGAGGUGGGGUAGAGGAAGGGGGGGGGCUCUUAUGGACUGAUCACCAUGUGAUUGAGCUAAGUGGUAAUUAACCAUGAGAGAGGUAUGUUUCCGUGUGUGUGUGUGUCAGUGCUUGCAGGGGUGUGUGUGCAUGAAGAUGCUGCUGUGUCAAAAAAAAAAGGUGGGGAUGCAGAGGAGAAGGUGUGUGUGUUUGUGUGUGCUUGUGUGUGUAUGUGUGUUGUAUGUAUCGCUGACAGAGUUGAUUUGGAGGUGAGCUCAGGGGGCAUGUGGUCAGGUUAUGGAGGGACGGCGGGGGCUACACAGCCGCCUCCUCUGACCCUCCUCGGGUCUUUUUGUCAUGGAAGUGUCUCCCAUUUUAAUGAGCCCCAAUAACCAAGCCCUUAUUACUUAUUUAUUCAUUAAGCUACUGUGGCAAAGCGGCAGUACCCCACUGUGUGAGUGUGCAUGUAAUUGCUUGUGUGGGAAUUCUUUUUUUUCCCCUCCCUCUUCUUUCAAGCAUGAUAUCACCGUAAAAACCGUGUUUUGCAACAACAAUGACAAAUUAAGUUAAAGCUAAUUGAGCCCAAAAUAGAAUAGCUUACAGCUAAAGAAUUAGCCCAGGUGGUUGGGUAACAAAUUCAUAACCUUAAACCACAUUUGAGAUCUGAGUUGAAACCCUUGAAAUCUCCGGCUUUGGGUAUGCUGAGGGAGCAGGCUUCAUGAAUAUGGAGGCUGGAGUGCUUCAAGGUGUAUGUGCAAGUGUGAAUCAGUGUUUGUUGCUUUUAUAUGAUGCUUUUGUGAGGAUUAAUUGCCAGUUGGUUUGUGUGUGUAACGCCGUCCACAUAAUGCUUUCUGAUUGAUGAAUGUGCGUAGGUGGAAUUGUGUGAUACAGUGUAGUGUUUUCAGAGUAUCGGAAGUCUCUGUGAAGCCUGUGAGUGUACACAUUCUCUCCCUCUGAGGCAUGUUUCGUAGCUUCCUUAUAUCCAGUCUACCGUUUAACUAAUUCAUAGUGAACUCUCGCAGAACAAAACCAGACACCAAACAUCAAGGGCAGCGUUCAGCUCUCCUCCAGCACAGUACCAAACACAGCAAUCUCCAGCACAAUGUGGGCGCUGCAAUCAGCCUACUACUCUCUGUCAGCAGAGCUCAGCUGCUGUUCACUGUUUUUUUUCACUUCCACGCCUCAGACCCUGGUUUCUACAAAUGAAGGUAAGCGUGGAGUGAGCGUUACAGUUGCCCAACCUUCUCUCCUCCUUGGCCCUGGCCUUGCGUAAGGGGCUCAGACACACCUAGGCCUGCGGGCAUGCCUGUUCACCUCCAUGUAGCCUCUAAGUAGGUCAGUGUUUGUGAGACUGCAACCAUGAAGGUCUAGGACCUGAUCUUUAGCCUGGCAAUCAACCAACUUACUCCAGCUGAGCCGUGACUACCAUGGAUGAUUCUUGUUUGUUUGUGCAGAGUAUCAGAACCAAACACAAAUAAAGAGUUUUGUGAAUUAUCUAGAUCUGGGCCUCCAUUUUUCAAAGAUGAUUUCAGACUGCCGUGCACUGGGAUUAGAGGCAUUUCUGAAACUAGUUCUACUUGCAGGACAAGUGAGAGUUUCUAUAUCAUGAAUAGAUGGUUAUUAGAGGUGUUAUGCAUACUGGAAUUCCAACAAUAGCCAUGUGUAUGUGUGCAACAUUUCGUGAUCCGAUUAAAAUUUGAGGGAUCGGAAAAUCUUAAUCCACUGUUUAUAUGGGCGCAAAAUCAAAUAAUCCAUGCUUAUACAGGCACCAAGCUUUAAUCAGAUUAGACGCAUUUGGACAUGCGUAGAGUUGUCUAAUUUCGCUAAAACAACAGCAGAAGAAGAGUUGUAUUUACGCCUGUGCUGUCAACAAACCAACAAACGCGGUAGUGACUCACUUCAUCCGAUUCAGGAUUUUUCUCUCCACUCAGAAUGGACCUGAGCCAGGUUCUGAGAGCGGUUGUAUUGCUCCUAGCGUUCAUGAUCAUCAAGCGGGCCCCGCAGCAGAUACUGAUCCUGCGUCACAUGAGGAGACUGUACCCAGCGAGAAAGUUGCUCUUGGGUCUCGCCAUGUUUAGGUCUUGUCACUAACGGCGGAAAUGUAUUAUGUUGACAUAGGGCACACAUGCGGAGUCAACAGAGAGUCAUGAUCAGUUUAAGUGUUAACAUGCGCAUGUCUCGGAAUAUUGAUCGGCAUAAACCACCCCUCUCAAUUGUAAUACAAUUUCUUUCAAAUUGCAGUCAAUUGGAUCAUGACGCAUUUUUAUUCCGAUCGUCCCUUUAUUAAGAUUACAUGUGCCUAUGUAAACGCGACUAGUGUGAGCAGGACCAAGUUACACAGUGAGAUGAGAACUAAUGUCGUUGCCCCAGUGUCAACAGGUGUGAUGUGUCACCAUUCUUGGGGGUUUUAUCAAAUCAGAAUCUGGUUUGUGGCAGGUAAGAAAGCUGGCUAAUAAGUUAGAUGAAUUACCCUCGAAAUUAGAGAUGUCCUGAUCCGACAUUUACAUUGAAUAUCAGUCCGAUAUCGGCAAAAAAAACCGAAACAAAAAUCGGAUUACAUCGGCGUGCAAAAAUCUCUGAUAGCAGCACUCCGAUACAAGCAGUCCAUUCCAGACUCUGCUCCAGCACCUCUAUCUAUCUAGCACCCUCAAUCUAACAGCACCCAUAUCCAGCAUACAGAGCCCAUGUAAUCGUAAUUGGUAUUGGCCAAUACUGAAGGCUACAAUAUCGGUAUUGUAUUGGAAGUAAGAAAGGUUGUAUUGAGACACCCCUAGUUGAAAUGAUCUGAACCUCCAGCGCCAUAGCGCGCACCAAGUCUGCCCACCUGGCGAUCAUAGAAGCACCCCCCAAAACUGAAGUUUCGUGUGAGCCAGACAGGAAAACAAAUAAAAAUAAAGCAUCAUUCAGAUCGAAAAACAGCAAGUGUAGCCUGUAAAGCAGGAGAAGCAACUGAAAGCAGAAGCAUUCUGCAGCAGAGCCCGGUGCUAAAGGUGCCAGAGUGCCUGUUCAUUAGCAGGGCUGAUGGAAGACCAGCCAGCUCCUGCUGGCCUUCACCCGCCCUGCCACAAUAUUUAUAGAGCAGCCAAGAGAUACUCUUAAUGACACAGGGAGAGGGACAGUGGAGAAGGGGGAGGGGGUGCAAAAGUCAGAAGUGGAGCACUGUUUACUUUCUGAGGCUUGUUGAGAAGUUGGUGUGAUGUGGACUGUAAUUAUGUCACCCUCACACUUCCUUUGAGAACACAGUGUGUGCAUUCAGGUGUGUUGUUUUUCUUAGAGUCUAACAUCCCCAAUUUGACUUGAUUCUAAGUGAGGAACUUCACCGAUACAAAGUUUUGGACUAAUUUUGUUUUCUCUCUGUUGCCGUGGAGAAAUGUGCCAACUAGGCGUUGCGCAACCCUCUGAAACAUUUCCCUCAAUCAGCUGGUGUUUGAACAGCACAUUUGUCCACACUUGCAAAGUAAACAGUGUCAGCAUAGCAAUACUUAUCUUGUGAACCGGUGUAUAAAGGAGCAAAACUCACUUUCAGAUCCGGACAGACAAAAGUCAAACACUCAGAAAUAAUUCUAAAGAAGGACACCAAACCGAUCUGUUAGGAACAAGAGAAUCGGCCUUUAUUUAGCCAAGAAUGUAAAACUUUCCAUGAUAAAAUAGACAAUAGUAGUUUCACAAGCCUGUUUUUACUGCCUCAUUUAAGGGGUCAAGCGAAGUCUGCGUUGGGCUGAGUGGGAGGGGAGGCCAUGUGCACACUCUCAUUGUAUAAAAAAAGCUACAUAUAAGUGUCAGGUUCAGUUUUCCUACGAGACACAGACGAGGGGAGUUUUUGAGGUGGAGCUGGAUAUUGUUGGCAAAGGGGAUAGGAGGUAGAAGGGGAGGUUUUGGAUCAGGUCGGCAGCCCCAAUGCUGUCGGGGCCAGUGGAACCCCCAAGCGGUUCUGGCUUUGGAGUAAAUAUGGGCCCAGCGGACCCUUUCCUGCCCCAGGGCACACAAACCCCAGGCCUUCCCACAUUCUACUUUUAUUUUCCUGGUUGCAAAAUGCCUCUGGCUAUCAGAGCAGGUGGGGUGUGUUUUUUUUUUUUCUUUAAUAUUUACUCAUAAAAUGUGCAUUAGCAGAACCAAAGCAGCCAUGAUGGAUCCUCUUGUGUCGGAUAACUUUCUCCUACAUUUGAUGAGGAAUUCUCGCGUUUCUCCCAGGAUGUCAGUGUGAUGUACAACUGAGUCCGUAGGUGAUUUUGUAUUUGGCCCAGGAGGAUUUCAAAGGGUCUGUGCUGCAUUAAACCUCUCUGUUCCUUAAUUACAGAAAAUUACUGUCCUUCCCUUAACAAAUUGCAUGUUUAUAUAAGCGCCCGUGUGCGUCGUCUCCUGAACUUGCGAGUAAGGACAAAAACUGCAACAGAUCAAGACAAUAUGCUCAGCUCCCGUUUUUAAAGGGAUAAAAUUGUAGUCAAACUGGAGCGACUAAUCUUUUAAGCUCUGUGCAGUUUACUUUCAGAGCUUUGAAUGGGCUCCUCUUACUAGCCUUGAUCAUUUCAGACUUAAAUAAAGCUCUUUAUUGUAGCAGUCUGAUUGGUGUAAUCUGCAAGCUGUCAAUCUCAUCUCCGAGCGCGCUCCCAGAGGAGCCGCUGAGCCUGUCGACCAGAGCAUGUAAUGUAGGUGAGUGAAGUAACUCAGGUGUGAACUAGUGAGUAAGCAUGUGAAGGGAUGGGUCACUGUAAGUGUUAUCAAGCCUUUAUUAAUGCCUGUGUCGAUGUAUGUCAUGUCUGGAAUAUGAGGCCGCCACAGAUGGGUCAAAGAUCUGCUGCGCUCUCUGGAGCAACACCCAGCAUCCAUAUGCUGACUCUAAACCCAAGCUGCUAUGUGUCUGUCUGUCUGUGCCCCCCUCCCUUUCUUUCGCACGUUGCCCACAUGGCAGGAAUGCUCCAUGGAGCCCCAGUGCUCCUCAUCAUCUGCCCACUGGACCAAUGUUUGGGAGCCACAUUGGCACAUAAGGAGCCCUGUUUGUUUGAUUGGACUGAAGCUCUCUGCUCUUAAUCCAAAACAAAACGAACAAGCCGUGUGGUGGCUGCUGUUCCAGUCGCUGGGCCGCAUGUGAUAAACACAUCAGAACAGGAGGGGGGUAAAAAAAACGAGUGUGUUGACCAGAAGCAGGCAGAAAUCCCCUGCACUUUCUGUGUUUGUCAUUCACGCUAAAAAAUUUAUUAGAAAGACUUCUCCCCUCUCCUCCUGGGUCAAUAGCGGUUAUUGACGUUCGGUUAAUGUUUGAUAGGAUUUGGAAAAGAUGGUUUAUUUUCAGGGAGGAUCAGAGUCAAGCACUGGAACCAGGAAAGAGCAUUUGAAGCCAAAUUGUUUGAGCGCCAGCUUGUUGAAUUAGUAAAACAAGUGGUGGAAGCCAGGCUGCGGACAUGAGGAUGAUGUGUCGGAGCUCAGGAUGACCCUCUAUUUGUCUUUGGUGUACUUCCUCUCUGCCAUGAGCCGUAACACCAGGACCAGAGCCGGAGCUUGUUUUCACUGUGAUGACAGUCACUGUGGAUCUGGGUUAACAUUCUGCAGUUCAUACAAAGCAUGUCAAACCUCGGUGUGGAAGCAGUCACUCAUGUAGGCGUGAUAGGGCCACUAUGCAAGCAGAGGGGACUCGCUCAGACUUAGUGUAUUUGAAUAAGUAGAGCUGAAAUAAGUUAUAGAUUAUGCAUCAACUAAGGACUAGUCAAUAAUUUCCUGACUGUAUAGGUUUGGAGUAGGGGUGUUCCUGAUAAGGCAUUGUUAUCGGAUAUUGGUCCAAUAUUAGCAAAAUAAUGAAUAUCGGAUUAUAUCAGCCUGCAUCUAAAAUCUCCAAUAUCAGCACUUCGAUGCAAGUAGUCAGCACCUCUAUCUUGUAGCGCCCUGAUCCAGCUCACCUAAUCACAACAACAAUGUGUACUAAGGUACUAACGAAGUAGCAAGGAGUAAGAGUGAUGUUGGCCGUGUGGCAGUAUUUUUUGUUCAAGUCUGAAAAAGACUUUGCAGCUGAUUGCAAAACUUGUGAUACGCAAUUUUGUGCCAAUAUCGGCUCAAUAUCGGUACCGGCCAACACUAUGGGCUACAAUAUCUGUAUCAUAUCGGAAGUAAAAAAGUUGUAUUGGGACACCCCUAGUUUGGAGUCCUAAUUGGAUAAGAUGUUCAUGUUUAGUAAUAUUAGUUUGAUGGGUUUGUUCUCUCUCUCUCUCUCUCUCUCUCUCACUCUUUCUCUCUGUCUCUCUCUCUUUCUCCCUCACAUCUUGGUUGCAGCGUGUUACUAAAAAGCGCUGACAUGCACAGUCUUGUAGAAGAAUACAUAUUUACAAAAAUAAACAGGAAGUAACAUGUGAGUUUAAAGCCGGCAGUGUUUGCAAUAUAAAGAGACAUAACACUGCUAUCUGAGGGUUACAACUUGAUACUGGAGCUGAGAUAUCAGAAUUGGUUCCAGGAAGGAAAAAAAGUAUCAGAAUGUUUCUGAAUGUUAUCAAUAAUUGAAACAAUCAUUAUAAUUGAACUGGAAAUCGUUGUGGUACUUGCAGAAGGACCACCAACUCACUUCUUGAGCUUGGGAAAGCAGCAAAGGACAGAAAAAUCGGGACAGUGAGAGUGAGUUCAUCCCUCUGUAAGGAUUUAGAGGACUCCCUUGUCUUUCACUUCAUCAGAGACAAUUGAGUCAUUCAGCGCCCAUUGUGGGGCCGGCCAGGCGAGGAGGGGCGCAGGGCAGGGGAAGAGGACCGGGAAGGGAGGGGAGGUAGUGGGGUUGGAAGGCUGAAAGGGAGAGGGGAGAAGGAAAAGCUGUCUGCUGCACAACCCGGAGCCGGAGCACAACCAUCGGGUGGCUCUUACAGGGUGGGGGUUUGUCAAGGAGGGGUACUGCUUAGUGUUUGUGUGCGUUUUGGUGGGGGAGGAGGGGGGGAGGCAGGAAGAGGGACAGAGGAGAAGAGAGAGUUAUCCUGGAACUCCGGAGCAAUUUGUCACAUCGGAAUGGCUCUUGAGUUACCCGGGGGGCCCCCUCAUAGCAGGAGAGUUUUCAGGUCGCAGAGUGGGUAACAGGGAGGGGCUAGAAGCAGCCGAAAGGGGUCAGAGGUCAUGGCCUACUCAAGCCCAGGCGGUGCGUCCGUUAGCAGGGGCAGGCUGGGUGGGUGGGUGGGGAAAGAGAGGAAGGAGGCCAAGAUGGAAGUGGGGGGGUGGGUGGUGGUUUGAAAAGCCCGGUGCUUGCCAGGGCUUCGUUUUCCUUGGCAUGCUUGUAAAACCUGCAGGAGAGAUUAGUGUGUGAGAACAUUUGCAAUAGCAGGGCUGAAGUGGAGCCACUUGUCAGGGCAUGCGCUGCGGCACCCUCCCUCUCUCUGUAGUCUUUCAGUGUCUCCCUACCCCACUGCCACACUCUGGGGUGUCACCUUCACGCUCCUUACCCACCUACUCAGAAUGUCCUCUUGUUCGACCCCUCGCCCCAAUGCAGCUGUGUUUGAAUAUUUACAUGUGUGAGCAUGUGUGCACAUGCACUCACCCUACAGCAGGACUUUCCCAUGACUGGAUUCAGAAUUCACCCCCUUUUUCCUCCAGCACUGCGCUGCUGUCCUCUAGCCCCCCUGUGGCACCCACGGAUACUGUCUUGAAUUACCUCAUGGAUGACAGCAACCCUGUCACUCUUUUCCUCCUCUUGUACGUUUACAACAACCCCCCCACCCAUUCCCCCGCUCUUUCCCCCCCUUCAUGGCAAUUAAUACCCAGUGUGGGGGGUCCAUAAAAACCGCAAGACCUCAACUCUGGAGUUUUUACAACCUUUCCUUUUUCCACUCUCAGGACAUACAAACAAGCAUAAACAAACCCAGUUUUUUAAGCAGUAAAAGCCGUCUUAGGGUCAUAAAUGAGUGGUAGUUGUGGAGAAAGACCAGGCAGCAAACAGUUUUUUUUCCCUUGCAGGGGCUGUAACCGAGGACAUGGAGUCAAUAACUCCCUCCAGCGUCUACCACUGGCAGGCACCCCACAGUGAACUCUUCGCUAAUUACCACUGAUUUAGACACAGUCUCAGGAAGGGUCGCGACAUACUCACUCUCCGACCAACUCUGACACACAUACAGAACACACACACAUACCCACAAGUCUUGAGACAUGCAUACCAACUAGUGGCCACCCUUACUGGAUGGCAGGACAAAGAAACUGAAUCUAAUGCACCUGCAUCACUAUAGGACGCCAGUCUGAGAGCAGAGAGCCAAAGCUGAGCUCCAUUUGCAUUUCACCUAUUUUACUAGAUGAGUGACGAUGGUUGCAUAUGUAUUGAAAUAAAAAAAGAAUUAAUACUGAUGCGAGCUAAAAAAGUAAACAGUUCCUUCAGCACCAGAAUUGGUCAUUUCUACAUGUGUUUUGUAAUUGCUUGUAACCCAAGGUGUGAGACAAAGUGCUCUACAGAAAGAAUCUUUACCGACAUUUUAAGCUGCUUGACUCGAUUGUCAAAAUCGAAUUGAGCAGGAGGAGAGUUUUCCAUCCAAAAUACUCUGCCUAUCCAUGAACAGGUCAAACAUGGAGAAAUCAGAGUUAAGACGUACCGGCGCACCAAAAAUCUAUGCAGUUACGAAAUUCCUUACAGCAGCUUGAGGACUUGUCCCCAUGGAAAUGAAAGCGAUAUACUGUUGUUUCGUUUCAAAAAGUUCUCCAUAAAGUUGGAUUGUUUCAGGAAAUAUCUGCGUGAACACGUAAUCACUGAAAAUGCCGAAAACGAUGUAGUGCAUAUGCCAAGCCAGUAAGUGGCGCUGUAAUGCUAGCCUGGAAAUGCACCAAAGAAGAAGAGUACCGAGCAUAUGUAUGAAGAUGUUUUGGUUAUACUCAUACAGGCACCUUAAGACAGUUACACCAUGUGUGACGUGAUUGUUUAGAGAAAGAUGCGGCUAAGCAUCCACACGAAAACGAAACAGUAAUCGUAUGCGGAUUUUUGCGCUCUUGGACUCUCGCGCGUCCUACCUACCCUGCUACUAAAAAACGUUGUUCUAGUCGAAGUGUAACAUUUUUUUUCCCUCAUUCAUGAAACACUAAAAUUGGAAACAUUUCCAGGGACAACUUUAGCCAAGGACAGGUCAUCCAAAACGGGGACUGUCCAUGGAAAUCAGGGACGACGUUUGUAUGUGGAUGAAACUCUGAUAUGACAAACUUUUGCAUUUUAUCCUAAAUUCAUUUCCAUAUGGACGGGGCGUUUAAAGGAUUGAAGAUUUCCCCUCUAUUUAGUUCUGGCUCUUAGAUCCAAAUAUCUGUAGCACAGUGGUUUCAAAACAGGCAGAUCUACCCUCCUCUGUAUCAAUAAGCCUUUAUCUGAACUCUGCAUGUCUCUUUAUUAUAUCUGUUCCACUUUGAAUUAAAUCAAACUCAUUUUGCAGCUUCAGAAUUCCCAGAAACUUCCCCUAAGUUUCCACUGAGGUCACUGCUUGCUGAUUGGAUUAGAAGUUUGUGUUUUUUGUAAUGUCAUGCCCUUCAGCUGCCCUGACCCUUUAGCCCCUAAUAAGGUGGCUGUGACAUUGACUGGUCUGGAGUGGACCACACAUCGUGGCAAAACCAACACAGAGCAGUUAGCAGUCACAGAGAGCCUGAUGUAGUUUUGGUUUUAAAGUCUAUCCUUGUGAUGUGCUUUCUUCUGUUGGUAAUGAGUGAGUGUAUAAAGGACAGAGCUAUGAUUAUUGAGGGUUGUACUUUUGUCAUCAAAUUAAAACGGCUCCACCCGCUUCCUGUCACGAAGACAGAUGUUUCUCAUGACCCUUGUUUCUGCUUAUCUGUUCUACCUCACUAUGUGUGUGUGUGCGUGUGCGUGCGUGUGUGACAGAGAGAGUGGGAGAAAGAAAGGGAGACUUCUGAUAGAGGCCAAGUCAAUCAUUUAUGGAGGCAGUCAGGAGGUCUACCCUGCAGAGGAGCGUGGUGAGACGCCACGCUUUAACCUCUUUAUGGCUUCCAAUAAAAGUCUGACAACAGUCACAUUUAUGACAUUAGGUCAUCUUCAUGUCAUAAGCUGUGUACAGUGCUACCUCUAACCUCUGCUGUCGCCCGGGCUUCAAAUCAGUGACUUAAUUAAAGUCAAAGUCAGCUCUUUUAUGAAAGAUUAAAAACAGUGUUUGUAUUUUUUGUUUUUCUUCUCACUCUGUUGAAGCUCAACUACCAAAAGGAAGAGUAUUGUGUAUGUAUGUUUGGUUUUACACAACUACUAUGUGCCCUCCUGCUGGACUCUCCUAUGCACGCUCGAGGCCAUCCUCACCUCAUCCACCAUCCGCCUUAAGAUCUUUGUUUGCCUCUCCAUGUUUUUCAGUUUCCACACCUGUACACCCCGUCAAGAAAUGUCGUCUCCCUAUUUUUUUUUGUCUUACUUUUAAUUUGAUCCUUUUUUGGUUUUUGAUUUCUGCAUUGUUAACAUGUUUUGUUUCUUUCUUUCCAUUCUGUUUCCUUUCUGCCAUUCAGUACCUACAGAUGAAAUGGCCCCUGCUAGAUGUUCAACCAGGAGGUCUUCAGAGUAGACAAGCACUUAAAGAUGCCAGGUCCCCGUCACCGGCACACAUCGUUGUAAGUAACACCUCCGCUCGGUACUAUGCCUCUUUUCUCCCAAACUCUUCUUCCUGUUUUUUCCCAUGACAGAAAGACAAACCAACCCUGCUUCUUUUCUUCUCUCAUUCACAUUCCUUUUUCCCUCUGUGUUUUUGAUUGGGAAAAUGCACUUUUGUUUGCAUUUACCUCUAAAUCAUGCACCGACUUCAGGCGGUUUUGUGGAAACUCGAGCUUUUCUUGGUUCGACGUUUGAAGCGGACGAAAAAAGAAGCAGCCCAGGUGUGUUUUUUGGACGGCUACAACACAGGUUAUCCCAGAAUAGACGACAAAAGAAGUACAAUGGUUUCAUGUUGACAACUUUUUCCACAAGAUUGAGCUUAUGCUGGGCUGCUAACAUGAUGUCUUUGAGGGAAGUGUGGGCGCUCCUACAGCAUUGAUUAGCCUGUCCACGGAGUUGGAGGAGUAGUCAGGCAGGAAAGGAGAGGAGAGGAGAGUUGGCUGGAUGGCGAAAGGGGCAUAUGGAGUACAUACACAUAACAGAGCAUCCACCCCAGGCAUGUCGAUAUCUAAGAGGCUAUAGCAGCUCUGGAACGAGCAGUUGAACCAAGAAGUUAGCCAAAGGCAUCAACUUUCCAGGAGGUCAGCGAAAGGUUGCGCACAGGGAGGUGUACGUAUGUGGUCGCAGGGUUAGCAAGCCAGGAAAAUCAAUGGGAGUGGGGUUUGAGUGGAAUUAGUGAGGUGAUCAUGAAUGCCCCUCGGCCAGUAUCGGCAGAGUUGUUACUUUUGUUUUGAAGUCUUCUACAUAUUGUUAUGAAAAUUUGAAAAGAGCAUAUAUAAAGAUUUUAAACCGAGGCGCCUUCCGGUUUGUACGCUCAUGAAUAUAAUAUCUCCCCGUGGUGAGAUGUGCAGCUCAGGAGCUAAUAAUACACCGCUGACCCUUUUUGUUUGUGUGCAACAACACUGUAGUUAGCAGUCGCCACGGCCCUGCGGCUCGCACAGGAGGCGCUGAUGACUUUUUAUCACACAAAACUACUCCGUCAAGACACAGCGUCCCUCUGAGUCACAUUUGACAUUUGAUCACUUCAGUUACUUUUAUGGUCCGUAAUAAAUACCAUCCCGAGCAGUUACUCAAAAAUUGGCGCGCCUCGGCCCUCCUUGGUAUUCUGCCCAUUUAAGUUAAGCACGUCUUAAAAUAGCAGGAGUCGACAAGGCUGUUUAUUUGAAACAGAAACCUUGUCAAAAAGUUGUGUUUCAAGACAAAGAGCCGGCGAUGACAGUGUUAUUUUGAACAAAACAAGCCCAGCAUAGGCCCUCCUUAUCUUUCCUCGCGAUGCUGCUGCUGCUGCUGCUGUUAUUUUUAUACCAAAGAGUUCAGGGGCCUCUUCGUUCUCCGUUAUUUUAGGAGACGCUGAGAAAAGAGUCCCAACUCCUAUGAAGUCAUUAAACUGGUUGUAGGCAGCGAAAAAGCUGCAGGUAAAUACUUGAGGUUUUAUCCUGCAAUGAGUCAUGUGGCUGUAAAUACUUCCCACCUCACAUCCCACCUCAGCUCCUGCUAUAUAAUUCACUUUUAAAGGUUAAAGACUGCGCCGAUGUGUAAUUCUCCAACUUUUUUAGAAAGCAGCACACAUGAUGUCAUGGCACAUUUUCAUAGACUUAGUUUUUCAGAUUUUUUUAUUUUUUUUUAAAGAAUGAUCUCAAAAAAUCUGUUAUUUGUUUUAGUGUUAUUUUUGUAAUAUAAAUUCAAGCAUCUCCCUCUUUUUUUUCUUUCCACCAUACACUCAGAGCGUUGAAACACAAACAGUCAAGUCUGCAACACUCACAAGCUUUGAACAAACACCAGCAUCUCAUCACAGAACAGAAAAACUGGCUGUGGGGCGAAAAACAAACUUGAAACAACAAAAGACGGACAAGCAGACAGAUGGAAAAAAUCAGCUCGCACGUUGCUGAAGAGCAGACCUACUUUUAACAACACAAUAGAUCGACUGGUACAAAAUACGGGGGUAACAAUGUGCUUUGAAUCACAUGUGCUGAUUACUUCAGAACUUUUCCCUGUAUUAUUAAACAUGUGAGUCCAAAGAGGAGGAGAAGAGACGCUCAGUUUAACAUCAUAUUAUCAAGAGCUGAAAAAAAUGACUAUAACAAGGUUGUGUACAGAAUUCUUUAAAACACUGAUUUAGUGGGUUAAAAUUCUGGCUCAACAGCAAAUAACACUUAAAUUUUAACCACAAUUACGAGUAAAUUCAACAGACGUGUUCAAAUGUAGAAAAAGUUGUCUUUGUGGGGCAACAAAUCAGUCAGAUGUGAUGAUAGAUCUCAGGUUCUGAGUCCGACCACUUCUUUCUUCCGCUCAAAGAAGAAAAACAAGCAGCACGAUUAAACAGAUAUUCUUAUCAGUGCUGACACUGAUCGAUAUCAGACAAUAUAUUGUAAUAUUACUGCUCACAUUGCCCAGCCCUACAGUGUGAUCUGUUUGAUGGGGUACACACGGGCUGGUAAGAUCAGAGGCAUUGCAGCAGCACUGCACAGGCACACAACUCUCGGUUAGGGCGAGUGAUCGAAUUGAAUGUGAAAUGCAGCUUGUAUUGUUGCUUGCUACCCUCCUGCUCCAGCAUCCACCUCUGACUGUGAGGGAAGUGUGAUUGAAUGUUUCCCUGGUUUGCAUCAUACUGCCUGUUGUACAUCCAGAGAAGACGGAUAACUGCGGACGGCAUUGUGAAUGCUGAUGAUAACCCCACACGGUCUCCUGCUAAUGUCACUCAAUCAGUGAAAGUUCCCCUCUCUCUCUUUUUUCUGUUCGUCCACAGACCCACAGGCACAGCCUCCUCCUCCUCUUAUCUGUGCACAGAGCAGUAAACAGUAGUUUUAGUCUUUUUAUGUACAAAUGCAAAGAAACACCUUGACCUCUCCUUACCUAGAGCACCUGCAGGCUCCAUUUCCAGUGAUAAGACGCUGUUGAUUGGUCUGACUGACAACAGAGAGGAGAGUGAUAGAUACAAAGAUGGCCGUAGCUAGACAGUAAUGGCGGGGAAGAAAGAUUGAGAUAGUCUCAUUGGAUGUGAAGAGAGCAGCUGAGAGAAGAGGAAGUGACCUCACGCAGGCCGCUCUGACUGAGGGCAUGCUGCAUGCCCCUGUUUACCAUGCCCUCAAAGGGGGCCGUGCAGAGCCCGUUUGAAGUACCUGACCACGCCGCAGGCAGCCUCAAAACCUGCCGCCGCUGAACUUUUAUGCUAUUGGCUGAAAGUUAUUCAAUAUUUAUCCUCCUAUUGAUGUGUAUUUUUUGAGGGGGAGACUCUAAGAAAGGUUUUUUUUUUUUUUUUGCCUCACACAGCUCCUGAGGGAAAGAUUAUAAACAGGGCUCGCUUUGCCAGCUUGGCUUACGUGGCGAUUGUUUAAUUUGACAUUGUCAGACUCAAAGAUGGCGGAUGAUGUAAAAAAAAAAAAAAAAAAAAGUUUGUUUGUUGUUUUUUUUUUUGUUUGUUUUAACUACACAAACACAUUUCUAAUUAAGACAGCAAUAAUUCAAUUAACUUAGUAACACAAUCUUUAAAUUUUCGACCCCAAAAAAAACCUUGAUUUUCUUUGAAACAUUACUUAAUAUGCUUUUCACAGAACUGGGGCAGAAACAUGCAAAUGUUAAGAGCAUAUACGUGGAAACUACUUUCCUGAUAUUUACGCGCGCACAUAGACACACACACAGACACGCACACACACACAGACAUACACAGUCUUAGAGUCUAGAGCCUAGCCCCGCUUGAACAAUGUCUCCAUUGUUUUGUGGGCUUUCACUGGCAGCAGGGGACGGCUGGAGUGUUAACCAUUUCCCAACUGUGCCUCUCUGUGUAUUCUGGUGUGUGUGUGUGUGUGUGUCAGAGGUAGUGAAGCAUGGUCUCAGGGAAGAAGAGAGGGAGGGCCCUCGCUCCAAGUGUAUGGUAAUUAGUGUGGAGGAAGUGAUGGAAUCUGGCCGUUUUUAUAGCCUGUAAGACCUCCCACCUGAGCCUUUUACAACUCCUAAACAUGCUUAUUUUAUUCCCAGUCAGGCUCACUUGUUUCUCUGAAGAGUGCGUGCUGGAGAGAGAGAAAGAGAGAGAGAGAGAGAGGCAGUGUGAAAGGAGCUGACGUGUUUUUGAUAUUGUUUAGAAAAAAGGAGAAAAAAAAACACACACCACAAUGGCUCUGUGGAUCCAAACAAGCGCCUGCACCUCUGAGUUUGUGUUGGAAAAGAUGAUCACAUUCACCCUCCUUGACCGCUUUUCUGUCCGUUUUGUAGGAGUGAGGAUAAAGGGGGCUUCCUGUGGUCUGAAUAGGCCGUGCACCUGGGUUAGGCAGACAAUUGCCCAGAACUCUGGGACGCCUGGCCUCCUCAGCUGUUAAUGAGCGACCCCAUGGUCCGCAGGCACCACCCACGCGCUGUCCACAGGCUUUACCUAAAGGCUCUCUCCGCCUGACUUAUACCAACCUGAAGCUGCUCUUUCUGACUGUAUUCAAUGCCUUUCUCCUCACAACCUCUCUGACCCUUCUUUUACCUCCUUUUCUUUAACCUUUCAGCAAGCGUGAGCCUUUUAUAACUUAAAUUAUCUGUGGGUUUAAUUUCACUAAAAUAUAUUUAUCAUGAAGACAGGAAUCAAACUGCGCACAUGCCAGUAUUCCAACUUCAUCUACUGCCCAUCUAUGAUCUAGGCCUUAGAUAAAGACUAUUGUGCCUGUCAGCUGUCUCCCCCUGUCCUCGCCAGACAAGACAUUUCUUCAGGGGGUCAUGCUUACAUCACCAAAAUCUGAGGCCGCGCCGAGACGUGGCGUCAGGCCCGGGAACUGUGACAAUGAAAAUGAGAGCACCUCCAGUCUUUGUCCGGCAGUCUGGACGCCUCGCUUGUUCCCACAGACAAUCCACUCACUGUUGGCUUAGUCAGCAACAAUGCCAUAACAAUGACUGAGGAGUCUUAUCGCCUCGUUUAUGGACUUAACAGAAAAACCUUAAGCCUUUCAAAGUAAGGCCGCAUUAAUGUCGGGGGAGGUGGCCAGAUGACCAGGAUUCACGUUUCGCAAAAUUUGACGAAGAAAUGUGCGGAAAAUGUAGUAGAGGAGGCAGCAUGUGAUUGUAGUUAACAAUUUGUUGUAUUAUUUGUGUCUCUUUCUGUGUGUGUGUGUGUUUGUGUCUUAAUAGCUCCAGGGAAAUAGUCGUGUAUUUUCCUUGCUGUGGUAUUUGACCGUUGUAUAACCCCGCUGAACUCAAGCUACCCCAGGAAACGUGUGACUCUGUGUCGGACAUGCACAUUUAGAAGGAUAAUACAUAUGUGUAUCUGUUAGCGUGUGUGUGUGUGUUUGUGUGUUUCACCAAUAACCGCAGUGUUCACUGUUGGAAAAGUUAUCAAGCUGGCCUCGGGGUCAAGCACAAGUACAAAUAGAACCCAGUGAUCUUUGUGCAGAGAAAGCGACCGGCACAGUAGCUCUCGGAGCCCUUUGUAAACUACAGGCCCUGUUGCUUUUUCUCAGCAUGUUCUGAGACUUUCUCCUCGCAUGUCCUUUCUUCUUUAGGAAAUCAAUAACUCCCUUUCCCUAUUUUUCCUCUUUUCUUCCUUUCCUGUCCUCUACCAUCUCCUGAAAUCUUGCAGGGAGAUGUGAGAUGUGAGUUCUCUGCUCUUAGGGGCAGUAGAUACAAAUGUGCCAAGUUAACCUCUGAAUGCCUUAUCCUCUGAAGGAUCUUGUAUUUGAACAGCUAGGAAGACUCGGAAGGUCACCGUUUUAAAUUUAGCACACAGUGAGGUGAAGGAAAUAUAAAAAAAAUGAAUGCUCUCGGGACCUGUAGACAGUAUUGGAGUUGUUGAUAUUGUUGAUACUCAUAUCAGAUUCAGCCACAACCAGGUUACCAGGUAGACAACAGUUUAGAGGCCUUUCUAAUUUGCUUUUCUCCAAUAAAGCAGCACACUCAGCAAAUAAACUGCACAUAAUUGCUGCCAAUUAAAGUCAUAAUAAAGUAGAACCAACUUGUUUUAGCUUACAGUGUCUUCAUCAUACGAUAAAACGAUGAUGAUGCUACCAUGUUUGUUAUCAGGGAGAAAAAAAAUACAGCAGAUUUAGUCAGCAGCUUCCUCUACAAACUCCCUUUUUAGAGUUCAGAUACUUCAAAAAUCCUGUUUUCUAACCCAGGUGAGAUUAUUUACUCCUUUGUGCUACAUCAUGCUAACUUUGCAGUUUAAGAGAGAUCUGCGCCGGUGACCCCCCGGCUCUCCCCCGGAUUGGCUGAAUAUUUGCGGAGGUGUAAACGCUGAGAAGAUAAAAUGUUCUACCAAAGUGAAAUAUUGUUUUAACAACCAGCCAGCCAGUACCAACAGUCAUGUAACCAGAGCAGAGCUGGUUCUCUGUGUGUAAAAUUAGUAAUAAUGGGGCUGAGCACGCACCCAGGAGAGAGCUGAGCCAGCAGAGGAGAGGUAGUAGUUUAAAUAACUAAAAAGCCAGGGGAUACAUUAUUUCCAGCGAGAACAUGUUUCUUUUACAUAAACCUGGCCGGCCGGGAUUGUGUGCAGAUGUGUGUGCGUAUAACUAUGUGUGUGACGGAGGGAGCGUGCAGGAGAUUGAGAGCUGAUAUAAUUGUGUGACUUGGGAACGUCCAUCUUUGCCUUUCAGGGGUCCUUCUGCUGGGAAUUCCCCGGACAGUCAGAUCUGAGCCUUCACCAAUUUCAUUUGGUGAGAGAUUUUUGAAUUCCAGAAAUAUCUUUUUGGGUUUUUUUUUGGUUGAUUCCACACGCAAAUUAACACCUCAUGAUUGAUCAUUAAAAAAAAUAAAAUAAAAUCAAAACACCCUAAAUCCUGGGGAUGAUGAUGUUGAUAAUCAUGCUGUUUUUUGUUUGUGCUUUGUGCUUUAAUCCAGAGCUGCUGCUUCUUUGUGUGCUUUUUCCUUCAAUGCUUAAAACACCAGCACAGAUGUUUGUGGAGAAGUUGAUCAUUUUCACACAGUUUGGACCCAAAUUACUCACUAAAACAGAGGUCGUCCAUCUUCACGGGGUUGUCAUGGUGUUUGGUUCUCCUCUUCUUUAUGUGUUUUCGGACCCUGUUUUUCGUCGCUCUAUCUCGUGCCUAACUCUUCUCUGUUUCUGGUUAAGCUUGAGGAGUCAUUGCGGUUGUAUUUGUUUCAAAUUAGCCCGCAAUCCAACAGCGGGAGAGAGAGGGAGCCUUUCUGUUUUGUUUGUCUUUUUUUUCCGCUGUUAUGAAGAGAAUUCUCUUUAUUGGCAGCAUCUGGUUGUAAAAGCCUCACAGAGAGAUAGAGGGAGUAAUAAAACACACUGUUUUUGUCAACCGGUUAAAGAUUUGGAUUAAAUUUGACUGAACCUGAAUGUGAAAUAACACUGCAUGUCUCUCUGUAGUUCAAAGUAUUCACUUUCCUCUGUCUUCAUCCUGCGGCUCUCCCUUGAAUAAUUUUGAGAAAGUGGAACCUAAAUGCAAAGUUAGUGUUGAUUUCUCCACCGAGCCGACGUGCUGAGGACAUCAGUGAGCCUUGUUUUGGUUUUCCGGGUGGGAAGACGCGUUACGAAGCCCAGGGGAUAACUUAUUAAUCUCUUCUGAGGCGACCGUGGCUGUGUGGAUUGCCUACUUGAAUUGUUUGACUAAUCAAUUGCUUGUUGAUUUUGCACACUCUGCAGGGCCUUUGUUGCCAGUUAAUAACACGAGUCCUUGAAAAGGGAAAAAAGAAGUAAGAAAGAAAGAAGGUAAAUCAUGCUUGAUUGUGCAAACAGCUAUUAGUACGAUAGACUAGUCUAUUAGGAGGAAAAAAGAGCAUGAAAAAACAACAACAUUCCUCUCCUCAUGUCAGCUCGCUGCCUGCCUCCCCUCCCUCUCUUAUACAAGCGCCUUUGCUAGAACUUGUUUGACAAGGUCUGGCAGGAAUCGCUGUUGGGUGUGCCUGUCUUUCUGCGUGUGUGUCGUACAAACACACCUUUGUCUACACCAGCGUGUCUGUAGUAUCCUUGCGUCGAGGGUGCGACUUGAGUUUUAGAUGACAGGCAGUCGGAGCCAGGUCAGGCCGGGUUAAAAGUUCCAUGUGUUUACAUACAACAGCGUGAACUCGUUUAACCCAGAGUUCUGACUCACAGGCCACUGGGAAGUGGACAGGGAGUAUCAAAGAAUGUCUUGUGGUGACGAGGUUGAGGUUCAGAAGCGAUAUUGUAAAAUUAUCUUAUUCGCGAUAAAUUUCCCAAGAUAACACAAUUCCCGGCUCCGUUCCGCAGCCGGCCUCGUGAGCGACGACACACUCAGCAGCUCGCGACGCUACUGUAUGAACAGCGGAGGCCGUUUCACAGGGAAACUUGUUUUGACAGAACUCCAGGUGUCUCAUUGUUACGGCUGGCAUGGUUCAACAGAUUUACCAAUUAGCACUGGGCUGAGGGCACAGGAAGGGCGGGAGCGAGGGAGGAGAGGGGAGAAGAAGUAUAAAUGGAGGGAUAGGAUGAGGCGAAUCCGGCCGCAAUGAUGGAAUGAGAGUUUUACAGAGAGGUGCGGAGGAUGAAGAUGGGAGGGGGGGGUUUGUGGUCAUAAGAGGAAGGCAGGAGUAAGGUGAUACGUGACUCCUGUUUUCUGUUACCUCACAGGAGGGCUGAGGUUCGAGCUGAGCCACAAAGAGGAGGGGAAAAGACGGAAACAGUGAAAACAAGUGUGAAAACAGCAACCUAACUGUGAUUUUAGUCAUGUUUAAAUGAAGCGUUUUAUAGUGAAUAUGUGUGAUUUCGUUCACACUAACUCCUCACACUCUACUCAGUUUCUCGUCUGCAGGAGCAUUGAUUUGUUUUCGCUACCAGGCCCUCCUUGGCUUGCCGCUCUCGCCGCUGUUUGAGGCUAUGUUGUGUUGGAUUAAACACAAUGUUAUUACUCGCGCUAACCCUCUUUGUUUUUCCUCCGAAAAGUCUGCUUCGUAUUCCAGGAAGUUUAGACCUGAACUUUUGAGAAGGGGUUCAGGUGAUUAGGAGAAUAUCCCAGGAGUGGCUCGCAGAUUUUAGAGUAGCUUUUGGCUCCUGAAUGAUGCUGACAAACACACGUGUGUGUGUACAGAACGCAGAAAAUGCAGGUACAGCAGGUGAGCUUGAUUAUAAAGUAUCUCAGUGGUGAGUGCAUUAAAUAAAAUUGGCAGCUUUUUCAGGAUGAGAAAGAUAUCUCUGUUGAGAGGAGGAUGCUUUUUGAGUAAAUGUAAGCCAACCAAUCACAACAAAGAGGAGUCAGAAGCUGUAUGUUUACAACAACAGGAAGAUUACAGCUUAAAAAGUAGAGCAGGAGAAGACCAGGAAGGUAGGACUGGGCGAUAUGGUCUCAAAUCAAUAUCACGAUACAUUCAGCAGUUCACCUUGAUUACGAUAAAUGGACGAUAACUACCGUAUUUUUCGCACUAAAAGGCGCACCUGAUUAUCAAGCGCUCCAUCAAUGAACACGUCUAUCCGCGUCUGUUUUCAUACAUAAGGCGCACCGGGUUAUAAAGCGCAUUAAGCCAAACAAAACAGUCAGAUAAACCAAACUUUAUUUAACUCAUUCAAUAACUCCGCGAGGUUACGGUAGCUGCAGUGCUCCGACAAGCCAAAAGGAUUUUUAGUGUGCCUUACAUUAACUUCGUCUACUUCAGCCGCCGCUCCAGCUGCUACAACUUUUGAACUGUCCUCCAUCUCCUCACCUGUCUUUCUCUCUUUGUUACGGACUGGAUGGGGUGGAGUCACGUCUCUGACGAAUAUACCGACACGGUAGAAUGACGUCGGUUAUUGUCGUAAAUUUCUAUAUUGGUAAAUUUUCGGUAUAUCGCCCAGCCCUAGUCCAAAAACAGCGAAUGGGACAUCUUGUUUUAGUCAGUGUUCAAAAUAAGGUCUUGAUCGCGGACCAUCUAUAAAACAGUUGAGCUAAAUUCGCAGUGGGGAUAUUUGCUAGACUUAAAUAAAGCAUGAAGUCAAAGUAAAACAACUCCUGCGUAUAGCAAAGGCCUUAAAGACGGUAUUAAUGAAAGCUUGCUAAACUUUCUAAAAUAUUCCAAACAGUUUCUUUUUCCUGUAGAAAUUCAGCAGCAACAAGGAAGGCUUGAUCCUAUGUUGAUAUUUUGCGGUACUUUACCCACAUCUUGUUCACUACAAGCGCAAAGCCAGGCUCGUCUAAGACAUUAAUAAUUAAGGAUUCAUCAUCUCGUAUGUGGAAGCCUGUUUUACAGAUGCACAAACAAGUUGUAGGUAUAUCUUUGAAAUUAAUCUCACGCUCGUUUUAUGACACUCGAACCGCAGUGAUUUUGAAAUGGCUUACCAGCAGUUGCUAUGGAGAACGUCAGUUGUGUGCAUAUGUAGAAGCAGCUUGUGAUGGAGAGUGGUGGAGACGGUUCUGUGGAGAGAGAGAGAGAGAGGAAGGGGACAAGAGAAGGGAAAGAAUAUGAAGACCUGCCAAAUUCCCCAAAGAACAAUUUACAGUUAUGGAUGAAUAGACUGCCACAGUCACAUUUCAACUCUGUGGAUGUGUGUGUGCGUGUGUGCUGAAGAUGCUGGAAUGCUGAGUGACUCCAGAAAGCACUUAAGCCCGCCUUGAAUUCAGUUUUCUGUUCCCGCCUGUGUUUUAACAGGAGAGGGGGGCCUUCAUUUUUUUAGUUUUUUAGGGGUAAACACAGUGUAUCUGCUUUGUGAGUCAUUUAGCAUCGUCCUCUGUCACCUCCCUCAUAUAUUCCAAACCGUGUUUUCCGGUUAGUCGGGCCAGCCUGAGCAAGUCUAACCCCCCAAUUUAUUUGAUUUGGUUCCUCUUGGCGGUUCCACUGAAGACCUAUCUGAACUUUUCUUUGGAUUUGUUUGGCUCCCGUUUUGAUGUGCGUGUUGUUAUUUUUUCUCUUCUCCGUCUUCCAAGCCUGUGUAGUCGAUAGCGCCCGAGUGCCAGGCCCUGCUUUUGUCUCGGCCCAGGGAAGGAAUUAGAUGUGAGGCUUUAUUUUCCUACCCAGUCGGUUUUCUUUGAGCAUUUUUUUCCCAGCUCUUGUUUUUUUGUUGUUGUUGUGUUUUUUGUAAUAGCCCUGGAAGUUUGGGACAUCACUUUUAAGGCAGGUGAUGCUGCAGUUUGACUGCUCUCUCAUACCCGUGCAGCUGCUCUUGUAUUUAUUUAUGCAUCCUUUCAAAAUAAAAGUGGCACAAUAAUUGACCGGCCUGUAAAAAAGUCCCUAUAAUCACUCAUAAAGUGAAGGGAUGAUGGAUUAAAAGAAGACCUGGAUCCUUGAAAAUAAGGAGCAUCAUCCCUCUCAAGGAUGUGGAUGAAGGGAUUUGCUCACUCCUGACAUUAUUUAGUUUCCCUCCAUGGAAGAGAAGUCUAAACUCAUGUGUCAGACCACUUUUUCUCAUCAGCAAGAUGUGCUAUAGAUGCCCUGAAAUGGCCAGACACCGCCUGCGAAAGAUGCAGAGAAUUGCAUUCUGGGAAAGGAAAUAAACAAGCCUGUCACCAAAGUUAGGAAGAAUCCUUAGUGCAGCGUUACUGUCAGAAAGCAUCUUCCAUUUCAUACAUUAUUAACAUUACCUAAACGCAUUAUUUGUGUAUUUAUUCAUUCAUUUGUCUUGUUAACAUCCUCCUGGAGUAAGAUAAACAGCGCGGCCAGACUGGCUGUGUGACAGUUGUGUGUGAGAUUUGAAUAAAAAGCCCGGCAGCGUGAUUUGGAGCGAGACAGGAGCCGAUUCUGUGGACACCAGACUUCCUCUCCAGGCUCAUUAAGGGACAGUAAGGCGAUGAUGUCGAAUCGGCGCGCACUUUACUGGCCUGCCUUUUUCUUUGAACAGCGUCGCCCUCUUAUCUGCAACAUGCUCUGUUCCUCCAUAACAAGACGCUCCCACUCUCUCUCUCUCUCACACACACACACACACACACACACACACACACACAGAAAGCCUCUGUCUGUCUCACUUGCUCUCGCGCGCACACAUCCUGCCUACACACACACACACACUCUUCAUACUUAGUUUGUGUAGACAGAAAACUCUUAAGUGUGUGGCUUGUCCACAGAAUUUUGGCAGCUUUUGUUGUAUUUUCUCCUACGCUAUCGAAAAAGCCUGGUACUUGUUUUUUUUUUUUUUUUUUUUUCCUUACUCCUUUUUUUUUCUGCGCAGACAUCACAAAUGGAUAUUUUAAUUGGAACUUUUGGCACUGUCUCCAUCUUGUGUUGGAAUGGCAGACAAGUGAGUGGCUGGCGAGGGCUGGGGGCCGGGCUGAUUGGUGUGUAGCGAGGCGUGCCUAAAUCAACUGGCAGCAUGAAUAGCUCGCUUGAUUCUCACUGGCAUUCACUGGAAUCCAUGGCAUCUCUUUUUUUUUUUUCUUUUUUUCCGAACAAGAUUCUUUCUUUGGAAAAAGUCUGGAAUAACCAACAAGGGAGAGAGAGAAUACCUCCGGCUUUCUUGAAGCAUGACUUCCCUUUUGUCUUGUUGGUGCAAUUUACUCGCCUUUAUGCCAACUCACUGUUUUGUUAUGUCAGAAUAAAAUAGCUAACCUCUGUUGCUGCUGCAGCCCAGCCUUGGAUUCAUGCUGCUUCAUUUAAAGGGUUUAAAAUUAACUCAUGGUUAUGGAAAUAAUCACAUUACCAUAAUAAAUAAAUUAUCAUUGCAGCCUUGAUGUUUUGAUUUUACAGUCGACUAACUCAAAGGAAGUGAUUAGCCUGCUGGGAUUAGUAAAAAGAAACAAGAUGUGAUGGGAUGAGCUUGGAAGAUAAUUUAAAAUAUCUGCUUUUUGAAGUGACAGUCAGUAUUCAGACCCCGUGUCUUGAAAUUUUUAUGCACUUUUGUGUUCGGCUGUUCAAAGUUACAGGAAAAGACUUCAAUAAAUAGUGAUGUCAUACUAAAGUCAGAGUCCAAAGGGGCGCCGGUUGGCCUAGCCGUUCAAGCCCACACCCCAUGUACAGAGGUUAUAGUCCUCAUAGCAGGUUUGACUCCUGACCAUGAUCCUUUGCUGCUCUCUACACACAUUUCCUGUCUCCAUUUAACUUGUCUGUCCUAGAAAAUAACAUAAAAGGUUCUAAAAGUAACAAAUACUCGCUCAAAAAACAUAUCAUACUGUAUUUUUUUUUCAUUUAAUUUGUUUUUUAUUUGACAGAAUUUAUUAACUAAAGCUUUUCCUUCAGUAUUUUAUCUGCAGGAGAUUAAUUCAAAUUUCUGUGGCAGAUUAAAUUUGCGCACAUGACCCCUGAGUAGUAUUUUUUUCAUUCACCUUUUUGGAAUUUCAGGAAAUAUCCACUUCCUGGAUCCUGGGAAUUGAAUGUGCAUAGAUCACCAGCCCCAAAUGACAUGUUUGGCCUGACUCCUGCUCCGCUGAAAGCUCACUCUGGCUCCACUGCAGCCACUAAUGCAAACCACAUGCUUGAGCUGCGCAUCUGCAUAAGUACACACCUGUUUAAACUGUGUGCUGUCUUUUAGCUCAAACAGUAAAUUCAGGCACACUCACGCCAGAGGCAGAGCAGCUGCAGAGCCGGGUCAGGUUGGAGUCAUUGUAAUCCUGCUUGACAUAAUGUAGUCCUUGUGUUUGGCAGGGCCUGUGUGCAUGUGCAUGUGUAUGUGUGUGCGCAUGAAUGAAGGUAAGAGUGUGCGUUUGUGUGUGGUAGUGGGCCUUUCUCUCAUGGCUGGUACUCAGAGCUGUGUAAUUACCCGGCUGUGGUCCUGUAGUCCCACCAGAGAAGAGACAGAAAGUGGGGCUGAUCUCACACAACGUAACACAGCAGCACCUCCGAACCGCUGGCACAGAGUCAGUCCAGCACAGGGUCGGGACUCAACAUGGGAUGUGUUAAGUCACAGGCUCAGAUGGAGGAGAUUUUUUUCUAAGAUUGUAAAUCAAAGUAUAAACUCGGAUUAGUUUGGCCAAGAAAACACUCUGUGGGGUUGAACCUGUUCAGUGUCUGACAGGAGACAUCUGGAAAUCACAGAUUAACCAGAAAACAUCAUUUACUCCACGAUAUUAUGACACUGUGAGUGAUGUUUGAAAAAGUAACCCUUAACUUUUUCACUUGGAUAUUUAAAGCACAUGUGAAGAACAUUUUGGCGCCCCCUGUGGACACAGCAGUCUUCUCUUACAUCCUCAUCUGCAUAUUUAAUUCCUGUCAUCUGACAAAAAUCUUUUCCUGCUGACUUUGUCUGUCUCUUUAAUAUUCUUUCAAUAUUCAGAAACUUAAAGCUCCUUUUACUGAGUAUGAAACAGGCUGAAAUUAACACAAUAUCCACUUAAAACCUACAAAAACAAUUUCUAUACUGUCAUUUUGAUGCCUAUUGCUAGACAUGUCAAUCCAGAUGGUUUAAAGCUCACUGUGGAAACUGCCUCCACUGCAAAUAUUCCACAGUAUGUCAUAUUUCCACAGUAAAAGACAGCAGGAUGAGACUUUUUUGUCAGAAAACACAGCUUUCAAGGACAAAAUCAGCAAAGAUGUUAGAGGCACGGCUUCAUUCAGAACCAACACAAACAAAACUCCUCACAGGAGCUUUAAAAACAAAACAAAACUGAUUAUUUACACCUGUAUUUGAGCUACAAAAGCAAGAAACAACCUGCAAUAUUAUUACUUCUAUAAAGUUAUUUUUAAUGCCAUCAAUUAGAAAAAUAGUUGUUUGAAGAUUCAUGUUUGACUGUUAAAGGAAAAAGUAUUAUGUUGUCUACAGGGGGCACCAAAAUCAACGCAAACCAGCUUUAGAUGUGUAUUUUUUAAUAAAUGGAAAAAAAAGACAACUUUUUUUUUUUUUUUUUUUAGUGAUAAAACAUUGAUGAAAUAUUUAUUACCCUCAGUUAAAAAUCUGUGAUUUACAGACCAGUCAUUUAGACACCAAAAUAAAAACAGAGCCACAGGGAGGGGAAGGUUGAGAAAGCUCUCAACUGACAGAAAAUCCUGCCAGCCAAUCAGAAGCCUGAAAAAAAACCCCACAGGACAGAUUUAUAGCGUUGGCAUAAAGACUUGUUAUUGCUUCAUCCUUCAUUUUGAAAUUUAUAUCUGCACCCAGAACCUGCGAGGGGGCAGGUCUUGACUGUGCAAGAGAGCAUGUGGCACACGAGCUGCACGAGCUGCACACUGCGGUGUCAGGCUGCCUCACCCGCCAUUUUAAUUGUUAUAUCUCCUCAGCCUUGAUAUGAGCAAAAAGGGAGGCCUGGGCAGAACCUGGCACAUCAAAGGCUACCUCCCCUCGUCUUACAAGUUGCCUGUCUCUUUGGAGGCUUCGCACAGCCAGAAAAGGGGAUUGGAGAGGCGGUGUGGAUUCCCGGCUGGAAUGAGUUUGAUGGGCUAAUUGUAGCCCCCAGUGGACACAGGCGCUCAUCACAGAGGGGCCGGCAGAGUGGGGAGCAGGAGCUGUGGGUGAGAAGCUGCAGUGGCUGGAAAAUACACCUGCUAGCUUUUUCCUUCAUCUCUGGAUUUCUGCACAUGGCUCUCCUGUGCCUUUGAUUUGACUAUCCUGGUUUGAAUUUAUGGAUGUCAGGAAUAUUCCCUACAUUUGAGAAAACUCUUUUUCACAGCUGAUUCCUUCAUUAUUACCGCUGCAGAGUGCAGUUUAUGUCACUCUGAAAAGAAGUAUUUUUGACCAGAAGUGGCACUCUUUCCUGGAAAUUGUUGCACAAAUACAUGAUCAGCAUUUUUUGAUCCAAGUGCCUUUUAAUAACCUUAUUCAAGCCUUUGUGUUGAAAGAGUGGCUGACCAUAACACAAUGAAAAAACAAGUGUAUUCUUGUGCUAACCAAACAGAUCAUCUCCAGUGAUCAAAAAGGCUCUCAGAAGCUUUGAAGAGGUUUUUUUUUCUUCCCCAUCUGCAUCAAAAAGAAAUCAAUAGUUGAAACUUUUCAGCGCAUGUAUCAGUUUUAUCUUGCGCUGCCCUCUCCAUUUCCACCCUAAGAGCCAGUUUGGCAGUUGUACAUUUUGCCACAAGAGUAAAAAUGUGGUUAAAAGCAGAAAGGCACAAGGAGAUGACACCGGCGAGGAAGCGGCUUGUGUUGGGUAGGGCCCUGGCUGGGAGAAAAUCAAUGGGAGGGAACACUUCCAUACACGGAAACGGCACAAUGGGAGGGAGAGGAGGGAGUAAAGGUUUUUUCUUUUUCUUUUUUUUUCUUCUUAUACUGAAAAAUGAUGCAUUUGUUUUACCAAGGGAGAGAAAAAGCAAAGACAAGGAGAGCAAGAGAAAAAAAAGAGCACUCUUCUGAACAUCUUUUGAAAAAAGCAAGUUCUUUGGUGAGGUUGAGUUGUGUGGUUAAGGUUUGUUUUAUCCAACUGUGCGGAAGCGUGUGUAGCUGUCUUUCAGGUCUCUUUUUAGUCGAGGCGAGGAAAGACUACUCAUGGCAUGUUCAAGGGCACUCAGUGGACACGGAUGCCCUGCAGGAGGCGGAUUUAUGAAUACAACAUGAGUAAACAGACACCUACAUAUACUAUUAAAAUAGUAAGCCUAGUACGUGGCAAGAGACCAUCCUAAGUAGUAAUUUGAGCUGGUCCGUAGCAAUUCAACCUCCCUCUUCUGAGGGUCAUUGAUAAAGACUUGUGAAAAAUCAGCUCUAAUUUGCCUGAUAGUGAAAUGAUUCGCACAUUGGCGGUAAUGUAUUCCUGUGUGCAUUCCUCCAAUACAACCCUGUUAGUAUUCAGUGUAGUGAUAAAGGAUUUUUUUACACAGCAGCUGUGAACAAAGAAUACAAUAGCGCACAAACUCGAAACACAAUUCCAAGCCUGAGCCUUGAAUGGCAUUCAGACUUCACUGUGACUGAGCGAACCCAUUCAGCAGGAGUGCGCGGCGGUUGGAGAGAUGGUAUCAAGUUGCCUGCAGAUGGAGGUCAGUGUGACUGGCACAGUUGGCACCUUGGCACGGCAGCAGCGUGCUCCUGCAGCACUUAGCUCCGCUAAAGGAUGCGUCGACUGAAGAGGGAGGGGAGGGAGGAGGGGGGGAGGACUUGGGGAGCGAAGCGUUUUUCUCACUUCUUCUUUUUUUUUAUUGUCUGCACUUCCUGUUUUGAAAGCCAUUAAGGAGCAAAUUUCCUCACAGCGAGAGGGGAGAUGAAAAGGCCCCGUCUUUUGAAACAUGUCCAAGCGCAAAUGUGAAAAAGAGGGGGAAUGAUAGCUAUCUGUAAACAUCUCUGUCGAGGGGUCGACGGAAAAGGAAUUGUGAGGGAAUGAUACAUUCAUUUGCGUUCUUUUUUUUCUUUUUUUUUGAUUCGCUGAUGAAAGGGAUGCUGCCGUUUUUUGUUCCCAGCCAGCUGUAUUGCUCUAUUCACAGCCACGCUAAUACAUCAGGGCAGGCUCACAUAACUACACAGCCACCACCCCCCUAUCCCCCCCUUCCGAAAAUGCUUUGUGACAUCUGCAUCCACACAUGUCUGCAUUCACUGCAGCCAGUGAGUAUUUAUAGCCGAGUUUGGUUUUGUCGUCCAUUGAUCCCUGCAGGUUCUCUGAUCACAAAACUGCACUUUUAAAGCUGCUUUUAUGUCGUAUCAAAAAGGUAAUCUCGGUGCAUUUGAACUGAGAGCACCUGAGGUUGCGUCUACAACCUGACCUGGUUAUGAAGACUCCACCAGACCCUUUUUCUCUCCUUCACUUCUGGGUCCAUUUUCUCUGUCACAGCUGUCUUUUUUGUCUUGGAUCAGUUGGCAUUCUCUAUAUUUACCCCAGUUUCCUCUCAGCCCUGCUUCUCAAGAGUUGCGCUAGCUUGGUGCAGCAGCCUCUCCUCCUCCCUCUGUUCUUCCUCCUCCCUCCCCUACCCCUCACUGCCCCCGAGCCUGGCCAGUCUGUGCCUCUUAAUAAAACUGACAGGCUCUAAUUGGGCUUAAUUGCACCCUUCGGGCGUCGUCAAAAGGAGUGUUGCUAAACAAACUGCAGGGUCUGCAAGCAGGCCAGCCAGUCUAACGGCAGCACAUUGGCCGCUGAGCUCAUGCCUGCAUGUAUGUGUACAAACCGCGAAAGUGUGUUGUGUAAAUGCAGCGCCAUGUGAGGGUAUAAAGGCGCAUUUUGGAAUGUGCAUGAGUAAGCAUCGGGUUUAAUUGUGCGGCUGUACGUGCGCCGAGGUUGGACGGGAUGUAGCGAACCAUUCAUUCCUCACACUGAGCCAACAGAACAAGAGCUCACAAGUUGGAGAAUCUCAUGCAUUCGAGCAGGCGAGCAUCAUCUGACUGUGAGUGUGCGAGCGACUAGACAACAGGGGUGAGCAUGCCUCUUUUUUUCAGGAAGUGAUUUCAACUUCAGGUGCAAGAAAAUCCCCCUUUUUUUUUUAACCUUUAAAAAACACACCACUGUUUUCCUUUUCUGCAGCGUACACAAAAAAGGUGAUGUAGCAACUCUGCAUCCCUGUAGCACCACCUCCUGGUUGACGGACUGGGGCGGCCGUGAUACCGGCUUUCCAUUCGGAUGUGGUCUAAUACACGGAGGUGGGGCAGACACUUGCCACAUGGGCCUUUGCGGGGUCACUGAGCAGAAUCGAUGAGAUGGGAUUGAGUCAUUGAAAUGGCAAAGCCUAACCUGCGUGUGUGUGUGCGCGCGUGUGUGUGAGGCGGCGGUGACCCCUAAAGCUAGGAGGAAAAAGCAGAGAUAAUCACAUUGAGCACUGCACUGUGCUAAAAAAUCUUCUCGCCAUUUGUUCCUCCUUCCGCCCUUUGAGCUAUUUACUCAUUACAGCUUUUCACAGCCCGUUAGUCUCUGUGAAAAAGUUUCCCAGCUCUAGUUUGUUUUGAAGCCUGAUACGAAAAAAUGCCACAAACAGGAUGAUUUCUAUUGUGCGAGCAGGUUACGCCAGCGAAGACGCGGGGAAGGAUUCGUCCACUGUGUUUUUGUUCCCAGCUUAAAAGUCAUGUAAUGAUGCAGUGGCUGAGCUGGAGGCCCCAUAAAGACUGGAAGGGCCUCAUUUCAGCGGCCUGCUGCUGCUUCCAGUGCCCGACUAGCCGGCUCGGUCACCCCCUUCUUUUAGGAAAAAGAGGCAGAGCACAUAAUUAAGAUAUAUAACCCAGGGUGGACUGAAUAUAUAGACUGAAAAUAUAGAGGAGCAGUGCAGUCGGCCUCAAUCACAGCCUGUGGUUUACUGUUUGGCUGCAGACGGUGCCCAGACCUGUACGAGUGUGUGUGUGUGUGUGUGUGUGUCUGUCAGCAGUCUGAGCAGCAUGCUAUAAAAGGCUGGUGAGUCGAGCCGUAGCCUCUCUGUGUGUCGGGGUCACAGUGAGCCAAACUGUUUGUGCAAGUACACGUACACAAACUCUGUGUGAGUACGCUGUGUAUUUAUUUGUGUGUGUGUGUGUGUGCAAGUGUGUGAAGGAUGCAACCUCCCCUUCCCCGACCCAAAGCUCCUUCCUCAUCCCGUCUCUCCGUAUUCAUCCCUGUAGUAAUAUAUAAUCCUGCUGUCUCGGGCAAUAGUGUGUAUCUGAGGGGACACAUCCUUCUGCUCCUUGACUUCACACACACACACACACACAUAGACACACACACAUACACACAGCUUGCAGCUCACGCCUCAGUUGUUUCAGUGCUUUGUCACUCUCUAAUGAUAACUAUCCAUCAAUGGUAGGGGCGUCGCUCGUGGAAAUGAAGAUGGAUUGAAUUAGCGCUGAGUGCUCCGGCCGCUGCAUUGCGGUGGCAACCCGUAAUUACACUGUCAGGACCAUUGAACCCCCCCCUCAUCCAGACGUUGAACUUAACACAUUCGCACCAGUGUUGAUUACAAGGUCUUUUAGUCGGGGCAGAUCCACAUCAUGUACUUCCUAAUGGCAAGUGAAGGGCCCAGUCAUUUGUGGAGGGUAAGCGUAGCGUGGCGUGUUCGCAUCAGUUUCGACGCGCUGAAUCUACAGCUGUUCGAUUUGCGAGUUAACUGUUAUUGUUGGAAAAUUGGCUAAUAAUACGCUUUUAGGUAGAGCAGAAGAAGAGUAAGGGAUAACCUGCUCAGGUAAAGGUGAGGGGGAAAAAAAAACAACAAGCACAAACAACCAAACUCCUCCUCUCUCUCUCUCUUUCUCUCUCACCCGUUCCCCGCAUCACCUCCUCUCUUCGGGAAAAUGAAAAUUGGCCUGAAGUGUUUGUUAUUAAAUCCGUCCAGGGGAAACUCCAGGAAAUGGACUUUAAUUUCAUAUAGAGGCACAUGACUCGGAGGAUCUUAGCGAACCAAUUAACCUCACCUCAGCUCAUUAAAAACUCUCCUUUCAUGGCCAGAAGCAGCGACUCAUCCGCUAACACGGGACAUGAAAGCGCAAAUUUGUCCAUCCAAAACUCUUAAAAGUAAUUGGAAAGGUAGAUACGGAGGGCCAGUAAUCUGGUGACACAGGCUAACUCGAGUGAAGUGAAAAGUAGAGGUGAUUAUUGGGAACAGACAAGCUUAUAUAACUCUGAGCGUGCUAUCAGCGCACGAGAAGGGCAGAAGUUCUUAAAGUUUCCCCUCAGGAUUAAGACAAUUCCAGUGAAGGUCACCACAUGAGUAAAGGGGCAGGAUGAGCGAAACAGCAGCUGGAAAUACAGACUUAAAGGGGAUGUUAAACGUGUCAACAGGGCGAUUGCUUUUCACAUUAUGGAGGGUUAAAACCACAGAGUUUCAACAAAAGUGCAAAAAAUAAAUCAAUGUAAAAAAGUUAAAUCAUUUUCUUUCUAAUUUUAUUAUACAAAAAAAAAAAAAUGUUUGUUUACAUUUUUUAAUAUGAGCGCCAAAAGCAAAAUAUUUAAAAUUUUAAACCUCAAAAUUCAACAGUAAAGAUGGAUGCUGGGAUUUUUUUUCCUCAUCUCAACUGCUCUCUGGGGUUCUCUCUUUUAAAAGUCAUUGAAAGUCCAUUUGUGUCACCCACAAAAUACACUCGUAUUACUCAUAAGUUCAAAAUGAGGGUGCAGUAAUUGCACGCGCACUGUUUCCCUGCACAUGAAUCAUUAUUUCCAGGCCUUUGUUGAAAAUAUUUAAUAGGUUAAUGGCAUUGAGAGAAGCCAUUCAGCUCUCUCCACACCAGCAUGCUGUGUUGUAUGUGUGUGUGUGUGUUUGGCGUGUGCUUUCACAAAGUGCAUGCAUGUCUUGGCUCACACUGUGCACACUCAUCAAGCCGCAUGCAAACAACCAAUCUCUUGUCAUCUGCAUCAAAAUAAUUACAGGGAGAUAAACACACCAUUUGACCAUUUUCACAGUGAUCUAAUCUGAAGCCGGGCUGUGAGAGCAUACGGGGGAGAUGAUCAAAUCCCUGCUUAAUGGAACCGAUCACUACUGUGUGUUCAGGAUUAAGCAGACAGACGCGUUACACGUGCGUCGCUUCUUUUUUUUAAUAUGUUUAGGAAGCCCGUUUCAUCGCUCAGCCGCAGGAAUUGGGGGUAAAAUCACGUCGAAGAUUUGGAGCCAUUCAUAGUCGCGUUAAAGAGAGGAUUAGACGUGAGAAAAACAAGGGCAGGCCUUUGUCUCCAGGUCAGAAGUGUAUUGGUUACAGCUUCAUCGCUCCACUCGUUUCUAUCUCCCUUUAGCUAGAAGGCAAACAGCAUCAGAAAUCUGAUUAGCCUCCAUUAUAAAGAGUGAUAUUUUCAUCCCGUCGCUUCUCGGCACUGCGUCAGAGCAUUCGCUCGCUUUUAAUGCCGGGAAAAGCCUGCUCCUUUGACAGAUAGUAGAUACUCCCAACAUCACUUGUUUGGACAUUUCUGUCUUUUGUGACAUGGAAGAAAAGACGGGCGAGAAAAUAAAAAGCAACUAAAUAAUGUCAAAAGAUCAGAAAUCAAUGAGGCCGGAGGAACGUGAUCCGCACAGCUCCGAAAGCGACCAGCUCUCUCUCUUCUUCCCCCCCGCCCGCCCUUGCAUUAAGAGUGUCUUUUCACCGCCACUAAACUUGCUUUUGUUCACCCCCUCGGAGAUGUAACUCAAGCAUGAGGAAGCCGUCUGACAAUGUUUGGAUAUCGGCAAAAAAUAGCCUUUUACUUAAAGGUUACGGGCCAAGGUUUAUUGAGUUACAUGUUCAUCAGCGAUGGAGGCUGAAGAGUUGAGUCAUGAGAGAGCGACGUUAAUGUGUAGGUUUGUGUUUCACAUUUUGAUGUAACAGCGAUAGAGGAAAUGAUCAAUGAAGGAGUGGAGAAAACAGGAGAUUUGAAAUGGGAGUUUUUUUCUUUUUUACCCAAUAAAGAAUAUCAGAUAUAAAAAAAUGUACAAAUUUUUAAAAAGUGGAAUUGCUAUAGAAAUAUUUUUUAAACUUAAGGAUUUAAAAUAAAUUUUAUUCAGGAUUAUUUUUCUUUAGGGAAUAAAUAUUUAAUUUUUGGAUAAAUUACGAUACAGUUUUUGUAAGAAAUAACCAAAGAAGGUUGAAAGAAGACAUCUCUGGAUUGUUGAAUUAUUUCAUGUACAAAAAGAUCUUUUUUACUUUCAUGAACAGAUAUUUAUAACAAGAAUCUUUUCACAAUUAUGCCAAAAAUAUAAACCAAAAAAUAUCUCAAAAUUAAACGAUAAAUGCCCCUGUAAAGAUGGAUAAUAAAGAACAAUAAACACACUUAAAAGAGCAUUUUUACCUGUUUAGCACUGGUGUUUUUAAUCUGAUUAUAGCUCCCCUUGUUGGGUAAAAAUAGAUACUGCAUUUUCCAUCACAUCUGGUAUUUUUGUUAAAAUUGUAGGUCACAUGCAGGCUUCUUUAUCUCCUCCCUUUAAAGACAUGUCGGACUCCUUUUAGAGUGAUUUUUACGGGUUACACCAGAGUUUACAGUGUAGGGUUUCAACUUCUGUGGGAGUUGUGAUCUGUACUAAUGAGAAAAAGAAAAUGCAGCAGCACAAUGCUUUGUGUCACCCACUGAGGCUGAGAGAUAGACACAGGAUUAAAAAAAAAAAAGAAAGAGGGGAAAAAAACAAUUUCUGGACAUUUCUAGGAGAUAAAUUUAAUUUCUUUGCUAUUUGGAGGUCUUCUUUGAAAAUGCAAUUGUAAUGAACACAUUCAAAACUGGAGAAUAGAUUUACCCUCGGCUUCAAAUAAGUUGGCGUUAUCGGACUCUGUCAUUCGCUCCUUCCCAUUUUCGAGCUGCUAAUUGAUGUUUUUGAUGUCGGCGAGAAAAUUGAAGAAAAUGUCAUGUGUGAACCGGCGCGGAAGUUAAUAAGAUUGACUUCGUUGACUGAAUUCACAAUGAGCGACGGAGAGGCGUGUAAUGGGGACUGCUGCGAAUUCGCCAGUCCAUCUGGCAAGGGAUGAAAUCGACACCUAGCAGAAACGGGCCCGUGGAGGUCGAUACGGAGGGAUGGAGCGCUCGGGAUGCCCCCUUCACCUCGAAAAAUCCUCUGUAUUUCUUUCGCCCCUUCGCAGCAGUUGGGUUUUUGUUUUGUUUCCCGCUGAUUGGAGUGCAUAAGCAGCUGUUUUUCCAGAGGGCUUCUUACCCAGGCGGGUCCCGGCUUCUCCGAGGAGUCGUCUCCCAGGGCCACGUCCUUCCAAACAAUGCUCGUUCUUAAUGCUGUUUUGAGUCUGAAAAGCCAGGGAGCUUUAUAGGGGUUAGAUUAAGAUGUGGCUAAAAAGAUGCACCAAUAUGAGUUAGGGUCAUUGCAUAUGUUUGGCCAAUGUGUAACAGAGCCUGAACUUAAAUCCCCUUAAAUAAAAGGAUAGAAGCACCACCGGGGUCGCUCCAUCUUGAGCCAUUUAUCGAGUGCUGGCUGAAAGCCAAACGUAGACGCUCUGCUUCUCCUUCUCUCGAAGUAAAUUUCAUCGAAGAACCAAAUUACUGAUAGGAUUUCCUGAUUGUAAAUUUAAAAAUAAUCAACUAUUUAAAGGUGUUUAUUUGUUGAUUCGCAUUAACGUAAGGUAUAAUAGGUUCGGCGUUUUUAAUUGGGGCACGGAUUAGCCGAGUUUGGUUCAGUGCUUCUGAUUAUUUCUCCAGGCCUAAAGGGGACUGAGAUAAACCCCUAAUACGGCCAGUACCCCUAAGCGCUCUCCUUUUUGAAGACACCAAACAAAAAAAAAAAAAGUGGCCUCUGCUAGCGUACGGCCCUCCGAGGAUCGUGGAUAAGGGACAUUAUUCUCAGAAUAGGCAAUUAAUUCCGCUGGCAACGAUCGGUUAGAGCUUCUUCCCCCCACCGCCCCUCCAAAUGCCCUCCUCUCCACCCUCCACUCGCCAUUUGAAAUGCUAACACAAUGAAAUAUUUUCCUAUUGGUCCGUGUCCCUCGGCUAAGCCAGCGCCGCGGGCGAAGAAUUUCAUCGACUGAUGAGACCACAGGCAUGCCCGAUAAAAAGGUUAACUGUACGUGACACGCACUCCAAGCAGCCCGUGCUACCUUGAACUCUCAAGUUCUGUAACUUUUAUUUGACUUUUUUAUUGUUAGCGAGGACAGGCUUGUUUGGCCGCCGAGGACGAAACCAAGCUGGUUUGUUUUGCUGUAUUUCUAAAAAUAAGGUAAACGUGACGUUUUUUUAAUAAAGCAAUUUCUGCUUUGUUUUUUUUUAUAAAUGGUUUUCCCGAUGACGUAUCGCCGAACAGUUUUAUCGUUCAGUGAUUUUCAAACAAACACAGCAGGCUAUAAUCAAAUAAAUACGUUUAAGAAGAUAACAAAGGGUAGCUCCGUCUAUGCCACACGGUGUUUCGUACGGUGAUUGAGGAAUUAAUUGGUUGAACGGCAAAAACAUCGACCAUGACAUAAACGUAAUUGAUUAUUAUGAAUAAAUAAAAAACAAUGAGCGACAUAUACGCUGAAUUAUUCUCACUCUGACCCUUAAAAGGAGCUUUAGCUUUUAUUUACAUUUUCUCUCCAGUCGGUAUACGUUUGUGUCCAUUGUGUUGUAACUCACAAUAGCUUGGCUCUGCAGUGCCAGAAUAAAGAACAAUCCAGGAUGGCACAUUUCUUCUUCCACCUUCAGGGAAAGGCAAGGUUGACUGCCAGAGAGUGGGAGGAGGAUUCCAGGCUGUUUUUAAAUUGUUAGUAAAAGAUAUAUGGGCACAGAAUAGGUAUGGCUGCUGCAGUACCCCCCAACCCCAUCUUUAAUACACACACACACACACACAUGCACAUGCAGAGUGCUGUGCGAGGACUGAGGCAGGUGGCUCCCCAUGGCUGCAGCUUCAUGACAACAUGCCAUUAGAAAUAGCAGGCCUGUUGAUCAAUCCUGCCGACAUGACAGCUUCGCCGCGAGGCCCGGCUCUUUGAGUGCCGACGCCGCGGCAGCUCCCUCUCCCGUUUCUCCCCACUAAUUGGUGAAGGUUUCUCUUAUAUAUGCUCGUGGCACAGGGCUUUUUUUUCUCCUCCACCACCACCUCCUCCUCCUGCUUUUCUUCUUUUCUCCCUCUCCCUCUUUUUUCUGCUUUUUUAGCUGCUGCCUCUCUCCCCCCCAUCCACCCCACCGACUGCUGCCAUCCGUUUUUAUCUCUUUUUCUCCCCCCUUCUUCCCAUAUAUCUAUAUAUAUGAAAUAUAAUUUUUUUUGUUUUUUUUAUUUUAACAUUGUCACAUUGGAAGCGAUAACUUUGGGUGAGAUAUUGCAAGUGGGUUGAGUAAAGGGAUGUGUGUGCCGCAGGCUCUGUUCGUUCUGUAUUUUUGUGGGACUAUUGGAGCUGGGAUUUGACAUUGACUCUAGGCAAUGUGCAUCAGCUUCACAUUUACACAAUGGGGAUCAUCCAGAAAAAAAUUACAUCUCUGUCAGGUGAAACCAAGGAGGAAAAGGUCUUUAAUACCAGUGGAUUUUUUAAUUGCAUGGUUUAUUUCGACUAUUACUAAAAAUACCACAUUCAUAAUUAAGUGAGACAGUGUCAUUUACAUUGAAUCUCAUCUAUUUUUUAACACUUUUUACACCCAGCUGUGUUGCAGAAUCAGCAUUUGUGUUUAUUUGAUUUAUCACGUAAUCCCUGUCUUUCUCAUCAAACGGAUUUUAGUUGCAAAACGUCAAAACAAUUGUCAGGAAACGGCUGCGUGUUGCUCGCUGACUUGUCACGGCAACACGGGGCUGCGUUUUAAUUCCACAGUUGUUGUUUUUUUUUCUUUUCUUUUUUUUUCUUUUUUUUUUUUAGCCAGCGCAUCACUCUUAAACGCCACCCACUCUGAAUCUCACCCAACUAAACAAAUGAGGCGGGAGAUAAGCACACAUUAAAUGUUUAACUGUCUCGCAUUUGUCAUCUGUUUUACCCCUCUUAAUUAAACAGAGCACUCCAAGUUGCAGACACACUGGCACACAAACACACACGCGCACGCACGCACACACUCAGCUUGUGAGCACCGGAGCCUGAGCGCAAACACUGUCCUGCCGAUGAUUAAUUUAGCCGUUAAUAUUUAUUUAGUCGGUCUUGGUUAGUUAGCAGCUCAGUGGAGUGUGAAGCUGAGAUUCUGUUUCUCAAAAAUAAGGAGGUAAAAAAAUCAGAUUUUUCGGUUUAUUUCUUGUUUCUUUUUUGACAUUUGUCUCAUAGUUGUUUUAUUUUGGUAAAAAAAAAAAAAAAAAAAAAAAGGAAAAAAAAAAAACGAAGGAACUCUGGACUGUUUGUGAUUUGUGUCUGCUUCAGUGUAUUAUAGUGAUACGGCGCAUGUUGAAAACAUUAACUACUACCUCCACCCAGUGGCACAAAGUGAAAAAAAGGCAGGUGUGAUUGGCAGCACACAGUAUUUAAUGUAGUGGGAAGAGUUGCCUUAAGCGAGGAGGGGGAUGUAUUCAGCACACAAUAGUGCUGCUAUCUCCCUCUCUGCAUUGUCUCUCUCAUCGCCGACCUUAUUACAUGCCGUAUUUGGCAUGAAGAAUCCCCUUCUUAUCGGCACUGAAUUUUAAUGCCACUACGCUUAGAUGGCCGCCUUAUUCUAGUAGUUGUUUUGACAUCAUAUUGCAUUUUCUCUCUCUCUAUGUGUGUGUGUGCGUGUGUGUUGGUUUAUUAUUUCUCAGAGAAUCAGAAAAGGAGAUCUGUCUGCAUCACUGUACACUCUCACUUUGCUGACUGUUCUGUUAAAUUGUGAUGCUUUGCUGCUUCUUGGGGCAUCAGCAGAUGUGGUAAAAAGGAGGAGAAAAGGGAGAGCAGAAGAACCGGGCCCGGGGUGAGCGGUGAGAAAAGAGGAAAGUAGAGUAGAAUUGGGGGGUUCUCCUCUAAAGCCCCCUCUCCAGAUCGGAGGAGCAGAGCGGGGAUCAAAGUGGCUUGUUUUAUGUGGCUGGUGCGACACUUUGAAGUCCCCGAGUCACCUACAGCACUCACUUCAUCAAGUUCACUAGUGUCUUAAUAGCAGAUCAAUAAGUUUCAAAGUCAGAGAGUUAAUUUGAUACCAGCGCUGAUGUGAUCACGCUGGGCCACAGAGCCGCUCCCCUCUCGUCUCCCUCUUCCCCCGUCUCUCCUCCUCACCUAGAUUGGACCUGUUUUAGGCUCUCAACUUGAAUUAAGCUGCGCCGGGGUUCUGUGUUUGGUGCCUUUUUUUUUUCAUAGACAGCCGCCUGUGAACACUCAAUCAGAGUCUGUGCGUGUGUCACAACAUUUAAAAUAAAAUUACUUCAAUUAGGGUUUAAAUUACAGCAUAUUUCAGUAUUUACAUCUACAUUUUUGUUCAUAUUUUUUACAUUUUUAUGUUUUAUUUAUUGUUACUGUGAACAAACUCUCUCUGCUACAUCAAAGAUAACUCAAUAUUUUUAUUAUUUUAUUUGAUCUGAUUUUUUUGAGCAAUCAUUGGUGAAAUUAUCCACCUUAAAAUUGUUUUUUAAGCCCAAAUUAAUAUGAAAAAAUGUUAUAUUUGUUUGUAUAAUUAAUCAAAAAAUUCCCCUGUCUUGUUUAAAGCACAGUCUUUCUUUAUUGCUAACUAAUCAUUAUCUUAUAAACAUUUGAUUAAAUUUGAUUGGCAAAUUACAUUUAUAUUAAUCCACAUUUAACGCAGAGAAACCAAAUUAACUAAAUAUAUCAGGGUGAAAUAUUAAGUUUUAAGAGUACAAAGCGCUUAAAAAAUAAUCAGUGCGAUGCCGACGGCUUUCAGAGAUUGGAAGAAAACAGGAAAAACGGAGCGUUGUCUUCAGCGCGCUAUUCACUCGAAAAAAGGCAGCACCAUCUGUAUUUGGUUCUGUGACACCAGUGAGUCGCAAAAGGCUGGAUCGGCACCUGGAGAACAAAAGGCCAAUUUAAUAUGUUCAUCUAAGGGUUGCUAAUGGUAUUAUGGAGCCGGCAGGGUGGUCGGCAGGGGCCCGGCACUCCAAGGUGAGCCCGCAGCUUGACCUCCGCACUCACACCAAUUCACUGCGCUGCUGGCAUUAGUGCCCCACAUCUGCCAUUUUUUUUUUUUGUGCGAGCCCUUCAAUACGUUCGCUUUUUUAUUUCAUAGCUGUAUAGAAAAUAGAAAAUACGCUUUAAUUCAUCUUAAAUAAGAUUCGGAAUCGGCCGUCUCUCUGUGCGAAAUCUUCAAGUGGAGAAAAAAAAUAGAUAGUAGUCAGGGAGAUUGUGUGCUGCUGGAGAAGUUUGAGUGUUAUUCAGAAUUUGGGAUAUGUGAGAAAAAAGAAAAGAGUUUGCUUUUGAAAAACAUGCAAAAGAAACAGAGAUGCUUUGUGUACAGAAGAGUAAAGAAGAUGGCAUGUCGUCUGCUUAAUUUUUCAGGACAGGUACUGGUAGGAAAGCUUUUUGUUCUUAAAUCUUUCACAUUCAGGAGAGCUUCUUAUUUUUAUUUCACUCUCCUGAAAAAAAAAAAAAAAAAAACUUGAACAGAAAAACUGGAACGUCGUUAUUAUUUAGAGAGAAUUUGAAAUUGUGCAUUGUGACAUUUUUGAUGAUGGUUUGGGAAAUUGUGCAGAGAGCCGUAUUUGACAGAGCCGCAGUUUCCCGGUGUGAAGCUGUUUCUGAGGGAAGCGGGUGGCGGAGGGGGCUCCUGGAUGGAGCUGAAACGCUGCAGCGGGUGGUGCUGGUGGAGGCUGCCUGUGUGGUCCUCAGCGGUCGGUGCUCUGCCGGGCUCUGCGGAGAUUGCUGGAGGUCUCGGGAUUUUAAUGAAUGUUUCAUGUUAAAUUUAGCGCCGGCGUCGCUCACACUGCAGCUCUUCUACGUCUUAUUUCUCUGAGUGUUCCAACAAAAGGUGAAAAAUUAAAUCCAGGAAAAUCAAGGAGAAUUAAUCCGUUAUAUUUCAUCAAAAGAGGAAAAAAAAGGGACGUCCUUUUGAUUGAAAUUUUUCUACGGUGAUUAGAAUAAUUUGUAAUUUAUGAUUUCAAUCCCUGAAAAAUUGUUAAAAUUAUGAGUGAAAAUAUUUCUAUAUCCCUCUCCUUUUUUCUCGAGGUUCCUGCUGUUCAUGCAGCAUGAAAUCUUGCUUCAUUAAAAGUGUAUUAAUCUUGUCUCGUCUCAUGGGAGGUACCUUAAGAUGAUGCUGUGUCUUUUUCUUUAAAUUGUUGGAGGAAAAAAAAAAUCUUCCAGAUUUGGUCCCUGUCAGUCAGAAAUAAUUGUGUGCUUAAUCUUGUCCCUGAUGGAUGACUUGGAGUUCAGCAAUGGGCCAGCUCCAAUGACAAAUACAAUAUUAAUAUUCAUUAACUGCUUUGACAAUGCUAAUUUUGAUGCAGUAGUAAAGGGCCUUCCAAAGUUAGCGGCCAAAGCAUCAGAGCUGAGCAAGGUGGCAAGAUAAUUUGUGCUGCUUUGCUGAGCUGAAGGCUUUUAAAGUCUUAAGCAGGGGAGAAAAAAAGGCUAGGUACCACAAACAAAAUAAAAGAGAAAGGGAAAAAGUUCAGACGCAUUGGAAACCAGGACUGUGGAAGUAAUACGAUCAAGAGACGGCUACAAAAAUUUGACACCUCCAAUGCUGCAUCUUUGAGCAAAUAUUUUUUUUAUUUAAACAAAAAAACCUUACAACAAAAAAGGAGCACAACAUGGUAAGUCAGCACAUUCUCGUUUUUUUGUUUAAUCUUUUUGAUCUUUUCAAUUAUCGCUAUUUGAAGAUCAAUAGUCAUUUUUUCUCUGCUGUGGUUAAAAGGCUCACAGCGGUGGUAUAGUGGAUGGUCGGAUCACGGCUUUAAGAGUGGGCUUCCUCUCUUCAAGCCACCAGUUGGCCGGGUUGAAUUUUUCUAAUGCCAGCUCUCCUGAAAAGCACACAAGGCUUGGGUUUAUUUAUUAGUAUUUUUUGGUAUUGUUUUAGCUGCUGCUGUUGUUGGCUUGUUGUGUGUCAGGUUUUGACUUUGGAGUUCGGGGGUUCCUUUUCCCCUUUCUGUUGUCUUUAAAGAGAGUUCAGGAUGGAGAAAGUUUGGGGUGCAAAAGCUGCACCAGAAUGACGGGCUCUUUUGCUGAUAAAUGCUUGUUUUUUUUUUGGUCUUUUUGUUUUGUUUUGUUUGGCUGUUUUUUUUUUUUUUUUUACGGGGGUUCCUUCAUGAAAAUUGGGGCUAUCAACGGGCAGGACUGACACCCUUUGCCCCGGAUCGGAAUGCUUUCUCUCACCUUUUUUCCCUGACACUUUCUGCCUCGCGUUUGUGUUUUUGCAUUUAAUUUAGUGUGACUAGCGGUGAAUGGAGCGUGGCUAGUUUUGGGGAUUAAUGACAUGACGAGAGACACCCCGCUGCUUGAGUUUAGCCAAGUUAGGGCAACUCCUAUAGACGGCACUUCACUACCUUUAUGUCUGCCAAGCCCGCUGAAUGAAAGCCUCUCUUCUUUCUCUCCCUCUUUUUUGUUGUUCUUUCAACUUAUCAAAGAAAGAGAGAUGGACACAAAAGAGCUUAUUAGGGGGGAUAUGAAGAUGGGCGAGGGGGGAAGGAAAGAGGGAGUCCCCGGUCAGACGCGAAGAGGAGCAGCGCAGCCUGAGUAUGCGUUUGAAUGCGUGAGGGGGGCUGAGAGUGAACAGUCGGCUUUGGCCACCGGCUCCCAGUCCCUCUCCCUCUCCGCUCUGGGACCCGAUGAGCCGCCGUCCUAAGUCGCUCCAGCGUACCUUGGCUCCUCCGGCCGCUUCUCUUAUCGGCUCAACCCAUCGGGCGUUAGCGAGGGGGGCUGCCGUAGAUGAGGUGCUGCCCCCCAGUGGAUUAGUGGCUGACAUGGUGGUGGGAGUCUGCUUGGAGUCUGUGCACUACCACGAGUGCCAGCAUGCUUGUUUUAACCAGGAACCGAGCAGCAUCCCAAAUACAGCUCUUUUAAAUGGUAAGACUUUUCAACAUUUUAAUUAGAGCUCUGCUGGAUUUUCUGCUGUUUGUUUGCCUUUAAAUAUUAUGUUUAGAUUGAAUUUAUUCAUUGGAUAUUUUUCGAGGCUCCGUUUGGCAAUUUAUAACACUUAUGUUGCUAAGUGACAGAUUGACAAUUUGGAUAAUGAAAGGCAGUGUUUGAUUGCUUUGUCUUGACAGCCUGACAGGGGUGUAUUAUUCUCUUGGACAUCAAACUAAAUAUGGUUUUUAUGAAUUGUAUUGUGAAAUAUAUUCUUGUUGAAUCUAAUUAUUAGAAUGCAUUAUUAAUAUUGGAGCAAUUUUAGAAAUUGUAUCUUGUAUUUACAUUCAGAUUUUGGGUAAUUUAGCCUGAACAUCUCAUCAGCUGUUUCUGUGCGUCUGUUAUCAAUAAAACAGGGUUAGUAAUUUUCUGAAUUUACCUCCUUAAGCUUUUUUCAUUUUUAACCAAAUGUGAUUUUUUUCUUAAUAACAAAAUUAUACUUUAAUUAUCGAAGUGAAGGAAUGGCAGAAGAAGACAGGAGUUGUGUGUUUAUAGUGUUUUCUUUGUGGUGUUUUAUUCUGCUUUGUUUGAAUUUCGAUGAAAAAACAAUGAGUUCGCAAAGGUCAGAGGCCGUUUCGUCCGCUUGUUUUGUCAAAGUUUUUCCCUUUUCUUUUUUUGUUUGGCUCUGCACCCUUUCGGGGUCUCGUGCAAACAUCUCAGAUAGUAGAGUCGAACAGAGUAUUUUUUUCUCCCUCCUGUGCGCUCUUGUGUCGUGGACGUUGAUGCCAUUGUGGUUUGGUGAUUGGGAGCUGUCCAUCACUCGCCGGUGAACUGGCAGUUUACUUAAGAACGUGCACGUGGGACAAAAGGAGAUGGCAGGAGCGUGGCAGGCCGGCUGAAUGGAGGGAGGGCAGGCAAUUAGCCGCCGCCUUGUCGGGGCUCUUUUACUUGUCAAGCUGGAGCCCCCGCGCUAUUGUCCGAGCUGUGUAAAGGACAUUCCCGGGGCUUUGUUUUGGCUUUAAGGGCCUCAGGACUGCCUGCUGCAGGCCAGGGGAAGAGCCGGCUCCUCACAGUGACAGAGAGGCUGAGCGAGGACAGGCAGGAGAAGAGACCAGAGUCAGUAAGUUUACAUUUGAAACGCACAAGUGCAGCUGGACCGUUUGUUCUUCAUCGUCCCUUACUUUAGAGACACUUUCCCCAAUUUUUCUCCAACAUUUUGAAAUUCCCUCACUCUACUCAAUGAUCGUCUUUAUCUUAAAUAAUAAAUCCCCUCUUUAAUAACCUUCAUUAGAUCGUAUUAAAAAUAUAUUCAAUUUUUCUGAGCUAAGAUGGGAAUAAUUUUCUCUAUAAAUAUUUAAUUUGUCAUGGUCAUUAGUCAGGUUCAGGUUGUUAGAGGUUAUUAAAGGUAAUUAGAGACUGACAAGUCUAGUUAAUUAUAGAUUUUAUGACUGAAAAUUAUUCAUACAUUUACAAACACUUGAUUCUGUCAUUUUUCAUAAUUGGAGUUAGUAUUGCUUUGUUUUCAAUUCAUAUAUUUUUAAAAAGUGAUUUCAUAUUUUUUUAUAUUUUUUGAGGAAAUAAAUAUUUUUAUAUUUGAAGCAAACAUAAUUUUAUUUUGAUUAUUUUGAUCAACAGUGUUGAAAAAUUAAGAAACAUGUUUAAUCAUCUAAAAUGACACUCAAAAGUCAAGUUUUGUGGAAUGCCCCUUUAAUACAUCUUGUUUGUUUUUGCAACGAUGAACAACAGAUCUCUUGAAUUUCCUCUCGCUUGUAAAAAAAAAAAGAAAAAAAAGUGGUCUUGACCUGGUGAAGCUCAUCAUUCGGCUCAAGUACUGGGAAGGAUCCUCGAUUUGAAGAUGAAAUAGUUGCAAAGAAAAGAUGGGGUAGAAGAGGGGCGGCGAGGAGGGGAGCUUGAGGCCUUGUUCACAUGAACCUUGAAUGGCGGCGGAGUUGGAGGGAGGGGGUUAAGAGACAAAUUCUUUCCACUCUGAGGUAUUGUUUAGAAAAAAAAGGGGGUUAAAAAAAAGAAAGACGAAAGGUGCCACGUCCAUGUCAGAGUGAAGACUCUCUCUCUCCCCCCACGGAAAGUGUGUAUGAAGAGGGGACUGUCAGCAUCACACAUAUAAAAUGACUGUUGGCCACACUUUUCUGAGCCUGCCCUCCCUUUGUGGAUGUUGUUGUGUCUUGUUCCUUUUUUUUUUUUUUUUUUCUUUUUCUUCCCUUUUCUAUCUCUCUCUCCCUCUCCUGCUCUCUCCUCUUUGUCUCCAUCUCUCGCCUUGCUCGCUUUACCUUGUAGCCAAAGCUUUUCAAGCUGCCAGUUCGUCUCUGGGCAUCCUGGAGGCACAGCAGAGCCCACACACAUACACACACAUCCGCUAAGAAACACAUACACAGACCCAACAUACAGCAGGGAUUUGGGUAAUAACUGAUUUUUUUUUUUCUUCUGUGUGUGUGUGUUUGUGAGUAUAUAUUUUUCUGGAGUAUAGCUUGUGGGAGACUGCUGAAAAGCUGCUCACAGUAAUUUUUCCUUCUUGCUCUCUGCCGCUCACUUCUUUUACUUCUUGUCACCGGCAUCAAAACUUUCACUCAGAGAGGAGAGGAGACUGCUGGCCGCAAAGAGCGAAGGCUUCUGUGGUUAGAGUGAGGGAUUUUGUGAUUUUUUUUUUGUGGGUGGGUUGGGAGUUUUGUGGCGACUGUGUGUGUGUUCGUGUGGAGGAGGGUGGGGUGGGGGCACUAGGCCUCAAACCCUGACGCCUCAAGAGAUACACACGCUCUAAUGUCAAAAACCUGAAGGGGAACAAUGGUCAGCCGGCCACGGCAAAGAGAGGGGGGACGAUAAACACACACACACAGGCACACACACACCACACAUGCCCAGCAACACACUCGCAUGCACUGGAGGAAGGAGCCAAGGCAGAGACAGACAAAGAAGAAGGAGAAGAAGAAGUGGAGGAGAAAAGCGGCCAAGACAAGCAAAAGGGCUUCUCCCCGGCGUAGAGAGAGGGAAGGAGGAUCUGGGGGGGCCAGGUGGAAGGAGGAGAAAGAGGAGGAGGAGACGGGGGCGAGGGUGGGGGUGGGACUGAGGGGGUCAUGUACCCGCGGGAUGGAGCUCCAGCCGGGCCGGAGGAGACGGGAGCCAAGGCAGGAGUCCUGGGCCCCGGGCUCUCGCUCCUCCAGCAGGUGGGCUGCUGGCACCUCAAUCUGAGCAGCUGGGUGAGUAACGCAGCAGCUCUGCUCCCCUGCAAAUUCACCGUCUCUGCUUUUUCUUACGUCUGACGGCAUUUAGCUUUAUUCUGACAGGUUGUUGUUGUUGUGGUGUCGGCUGGUGUUGUGGAGGGAGGGGUGGGGGGGUGUAUUUGGGUGGAGGGACUCGUGGUUAUCUCAGUUUAUGUUUUAAAAAUAUACUCUAAAAUACUGUUGGAUUCUCUGUUCAGUUCAUGUGCUAAUCCCACUAAAACGUAACGCUCCCCACUCUGUAAAUGAUCUGUUUUUGAUCAAUUGAGGCCUAAAUAAUCAACAUUAUUAACAGUGCAUCUAGAUUAAUUAAAGAACUACAUUUCCCUCUCCUGAGAGGAAUAUUAUUCACUCGAGAAAAACACAUUUGAUAGAGCUCAUGUCUUAACCAUGAAAUGUAAAGUAAGAUUUCAAUAACCUCACAGAUUACCAUAUCCCUUUGUCAGUGUUGCCAUCCAAUUCAAAUUCCUAAUUGCUCAGCUUUCAACUGAAAUUCUGAGGGGCUGAUUGCAUUUCAAAAGGCAGAAUUCAGCGUGGCUCUUAACACCGAGCUACAAUAUCACCUCUCAGAGAAGCCCCCUUUAACUCAGGUAUGUUUGAGAGUUCAAGAGGCUGUUUACGCUGAAAAGAAAAAGCCUCAACGCACGUGCAUCUAAGAGCCGAUUUGUCUUCAUAGAAUACAACAGUUCCCACCAAAUACCACUUCAUAUUUAAGCUAUUUGUGCGCACUUUUAUUUAUCUGUGACAUGUCAGAACAUGUCCUUUCUGCGAUUCCAUUUGAUGUGCCGACUAUCAAAGAUGGGAAGUGAAAAUAAAUGGUGACGAACGACUUGAGUGCUAGCGAAGAGAGCAGGAGGAGGAAGGGGAGCAAAGGCUCUGGCCCACAUAAUAUUUUUGUUCAGCGCUCUGAUCAAGCAGUCGGCAUGUCACUGCAGCAAAGUGAAUAGAUUAACUUUUAAAUAUACUGUGGUCUCAGGAGCCCCUUGCCCUCAGAGACGCAUCUUCUCUGCCAGAGAGGAAGGAAAACUGAUCAACACCUCCAUAUCUGCUUUUUAAAUCCUUUUGCUCCCCCUUACAAUUCCCAGGUUGCUAAUAUUGUGGAGGGUUUUUCUUUUUUUUUUUUUAUUCUCAAAUGAUUAACCAAGAAAUCUGAUUUCUGAAGAGUAGCAGGGGUUUUUUAAUCAGCGUGCUGUGCUGGAGGAUCACGGCUCUGAUAAGCCUUUAAUUUGUUGGAGCAUUUCAUAUUCUAUUGCUGUUAAACUUUAAGUAUUCCUUUAGAUUGUCUGCUUGAAUCUGAGGUCUGAUUUGACUGAGUGUGUGUCUGUAAAUGUGUGUGUGUGAACGCUAUGGUGUUUGCAAGGAGAUGAAGAUGGAAGCCUGGAGGGGGCACUCUACACCUCCCAAAGGAAAACAGCGUUCAUGUGUGUAAACAGAUUCCAACAGGACGACAGUGAACGAUACCAGAUGAUUCAUUAAAUCGGUGGCAGCACAGUUUGUACUUUUUGUUGUGCUCAAAUCAAAUACUCACACACACACACAUACAAAUUACUCUUCUCUGACACUUUUCCCUCAGCAUCCCAGUGUGUGUGCGUGUGUUUUCUACUCCAUGUGCCUUGGAUGUGGGCCACUUGCACGCUCUGGGAGAGGCUCAGGGCGCUCUGGCAGCUUUUUUUUCUGCUUGCUUUGGAAUUUGGAGGCCUGAGAGGACCUCAAUCCAUCACAGCUCUGUCAUCCCCACAACUCUCUCCUCUCUUCCCCUCUCUCCUCCUGCCCCGGCCUCACUACAGCUCAUUAGCGCCCCGCAAACUGUUGUGACAACUCAUCAUAUCAUGACACAAAGCAGAGAGACGGAGAGGCUCUACCCUCCCCUUCCUCCACCCCCUGGGCCUGCAAGGUCACCACCUUCACAUUUAGGGCUCAAAUUGGCCCUGCGAGGUGCCACCAGGCGGAAAUGCAAGGCCAACAGCUUUUUCCUGUCCGGGCCUCCACCUCUCUGUCUCCCUCCUUUUGUCUCACUCCGUCCUGCUGUCACUUUCUCACCCCUCUGCUUUCUCCUGUACCUCCCCUCCCUCCCUCCCUUCACUUCUUCCCCAGAGGUCUGGCUUGAAGCAGCUUGUUCAUUUGUCCACUUUCAAAGGCUCUUGUCACACGAUGGCAGAGAAGCAUUAGCCAUCAGCAUAAAUUAGAAAUAUCUCACCCUUGAGGCUGUUUUAAGGUCGAACCAGAAGAAGUUAGAGAAAAGUUUUUUGAGAGUUACUCUUGGCCUUCGCAGGCUGACUGUACAGGUGUUCACAAUGACACAAGCAUCACAAUAAAACCGUCCGUUUUAACGUCUUUUAAGCCUCUUAAGAAUAAAAAGACAGAAGGAGAGAAAGUCCAAAAACUCUCAGUAACAUAACCCCAAGCUUGUUUGUGUCUGCUGUUUUAUAGAGUGCUGCCUGAUCCUCACAGUUCCAGCCUCCUUUAGCAGCAGGCUUGCAUGUGUCCUGGACGUGUAAAAAGUCAAUGUGCUCAUUGAUCUUCCAAACAAAAGUGUGUGCACUUAAAUUUCUCCUGCGGGGUCUUUUGAAUCUCUCUUUGAGGCUUGAAAACCUGGUCAUCAUGACUACAGAGCGGCGUGCUUUUUUUUUUAGUCCUCUGCUAUAUUUGUUUGUUGUAAUGACGGAGGUGGGUGAGAAGGAUGCAAGUCAGCGGGGGUGUAAAGGGGCAGGAAAUGUUCUUUCUUUUCCCCUGGCUUAUGUGGAGCAGAGAGAGUAAAGCCUCCCACGUCGCCUGCUUUUGUUUUCCGACACUCUAUGAGCGGCUCUGUGAGCGGCUGAAGCAGACCCAGCAGCCUGCCAGACGAUUCCUGGGCUCGCUUUGUCCCACUGUGGCCACAGGGCAGGUGCUGGGCCUUCUUUUUCCUGCAGGGACCACCGGGUGCUAACUUGACGUCACUGGAUUUCUACUGCCUGUGCAAAGAUGAGCUGAGGGAGUCAAGUCCAGCUAACAUCUCUCUGGAGGAAUUCACCAUUUCUCUCCAGAGACAGUGGACAUACCUCAAAAAAACAUUCGUCAUAUUCAGCUUCUGUCCAUAGUGAACUAGUCCAGCUUGUUGCUUCGCCUCACUUUGGGCUUUUCUGCACACACACAAAAAAAAGAGCACUCUCCUCGACCAGAAAGCGACUGUGAUGUAAAUGGACUGCCUUCUAGCUCUCCCUCCCUCUCUUAGUGUCCCACACACACCCUCUGUAACACCCUGUGUCUAAAUGUGGACUCAGUGGAUGGGCAUUUUGAACUGUCUUCUCAAUGGCCGGGGCCCCCGGACAAAAGAACUCAUUUAAAUGGCCACUAAAGCUUUUCAGCACCCAGAGAUGAAGAAUUGACAACAUUCUUUCACAUCAUUACCCGAGGGAGGAGCGGGGAGUCGUGAAGGAGGAGGUUAGGAGGUGAGAGAUAGGGAAGGACAAGGAGACGAGGGGGGAAAAAAAAAGGCAACUAGGGAGAGGCCAUCUUCUAGCGUUCUGUCAUAACCUCCAUCCUGAUUGUUUUCUCCCAGUUCCUCCUUUUCAUCCCUCUAUUCUCUCCGUGUGCAGAUCAGAUCAGGGGAACCCACUGAAACGAGGCCUGCCUUGGUUUGUGUUUCUUUUUUUUUUUUUUUUUUAACGAACCCCACUCCACCUCCAACCCACUCCACCCCCCCUCCACACAAACACACACACACACACACACCCCCAACCUUUCUCUUUCCUUCUCCCCUCCGCAGCCUUUCAGCUCAGGGCUGUGAAUGAGUCCCAAGAGUCCCUCUGCCUCCCUGGAGUUCUGCUGGGGUUCAUUAAUCUUUCAUUGGGACCAUGGCAAUAGGGAAUGCCCCCCACCCCUCUACCCUACUCCCCCUCCACACUUUCCUCUCCUCCACCACUGCCUGAACAGAAUGGAGGUCUAGAUGGCUGGGAUUGUAUGGACGAGACACUUGAAAAGACUUAGCUGCAGAGUGAAAACUCAGGAUCUGGGUGGAUUGUGGGAGCUGUAGGCUCAUUUAGCGUGAUUUCUUUCCCUUAUAUUUGUCUUGCUUUAAGCUCACUGCAUUGUGUUUGUAUUGCCAGUGAUCAUCCUAUGUAUAUAUGCCCCCCCCCUCUUCCAAACAUCCAGUCCCAUUAAUGUUUUUCAAAGUGGGUUGCAAAAGCGCCACAGUGGAGCUUUUUUCUUGCACGGGUUAAAGUCACUAAUGAGGGUGUGUGGCCUCUGAGAGAGCACAUGCACACACACACACACACAAGCAGCUUGGUGUCUGAGUCCUCUCCCCCCCUGAACAUAUCAUCCAUGUUAUGAUAAGCCUGAUUAGUGCUGCUUCUUUGACUCGCUGAGAGCAGGAUAAGGAUGUGUGGGUAAAAAGGCGAGAGCAGCCUCUUCCACCAGUCUAAUCUACAGCACAGCUCUAAUCUGGUUAUCUUGUGGUCGGUGGGGACUGUGUGUGUGAGUGUGUGUGUUAGUGUCUGUCUCGGCCCCGGCCCUGAUGAGAGGGGGGCUGAGCUCCGGUUAACGCAGGAGGCCCAUGGCAGCAGCACAGCCCUAAAGCUCCACUGUAAUCUUUGGGUAAUUGAAAAAAGGGGGCCUGCACCACUUAGGAGCACAAAGAGAAGAUUACAUAGCUAAAACUAAUUUGGCAAAAAUGCAGAAAUGGAUUUUCAGCCCCACCUCCUCUCUCUUAACCCUUUUAUUACAAUACACCCCUUACUCUCCGUGAACCGGGGCCCCUGGGGGGGAUAGUCGAGGGGAAGGGGAGCAAGGAGACCAGGCGGGAGGAGGAGGAGGAGGUGGAGAGCGGAGCGCCGACUGGAUCUGCUAAUGACUGUGGAUUUACACGCGCUGCCUUGAUUUCGUGGUUUACAGAUGAUCGAUUACUUCACAGCAACAGUGGAGAAAAGUGCCCCAUCAUACAUUAGACCCAAAUGUGAACUGGCAACCCCCCAAAGCCACUUAGAUUGUGUUACUGGAUUCCAGGGUGACACCGCAGAAGUGUUUUUAAUUACAAACCACACUAUUUUCACUGUGGUUUGGUGGUUUGGCGCCUCGAGAGUACCCAGAAUUUGAUCGCUUCUUCUUUCCAGGAGAGCAAAGUUGUAAUCCUGCGGCACGUGUGUUUGUGUGUGCGCGAUUUCCAACCUGAAUAUUAACAUCCUGAUCUUCUUUUUGCUUCUCUCCCUGUCUCUCUCCCUUCUGUCUCUCAGUCUAAUAAGGUUCCAGUGGUACAGCACCCUCACCAUGUGCACCCUCUCACGCCUCUGAUCACCUACAGCAAUGAGCACUUCACACCGGGGAACCCCCCACCUCACCUACAGACAGACGUGGAUCCCAAAACAGGUAAAAACCAUGUGACCUUUAUCUCAGGGGUUGUUUGAUUUAAAGUAGGAUAUCAUGCUAAAUGGAAUAAUCCAGUUUAAGGUCAAAGUUUAGAGAAGCAGAGUUGGUCUGAAAGUGUUUGCACUGCUGGGUGUGUAAACGUUUUAUGACGCCCUGCCACCAUGGCUCACAGAUUCAGGGCUCUUGUUUGUCUGCUUGGCGUCUCUCUGUCUGCCUCUCGACCUGCUCUUGUGAAAACAGCUCAAGAUUAAAAUAUGAUUCACACGUCACAUAAAGUAGACGGCGCUGACACCAACCAUAAACUGCUUAUCGAGGAUUAUUUGACAAUAAAAGAUCAAAUUUCUCUUGAAAAUGAAUCAAAACUGAAGGAAAGUAUGAGACGGUUUUUGAGAACGUCUUGUUAUUGAUUUAGUCGUCACCCUCAUGAAUGUGGUUUGGUUUGGUCAUAAGUGGCUUUAACAUUCAGCGGCUCUCAAGGAGUUGAGCAAACAUCUGCUCUGACUCCUCAACCAGUUCCCAAACCUUACGCGUUCAAACAAGAGUCAAAAAAAAAGUCCUCUGCAUAGGAGUGACCUGAAUAACUCGCACGUCUCACUUCCUGUCUUUGCAGCCUGUUGAUCCUGCACUGUCCACAUUUAGCAGUCAGGUCCUGCCCACACACCUCUCUCUCCCACGACCGCUCAGCAUACAUUUUUAGCCAAUUUCAUUCAUUUCCGUGAGCAUCUUGACCCGCUACUUUAUUUUGUUAACCGCCAUUCAGCUCGCCCUUCCAGGUUAAUGCAUUUCCCGGCGUUCUCUGGUGUAUUCAGUGGAUGUUUUAGGUAAUAAUGUUCUUUUAUUAUGAUGGUUCUUACAAGAGGGGAAUAAUGCGCCAGCUGCUGUUUAAUGUAGUGCUUAAUGGGGCUGCCUAAUUGGGCUCAGUGUUUAAUUAAUUAAUGAGCCAUAUUAGGUCUUCAGCGCUGGGUGGUGAUGGGAUAAUGUACCAAUGCUUUCUUUUUUAAUAGAGUUUUUUUUUUUCUAAACUGAGGGAAGUUUUUCCACGGCUGCUGCUGAGCACAUUGUCCAUCAGUAACAGAAUCCCCCUCUGGAGUCAGAUCCUGGAUAACCUGGAUCAGAUCAGCUGCAAACUUUUGGGUGUAACCAUCAACACCAGCCAAAGUCCUGAUCUGCGAAGGACCGAUCUGGCUCUGCUUCAGCGGCGUUUUUCGCAGGUCGAGAUGUCGGAAACAACAGCUGCAGAGGCAAACCAGCUGUGUGGAAGAAAGAGCCAAAGAAGAAAAUAAAAAAAAAAAAAAGGAAAGAAAAGAAAGUCCCCCCUAGUUCCUGGUCGGUCUACUGAGCACAGCGCCUCACUGUGCUUUUGUACAUGUCUGCUUUUCCAUGUUUCAAGUUUGUCAUGAGAGGGAAAGUUAUUUUUACACCCGAGACCUUUUCAAGGCGUUCGUUCGUUCGUUCUGGGCAGCUUGUUGAUGCAUUUUUUUUUUUUUUUUCUUUUUUCAUUUUUUUCUCGGUUUGUCAGCUGCCAUGGGAAUUAAAGGCAACACUGUGAUUGCUUGGAGAUGCCCACAUGGAGAGCUGUCCUUAAAUUGAACAUCUUUGUCACCGUUCCUCCGCUGGGGGAUAGAAACGAAAUCGGCUGUUUUGAAUGUAAAACCUGAGGACUGGUCGGGAGAGCAACGAGCCAAUAAAUCCAGUCAAAACAUUUACUAACUGGACGUUGAAGAGUUAAAGUGUCAAACUGAAACUAGAUAAGAGUUUGACCACAAUCAGAUUUACGGUGCUGGAUCUGAUCUCCAUCCAUCGAGCUGCAGCGUCCGCCUGAAUCAAACGCCAGAGCAGUAUUAGCAGCUCUGUGAUCACGCUGAAGGCUUUAAUUAUAUUGUUGUUUUGUUAACUUCUAAACCCCCCGUCAUUUUACAUCAUUAGUCUCCUGAAUCAGCAGACAAAUGUGACAAGAAUCGUGUUGGUGUUUUCUCCUCACCUCUCUCACCCUCCAACACAUUGUGCCGCUGCCGCCGCCGCCGCUGCUGCCGCCUCAAAGGCCUUUGAUCAGGAAGUGUGAUUUAGCAAUGUGUGUACAUGCAAGCAACAAGCCCCUCUUCCUCCUCCUCCUCCUCCUCCUCCUCUUCUUCUUCUUCCUCCCAUCUGCACUCCUGUGAUGUCUGCCCCGUUCAGAUGUGAAACUCUUGACAAAGAAUUGAAUCCAGCUCUGACAAAGAUUUGCUUCUCUCUCUCUUUUUCUGUCAUCUUCCUGUCUGUCCACCUCCUCUUUGCUCCUUCAUCCUCCUUUUUUUUUCAACAGGAAUUCCAAGGCCUCCUCAUCCUCCAGAUAUAUCUCCUUAUUACCCACUGUCACCUGGCACUGUCGGCCAGAUCCCUCAUCCGCUGGGAUGGUUAGUACCACAGUAAGUGAAACCUUCUUCUCCUUUUUUGUCUCGAUGUUGAAGAGAAAGUCAACAAAGAUUGUACUCAGAUGAUUUUCAGUUUUAAACUCAAUUAUGUAAGCCGUCUCAUGUCUGCUCCUCCCACCCUCGGCACCCUCUUCCUUAAACUCCAACUCCUUCCUGUAACUUUCUCAAACACACUCCUGGUCAACAGCAGCCCACUGCUGCCUCCUCAGGCCCCUCACCAACCUCAACUUGCUACUUUCUGGCAAAUACUAUUUUGCAUGUCUCUGUAUGGUCCAAUUAAAGUAAUGAACCGUGAUUGCCCGUAUUUUACCCACAAUUCCACAUGGGGGCUCUCCCCUGGUAACUCUUGUCAACACUUGUUAAUAUGACAAAAGGCUACAAAUUAAGCUCUGUUAAUUUAAUGUUUUCUCACCGCGAUCUAAAUACCGAGAGAGGCCCCGAGCGCAGCCACGGCGCCCUUUGAUUUGCUGCACUUUAUUUUGGUAUAAAUUUACAUUCAUUAUUGUUUGUCUUUGAAUGUGUAGACCUCAAUUAGCGUGAUGGCUCCAUUAAAGAGACCCGCGCUUCGUCUUUAAUUAUCACAACAAAACACCUAGUUCCAGCUUGGGGAGGAACAGGGCCCCACUCUGUCGACACCGAGCGAAGGGUUAUGAAAUUUAAUUAGCCAUCGCUAUCAAGAUUUGUGGCAUUCAAAUUGUUCAGAGUUUUCCUCCCUUUGAUCCGCGCUCUGCAAUCCCCUAGAUUUUUGUCCUGAUCAAAUGAGAAUAAAGAGGCCCACAGUGGGGAGAGGAGCGAGACAGAGGGCUUUACCUUCUCCUCUUCCAUCAACCCUGCUCCUUUACCUUACUUGCCUUUCUUCUUUUCUUUUCUCCCCCUCUUCCCAGGCAAGGUCAACCUGUUUAUCCAAUCACAACAGGGGGUUUUAGACACCCCUACCCAACUGCGCUCACUGUCAACGCAUCCAUGUCAAGGUGAGUUGAGCCUCUAGGAGCAAAACACACACACACACACACACACUUUUUCACACCUUACUUUUGCAUUCAGUUUUGUGUUUGUGUCGGCUCCACACACACACACACUCAGAGCAGCAACUUCUCCCUUAAGGAGAGCUCGCACUCCCCAUCUCUGCGUGUUCAAAAGGCCAAUCCUCCAGUGUGGCGCUCCAGCUAGCGUGCUCAAAUAUUAAUUAUAUUUAUCAUUUUCUAAUGAGGCCCCUGAAGAACAUUUACCCCCACUGCAUGUCAGGCAGAUCUGAAAUGAGCCGGGGCAUGUCCUCGCUGUGAGUUUGAGCAGCCAGACACAUAAACAAACACCGCAAACACUUUGAAGGGGGACGACAUGAUAGGAGCCGGGGCGCUGACACUUGGCUAGCGCUUUGGUCCGGCCCCAUUAGGGUCCAGCUCAAGUGCUGCUGUGGACAUUAGCACAUCCACGGGGGGUAUAUGUGUAUUUGUUACCAUCCUGUAUACAUGUGUGUGUAAGUGUGUGUUUGUCAGUUGGUGUUAGACUGCUUACAGCUCCCUGGAGGGGGAUGCAUGUCCUCUGUGUUGGGUGGGAAACGGAUUAAUUUUGGAUGGUUUUUGGGUCUGGAGCAGUCAGAAAGCAACAAGACAAAAACAAGCAGCGUCCUUCUUCUUCUUCUUCUUCUUCUUCUUCUUCUUCUUCGCUCCUCCUCUUCCUCUCUCAGCGCCACUGCAGCAGGGGGACUCUUUUGGCUCAGGCUGGUUAACAGUCCAGGGAUGAGACCGAGCCUUGGUUUAAUUACAGCCCGAUUGGAAAAGCAGCUCCUGAGGGUUGCGUGUUUAGACCUCUGUGACAUUGAUGGAUCAUGUAGAUGCAGGAAAGGAGGGAGGGAAAGGAAAGGAGGGAGGGGCCACAGAGAGGGAGUGAUAUUUUUGAAGUAAAGCCCUGAGAGUAAAGGAGACGCAGAAAAAAAAAUGUUGUGUUUUUGCAGGUUUCUCUUCGCUUUCUUUCAAGUGAUUCAUGCAUUAAAGUGAAACGGCGCUCCUUGGAAAAAAAAAAAAAAAGAUGGGUGUCUGGAUUAGAGUCACAUUCUCCUCCCCUUGGCCAGUCCGAGGCCACAAAGGGUCAGACGGUCUACCCAGACGUCUGCAUCUGGCAGCGGCACCCGGCCAACCUGGGCUUUAAGUGACUGCAAAUUUGGUCCCUUAAUGACAGCCUCUACAUUGUGAUCAUCUUAUUUCCAGUGUAGUUAAUUGAAUAUACUAGCUGGGGCGUGUGUUGAGGAGGGAGGGGGAAUGGCCAUGGGGAAGAGCUAAUGCCCUGUGAUGAGGCCCCCUAAUUGAAUUAGUAUAACUGAAUAGAUGGAGGGGUCUGGGAGCUCUCUAGAGAAUGGAGGGGUUUAACACAUCUCUCCUUGUGUAUCAAAAAAAUCUGGUUUUGAUAGACCAGAGAGUAAAAAAAAUAAAGUUGUUGAGAGGAUCUUGUAAGAGUCGGUCAGAUACCUUUUGAAAAAUAGCCUUCAGCCAGUAGGUUUUGUUCAAAGAAUGGACCAGACUGUUGUGAUGGCUCAAACGAUUUGUAGCGGGCAGACCAAGAGAAGGAAAUCGGACGGAAAAAAAAAAGUCCUGGCCUUGUACUCUUGUCAGGAGCUCUCUGCUUCAGUAUCAGUCCCCCUGCGCUUGCAGCCCCGGCCUGAAUUAGGAUGCAGGGAACGAGUCUUGGUAUCGUGUAGUCCCGCAAUGAGCACCUUAACACCCAGGUCCCUGUUAAAAAAUGCAUCGUUUUAGGACAGAGGGGGGAAAAGAGCCAAGGAGAGUAGAGACAGACAGCAGAGCAAAUGAAAGACAUUAUUUUGAUAAUGGGGUUGGAGCCAGUGCAGGUCCGCUAAAGUGUGUGUGUGACAGGUGGGAGGAUGUGAAGGCCCCUUUUGCCCCCUUAUGCUGAAGCCUGCCCUUUGAUAUGUUCCCCCGUCAUCCCGCUCCGUCUCUUUUCCUCGGGAACGUGGAGAAGUGCACUGGCCGGAUCAUUACACAUUAAACAGGCACGGGGGCUACCGCUACGCAUUGGCAAUUAAAUGGCACUGGCUGACACUGGGCUUGCUGCCAGAGUGACCCCCCCACUCCUCACCCGAACACCGCCAGCCAUUCAUACCUUUCAGAUUGAGACGUAGGAGCCCCGGGGUUGUGGGUUAGAUGGGAGGAUGGGUGGGGGUUAUCUGAUGCGUCCCUCUCUCUCUCUCUCUCUGUGUUGGUUAAAUUGGUCCAAGGCGCUGCUCACCACUGAUGAGCCCAGAUGAUGAUGAUGAUGGUGAUGAUGAUGAUGAUGCCCCUUCGCUUCAAAGGGAUGGCCGUCAUGUUUAAACCAUAACCUGGGCCAUGCAGUGGCAGCAGGGAGGAGGAAGAAGGAGGAGGGAGGGAGGAAGAGGGGGAGAGGAAGCAAGGAGGUAGUGAGGGGACAGGGAGGAGUGGAGAAGAAGAAGAAGAAAAAGAAGAAGAAGAAGAGAAAAAAUAGAUCUUGGAACAGAGGAAAUUUUAACAAGUGCACAGAGAGAGAAGGAGGGAGGAAACGGAGUGAGCAGAGAGAAAAUGCAGCAGCUCUAAUGAUGGGCGAUAUGCAGCCAGUGCUGCCGAGCUCCCCAUCAACGCAUGACAUGGCACAAACACCAAUGUGUCAGUGAUGAAGGGAGAAGAGGGGAAAGGAGAAAAAGAGGGAAAGAGUUUGAGGGGGGAGCGCACUGGCACUCCCCUGAGAUGGCCUCCAACAGAAACUAGUUGUUCCUGGCGAGUUUAUCCUCAUCAUUAUAUUCUGGCUCCGAGCCAUGCAGCCAGACACAGCCGGAUAAUGAGCUGCUUUAAAAAAAAAAAAAAAAAAAAGAAUUAUUCCUCCUUCUUUUGCUUCUCCUUCAUCCUCCUCUCUUCUUGUAAAUUUGUGUGUGGUCACGUGGAGCAGGCGAGGCGCUGUAAACAUACAUACACAUGCAGAUAAGACGCUCAAAUCUGAUGCGAAUAAUCAGCGUUGUGAUAUAGACAGUGACACGCGCAGCAGCACAGCAGUGUCUUAUGGCUGCUCCAGCCAGAGAAACCAUUCCAAAAUAAGGGCUUCUGGACUAGAUAUGCCGAGCGGUUGGAGAAGAUGAAAUGAUGAUAGGAGUGUAGAGGCAUGAAGAUAAAAAUGUCAGUGCUGCUGACAGUGCUGAAUGUGCAGAAUAGAGUCAGGGGGGGAAGCAAAUGGAGACCCAGUACCUGCAGUGAUACUAGACUUUGAUAGAGGAUUUUAAUCUAGUUUGCAAAAUGUAAGAAAAGAGAUAAUGGUUCAAGCUUUUCCCCCCUCAAAACUAGGUAUUUUCAUAUCAGUGAGAGCGAAAAAUGUAGUUUCAUUAAUUGAAUUGAAGUGAAGUCGUCGGCAUUUAUCGUCUCCAGAUGAAAGACAUUGUCAUUGCUUCUUAAAUCGUAAUUCGAACCAUUUCUCUUAAAUCUGAGUUCAUGUUUCCCCUUUAUAGACCUCAUAUAAGAGGCCUUCGUCUACAUCUUGGAAGCGCUUGAUCAUUCAGAUAUAUCAUCAGUCUGUAGAGCCUCUCUGUUAGCACGAGUCCUCGAGCUAAAAGUUUUAUUGAAAGUGAAUAGGUUUAUGAUUAACCUCAAUGAAGGUUCUCAUUACAGCGACACUCGGCUGAAGUGUUUGAGGGUUUUUUUUUUUUGGGGUGGGUUGUUAAAAUGUGACAUACAAAAGGUUUGUCCUUGUGUAUAAAAGCUUUUAAAUCAGAUUGAACUGUGUGUGUUUGACUUGAUUUGUUGUAAUACUUCUGUGUCCAGGCUGUAGUCCAAUGAAAUAAUGUGACACUCAUAUCUCAAUUGGUCGUGAACGCUAAAGCAGAAAUCAGCCUUGGACGUUUUCAUGUGGAUGUUUGUAUGUACACUUAUGUCUUUUUGUGACUAAAGGCCGAUUCCAUUUCUGUUAAAAAGAAAAAAAAAAAGUUUGAGAUGUAAUUAAAAGUUUUAAAAUGGAAUUGAGCCCUUUUAGUCUUGUGUUUACAUGUGUUUCCAUCUUCCCAUUUCACCCGUGUCCAUUCUGACGAUUUACACAGUCUUCUGUCCUCUAGGUUCCCCCCACACAUGGUGCCCCCCCACCACAGUUUGCACACCACGGGCAUCCCACACCCCGCCAUCGUCACACCCAACGUCAAACAGGAAUCCUCCCACAGCGACAUCAGCUCCCUCAACAGCUCGUGAGUACACUUUUCACUGGAGUUUGAACGAAGUCUCGCCUAAACUCUCGAUCUGUUUUUGCUGAGCUUGUCGAUUCUCUGGUCCUCCGCAGGAAACAGUCAGACGCUAAAAAGGAAGAGGAGAAGAAGAAACAGGUCCACAUAAAGAAGCCUCUGAACGCCUUCAUGCUCUACAUGAAGGAGAUGCGGGCCAAAGUGGUGGCUGAGUGCACACUGAAGGAAAGUGCCGCCAUCAACCAGAUUCUGGGGCGAAGGGUGAGUCCGAUACUCAAGGAUCAAUCUGUGUUUCAGUUUGAAAGCAAAAGUUAGCGGCAUUUCAAGAGAGACCACACAAAUGAGCAAACACUUGGUCACAGUAGCGAGGAAAAAACGGUUUAAACCACACAAACGGGUGGACAGCCGUCUGCCAUGACAGGAUGACCUAUUACUGUGGAUGUCUGUCCAGUUUGUGGUGAAAACGUCUCCCUUUUCCUGUCGUUCUCAGUGGCACGCCUUAUCGCGGGAGGAGCAGGCCAAGUACUACGAGCUGGCCAGGAAAGAGCGACAGCUCCACAUGCAGCUGUACCCAGGCUGGUCAGCACGAGACAACUAUGUAAGUUUUUAAGUUUACAAGUCGUCAGGGGGAGGAAGAAGAACUGGUUCUUUCCUUCUUUUCACUAGGUGACAUGACUAGAGUAUGUUUUGCUUUUUUAUAGCCUCAGAGACCACCUGUAGUUUACCUGUGUACAUCAGAGACUGAUCUGGUUUAUCUCGUAACAAAGACUAAGGAUAACUUCGCACAUGUUGCAGACAUAAACAGGGUUUCGCACCUCAGACACUUUGUUCUGGCGCUUAAGUGUGCAGGCUUUCAUGAAUAAUGUCCAGUUUUUAGGAUCAGACUGACCAGAUCAAGCAGCCUUAGAGCGCUCUGCCUCCCGAAGAAGAAUUUUGUCAAGAAGUCUGGCUGUUCACAGAGCAGAGGAAAAAUAAGACAAAAGAUUACAGAAAAGAAUAAAAGAGCAGAAAACAAGAGCGAGGAGGGAGGAUGUAGUCUGGCCUGCAGUGGCUGUUACAAACCGGAGGGCAGAGAGAGAGAGAGAGAGAGAGAGAAAAGAAAAGGCAGAGAAAGAAUGAAUGAAUAAAUAAGUAAACACAAAGAUGAGUCCUAUUCUCUGUUUCAUGUUUUGGGCAUUCUGCAAUAUAAUAACUAAGGUUCCUGUCUGUGUCUAUUUUUUUCUUUCUAUUUUUUUGGCGGCUAACCAACAGGGGAAAAGGAAGAAGAGAAAAAGGGAAAAGCAGCAAGCAGAGAGCAAUGGUAAGUGAGCUGCAAUUAUCUCUCAUAUUAGAAGAGCCCCAUCAUGUGUCAGGCAGAUGUGACAUGUUGCAAGAUAAAAGUCAAGCUAGUUUUUUUAGCGUGUUAUGUUUCUUUUGUGUGUGUGUUAUUGUGCCUGGCUUUUUCUUUUCUUUUCUUCUUUUUUUUUUUUUUGGUAUAGAUAUGCUACCCAAUGCAAUAUUUAAAUGGUAGAGUUGCUUGUAAUACCCCCCCCCCCCACCCCUUUUCCCAUUUUCCCCCGUAGCCUUCCCCAGCUAAUAACAACUGAAUAUGCAUGACCCCCCCACACUCCUUCUCACCUCCCCUCUGACUCCCCCCCCCUCCCCGUUUUGCCCCUUAGCGUUCUGGUAUUGUGAUAUGUAUGUUUUGAGAAUGUGAAGUUGAAGCAUUGUGAAAGCCAUUAACUUUGCUGGUGUUGUGUGCGUGCCCCCCUCCCACCCCGUUUUAUAAUGCCUGUGCCCUGCAGAUAGACUGCACUACAGUACUGUAUGUGAGUGAGCUUGUGUGUACGUGUGUGUGUGUUGUGCUUCUUGGCUGCCCCUUGCUUGCUUUCGUGCAUGCUUAAGACAAAAUAAAAAAAAAAAUCACUCACCCCUUUAAAAUUAAGGAGGUUUGCUAAUUUUCCCUCUAUGAUUUAUCUUUGACUCUUUCAUUUUUUGAUUUAAUUUCAUGAUUCAUAAUCUUCUGAUCGUGUUGUGAGGAGACAUGGCGACUUGUUAUUUUUUGCGCUUGUUUGGUGACGGAUUUCUUCUUGAAGGCCUCUCUAUCUGUUCUUUUUUUCAGAACACAGAGAAUAUUUUCCAAACCCUUGCCUUUCACUCCCUCCGAUUACAGGUGCUAAUGUCAUUUUGAGUAUUAAAUUACUAACUUGUUUUAUUUUUCUUCUUUUAUUCUUAAUUAAUGUCUAUUUAUUCAUCAAUGAUUGCUGUAUUAUUAUUAUUAUUAUUAUUAUUAUAGACAGGAUUAAAUUCUUUAUUGUGCUCUUUUUUGCUUUGUUUGCUGCUUUAUUUUAAUUAUUAAAUGUUUCAAUGUUUACAUGAUAGUUAAUUUAAUUUACCUCUGAUUACUCAUGUUGAUCUUUAGUGUAUAGCACAUACAGUUAUUUGGGAUUAUCAUUAUGCAGUAUGUUUGAGGAAGUGAAGACAUAAAGUUAGAUUGUGGAGUAUGAGCAGAAGGAUGUGAUGUCAGGGUAAACCUCCUUAAUCUAUACGCUGCAGUAGCCGCACUUGAGCCUCUUCCUACAGGCCAGCAUGAGUUUGGCCCACUUUAAAUCUCUCUACUCAUAUAAGGCCUGGACUCGAACUCUACAACAUCCUGCUGUCACUCCGCUCGACCGCUAAAUACCGCUCAAUUAUUGGGUAGAGCUGAAGUGACUGGCAGCUUUUUUGUAAUCUGUAAUGGACAGCCAAAGUUAAUGGAAAACAGUCAAGUGUUUGAUGCCAGGUCUGAAGAGUAGAUUCCCCCUCUUCAGGUUCCAGCCUUUUUAAUCCUCCCCCUGGCUAGGGCUAACUCACCCACCACCACGCUUUUAGCCGCCUGCUGCCUAGUUCUACCACUCUGACCUUGUCUUUUUGAAACCAUAGUGCACUGAUAACAUCUAGCAGCGAGUUAAUCUACUCUGCAUUUUGCUCCGUUUUUAUCCUCGAGACUGAAAAAGCUCAUCUUACCUGCAAAUUUAACUCCAGUCAGUUUAGAGACUUUGACUUAAAAGCAGCUUUUUUUUUCUCACAUGUCAAUGCUUUAAUUUGAUGAUUUGCAUGCGUUUUGAUUUGACUAACGUCUGAAACUCUAGUUUUGUGUUCAGUCCUAUCUUUGGAGGCACACUUGAGAAUGGCUUUGAGGGUUUUUUUAAGAGGGGAUUUCUUGCACAAUGAGCCACUGCAAAGCUUCAUAGAUUCACUGUUACCUGUUUUUUCUCCUUAUUUCUCUCCUCCUUUUUGGAUUUCUGUUCCUUAUGGUUUUGGUUUUUGGUUCUAUACCUUCUCCUCCUCCUUCUCCUACUCUUCCUCUCUGCUGGCUUCUCCCCUCCCUGUUGCGGCAUCAGACCUGAGCGCUCCUAAGAAGUGUCGAGCGCGCUUUGGGCUCGACCAACAGAAUAACUGGUGUGGCCCGUGCAGGUGUGUAUGGUGUGUGCUUGCACCAGCCGGGGCCAGGUGAAGGCUGCUGGGUAACUGUACACUGGGACUUCCUCUCUUUUUUUUUUUUUUUGCACACUGCUGCUGCCUCGUCCUCUCUUUCCCUUCCUUCUGUCUGCUCCGUCAGGCUACUGUGACCUCUCAGCUUCCUCCAGCCACGCCCUGCCGGUCUAUCUCCAGGCUAUCACUGUUAAUUUGUAGCUUCUGUUUUUAUGGGGAUGGAGGGCGUUCACAUUUAACCGCCACAAGUGUUUGUGUGAAUGGUGUCUGUGUGUUGAUGCAGGAUCAUUUCUGGGGUUGUAUUGCAGGAUUUUAAAAGUUCAAAAAGCCUCACUGAGAUUGGUCAGAAACUGGCAGGUCUGGGCUUGGAGGAUCUGGAGUCAGAUAUGGAGGACAUCCCAGUGUUUACCAGCCUAAACCUAAGCCCUGGCUACAUGUUUUUGUCUGUGCAAUGACGUGUCCAUUUUUUUCUUUCUUUUUCCUUUUUUGUUUUCUUUUUUUUUUUGUCUCUGUGUGUAUGUUUGUGUCUACCUCUUUGGCUAACAGAUGCAAAUACCCCAAAGAAGUGUCGUGCCUUGUUCGGGCUUGACCAGCUGAGUUUAUGGUGCAAACCAUGCAGGUAUAACUGCUGUAGUACCAAAUGGGAGGAAGACAUCCACUUUGAGCAGCUUCUUCUUCUCCUCCUAGAUUUUUACAUGUUUCCAUCAGUGCGGUAACAGAUGGCAAACUUCUCUGCUCCUUAUAUCCUCACUGAGGAGCUUCCUGCUAUAAAUUCCUUCGCAGCAAUUUUUCCUUAUUAAACUCAGUUCAAGCCAAGCGGCAGAAAAUGGAUUUGAAAAUAAGAUUACUCGAACGUUUUAUCUCAAAAUAUCUGGCUGGAAGAUCUUGAUUUCCUAAUGUAAUUUGGAGUAACACUUCUUUACGAUCUAACUUGUUAUGGUUGAAAUCCAUUUUCUCCCCGGGCUGUGGAUAAUUCCCUCCCAUCCUAACUGUCAUGUUUGUUCUAAUUGGCGUCCUUUUUGAAUAACAAUGUUAUGCUUACAAAUUUAGCCCUGCUUUCUAUGAGGGCCUGCUCAGUGACACUCUUUUCUGUGCCCUCUUCCUCCUCCUCCUCCUCCUCCUUCUCUUCCUCCAAACUCCUCUUCAAUAACCCUUACUUAGUCCCUACCUGUUGUCUUUCUGUUCUGACACAAGCAGUCUUUGAAUUGGGAAUAUUUUCAUGGUAGGUAUUUGUUUCUGCUAAGUAAUACCCUUCUCUGUGUCUGGCUUGCACCACACCCUGCCCCACUCUUUUUCUGACACAACCAGCCAUCACAACACAUCGUUUCUCAUCGUUUCUGGUGCUACACCUUUCCUUUCUUGUUUGUCCGCCUUUGUCCGAAAUUUUGAUGGUUUUUGUAUUUUUCUACCACUUGAAGAGGCAAUACUGGGCAGUUGAUAAGCUUAUUUCUACACACAUUGAAUCUCCCGUCUCUUCAGUCCAUCUCUCUGUCGUCUCAAUCUGCCUCUCUUAACACUGAUAUUAUCGAAAAUGCUCCAUUAUUUCUUAAACAACGAUAAGAGAUCUGAAAAGCGCAGUGAUUCCGUCUCCAUCCGAGGAGCCGAGAGGUUAAAAGUUCUCUCUGGGCUCCAUUUCCUAAAAGAUGCAUCUGGUGUAAUUUCCCCCGAGAGGGAGAAAUCAAUAACAUACACGGGCACAUACUAUGAAUCGAUAUGUCUGUUAAAAAAUGGAUAUUAGCUCAUUUGUUGCAGUUUGACAGACAGUUAUGGAGGGCAAGAUGUGUAUGUAGUGGCAAAAUGAUACCUUUUUACGGCCGGUCGAUACGCCCCGCACCACCCACUGCUGCAGUAUCAGUGCAGGGUGCACUUAAAAGCCUCAUCCCUGUUUUUUCCAGACUUCUUUUAGUCUUCCUUACUGUCCCGUGUUGUUGUACUUAUCACAAGUGCAUGUCUGUCUUUCACUCUAGCAUGCAACCAAGGUUUUGUUGGCCCUUUUCAUGUGAUUUUUUUUCUCUUCUUAUCCUCAGUUAUCUGCGCUCUCUUUUAGGGUUUAAAUAUAGGCUUUAAAAUUCAUAGAGGAGGUUUGAUUCGAUAACUCAAAUUAACUCAAGAUCAGCCGUGUGUUUUUCAAAGGCUGCUUCCUUUCUUUUCCGAACACCUUGGUCUUUUUACCUACUCACUCCUAGUUUUAAAUACUUAUACUCUGUGGCCUCCGGGCGUCAAAAUGAUAGAGUUGAGAGCUGAGAGAGAGGUCACUGCCAGGGUCAGGCUAAAGAUGAAGUGGGCAGAUGUACUGUAUAGCCUAUUCCCCCUUAACCAAAUCCGAACACAGCAGAGUCACCACACAUAAACGCAACAAUACCCUCACUCUCUCUUAACUCCCCCCCCUCCUCCUGUGCUCAUCCAUCGGGUUCCACCGAGCACAAACGGGCCUGGCCUCAGGACUCGGCAUGCAGAGGGGGGGAGGGUCCCGACCCCUGGCGAGAAUGCAAACAUGGUGCCUUGACCCCUCACGCACACACACUCGUGUCUGUGGGGCAGAUUGCACUGUAGUGUAGGAUCUUGUUGACUUUUUUUUUUUUUUUAGUAUUUGCCUCGUAUCCAAACUCUGUCCCCUCAGGAGAAGAGAGAGUAGAGGUAGAGGAGCGAGACAGGUCCAGUAACCUCGUGUUGCUGGAGAGAAGAAAAAAAAAAAAAGAAGGCUGAUCCCCCAGCUGUAGCUCUGUCUGUAAGAGAGGCUGGUUUUACAUCCAGAGAGCAACCAUUACUCCAUCUAAACUGCUUCAUAUCCUUCUCUUACAUCCUCAUCUUCAUCCUUACCUCUAUAUGUGCUUUAAUUUCCCUGCCGCUUCCUGUCCAGGUGCUUCACCUUUGACCUUUCCUUCAUGUCUGUCCUGUCUGAUGGUUCUGUAUUUGGAAAUCAACGCCAAACUUUCCUCUUAGCACAAAGUUCACAGAGCUGCUUAAAUGCAUCUUGAAAAGAUCCAACUACAGGAAACAAAAGUAUCACUCAGUUUUGGAGAACGUCUUGCCAAAAAUUUACAGAAUUGGGCGUUAAGAUAUUUGCGAUAAGGGGAUAGAGGAAAACUUGUUUUAUUUUUUAAUUCAAACGUCAAAGGUGCAUUUAAGUCAGCAACAGUGCUAAGAGGCAAUCCGUGUCGAAGAUGUGGUGCUAAAAAAUGUUUUCUUUUUCUUGCCUUGUCCCUCAGGAGAAAAAAAAAGUGCAUUCGCUACAUCCAAGGUGAAGGCAGCUGUGCCAGUCCUCCCUCUACGGACGGAAGCUUACUAGACUCCCCCCCAUCCUCCCCCUCCUCAGUGGUCCCCUCCCCCUCCUCAAAAGAGUCCAAACCUCAGACUGAACAAAUGCAACCUCUCUCACUGACUAUGAAACCGGCCCACCAGCCACUCCACCACCCGCACCUCCUGGCUGGGCCUCCGCCAUCAUUGGUUCAGCUGGAAAACUCCGCUGCAGCUAGCAAAACGCCUGGCGCCUCCUCCCACAACGGAGCCCUGGAGCACGGCGGCGACGUCUCGUCCUCGCGGCAGCCGGGCUCCUCUGUGGCGUCCUCGAUGGCCCGGCCCUCGGCAUCGCUGUGUCAUUCCCACUCGCUCCUCCCCUCCUCGGCCCCUCAGCCUCUGUCGCUAGUGACCAAGUCUAUAGAAUAGUCUGCCCUAUUCUUCUCCUCUUUUCUAGCUCUGCACACACACACCUUUCUAGGCCCUCACUCUGCUAUAUUUCACUUACCGUCAGCUCUUUUUCUCUUUCUGUUUCUGUGCCAUAAGGCUUUGAAAUUUUAGUUCUUGUUUUAUUAAAGUUCAUUGGUCAAUAUUUGACCCAUCAUUAUCAAAAAAAUCUAAUUAUUAUAAAGAAAUGAUACAAUGAGCUGUAGUAUAGCUUUGUGAAUCUGCCAAAAUUUUUAUGACUUUUGUUUUGUCUUUUUUGUAGUGUUCAACAGUGCAAACAGAAAAAAUUAUUUAGUUCAACUUUGAAAUGUUUAAAAGACGGAUAUAAAAAGGUAGGCUAGAUUAUUCAAUGAGCCCUUUUCUUGAAAGAGUUGGUUCUCCUUCUUUAUUUGUAUUAAAUACGAGCUCGCGAACCAAUCAUCUGACAUCAGUUCAAACUCUCAGAGGGCAUGAGGCUAGCGGUGACACCUCUCUGAGGAACAACUUUAAUUGUGAUGUUACUUGUUCUUGUUUAAAUGUACAGAAUAAUGGGGAGGGGGGGAUUACUGUGUUAAAUAUGCAUUCUUCCACUGCGUUGUCUUUUUUUCUUUGUUGUUUACCUAUGGGGUGGAGUCAGGCAAGUUGGGUGGGCUUGAGGGGAGGUCGGGGUGGGAGGGUUGAGGGUUAUUAAAUUCAAAAUGUCACAACGCUAGGACCAGUAGUAUUUAUUGCUUUAGAGAUUGCUUGUUGUAUCUUGUAUGUGUCUCUUUUUGACCUUUUUUUUUCUUAAUACAUUGUACAAAUAUUUUUUCUUAAGGUAAGCGACUUAUAUAUGAAUGAUCCAUUUUUACAAGGAGGUUUUAAAAAGGCAAAAUCUUUUUGUUAUUGAUUUCUUUCCUUGCUGAAAACCUGGAUUCCACUCAGUGUACUGUGUAGAUCUCAUGAACAGAAGUAUGCACAACUUCAUUUCAACAAAUGCGUCUAUAAGCCAUUUUACAAAAAGAAGAAAAGAAAAACUUGAAACAAGAGACAGUGGGUACCGUGUCUUCAGUAGUUGGAAACGUGUCUAAAGCCCUUCUUUUUUAUUGCACAGUCACAUCUCUCAGACUGUAGAUUCGUGUACAGAUUUUCCGUGCCAAAUUUUGUGAUAAUUUUCUCUGCCCCUCUCUAACCACGCUGUAGGGAUCUUUUUUUUGUUUUGUUUUGUUGUUGUUUGUUUUUUUUUUGUUUUUUUUUUAAUUUCGAUACCAUUCUUUGCUGUGACGUUACAUAGAUUGCUAUGUAUGUAGUAUAAAUGUUGCUAUAACAAAUGUGUUUGGUAGCAAAUUGUCAAAUAUUAAAAUUUAAACUUAAUAAAAAGGCGGACAUCAUACUGUAUAAACCCACAAGGGCCAAAUUAUGUAUAUUAGGAAGUUCAUAAAAAAACUAUUAAAUACAAAAAAAAUACACAAACUGCCACUUUUAAGUACACUACUACAUAUAGGUAGAUAGAAAAAAUAGGCAUGUUGAUGUUGCAAGAGGCUGUAAAAAAAGCUACAAGAGAAUCAUCCACUCGGUGCCAUUGUAGUUGACAUGACGCGACUGUAAUCUGUCGAUUUCUUCUCUGGUUUAUUAAGAUGCUAAUGAUAAAUAGUUUGAAUGUUUCCUUAACGGCUGUGAUGUUCCUGUUCUAUUUUAUGCUCUUAUCUUUUUGUUUGUUUGUUUUUUCCUGUUAUUUUAAAUGGUUCCAAAACCAUGUUUUUUUGUAAUGAAUAAAUGUUUAUGCUGUACAGUCUCUGUAGCAUGCAGUUCUGUAUUAAUAAAAGCAACUUAGUAUGUGCA
Messenger RNA from Xyrichtys novacula (pearly razorfish), 95060 nucleotides. Lineage: Eukaryota; Metazoa; Chordata; Actinopteri; Labriformes; Labridae. The record is from the annotation of a GenBank genome assembly.